CCUCCCUCCCCGCCCCCCUCCCUGAUGACGUGCGACGCACGGCACCAGUUCCCCGUCCCCAAGAUGGCGUCCAUCAUGGAGGGUCCGCUGAGUAAAUGGACGAACGUGAUGAAGGGCUGGCAGUACCGCUGGUUUGUGUUGGAUUACAACGCCGGCCUGCUCUCCUACUACACGGUGAGGACCGCCAGCACCUGCUUUACGGCCUGCGUUCCGCGCUGGUUUAGUCGCCAGGCGGGGAGGGGCGCGGAGCCUCCCCAGCCCGGAGCCCAAUCAGCACAGCUUUUGUUCUGGCGACUUCCAGUCUGCGCGUGUGCAGCCAAUCAGCGCUAGCUUCAGCCGGAGUUAUCCAAUCAGCACGCUCGGUUGCUGCAAAGCAGCCAAUCAGAACGCGGAUACGCCUGUCUGCUGCCCAGUGAGUGGGGCCUGUGCUGGUCCACAGUCAUGGGACAUGUCAGCCAGGAAUGCUGCUGGGAGGGGGUUCAACCCCCUCUGUGAACAUUGGGGGGCUCUGUUGGCCCAACUAUGGUUUAUGGUAGCCCUCAGACAAAACAUACACCUCAUAGUAAGACUUUAUAUGUCUCCACCCUCUCUGUGAACAUGGGGGGCUCUGCUGGCCCAACUAUGGUUUAUGGUAGCCCUCAGACAAAACAUACACCUCAUAGCAAGACUUUAUAUGUCUCAACCCCCUCUGUGAACAUGGGGGGCUCUGCUGGCCCAACUAUGGUUUAUGGUAGCCCUCAGACAAAACAUACACCUCAUAGUAAGUCUUUAUAUGUCUCAACCCCCUCUGUGAACAUUGGGGGGCUCUGCUGGCCCCAACUAUGCUUUAUGGUAGCCCUCAGACAAAUGACAAAACAUACACCUCCAUAGCAUGUCCCUAUAUGUCUCAACCCACUCUGUGAACAUGGGGGGGCUCUGCUGGCCCCCAAUUAUGCUUUAUGGUAGCCCUCAGACAAAUGACAAAACAUACCUCAUAGCAUGUCUCUAAAUGUCUCAACCGACUAUGUGAACAUGGGGGGUGGGGGCUCUGCUGGCCCCCAGUUAUGCUUUAUGGUAGCCCUCAGACAAAUGGCAAAACAUACACCUCAUAGCAAGUCUCUAUAUGUCUGUGUAUAAGAAAGCACUCUCCUACAUGCUGCAAAUAACUGUAUCUCACAGCAAUAAAACAAUGUGUUUUGAGUUUUAAUUUUGUAUAGAUUUUUUUUUUUUUUUUUUUGAAUUUUUACUUUUUUGGUCUUUUUGUAAAUGGGUUUUUCCAUUAUAUAACUUAUCUGGGUAUCAGUAAGUUCUCUGAAAGGUUCCCGAAUUGCCCUGCCACUUAACACGCCAGUAGCCAGACUUAAGGGGAGACUGUGGUCACUGAAACAACUUUAGCUUAAUGAAGCAAUUUUGCUGUGUAGAUCACUAAACUCAGAAACCUACGAAAAAUAUGAGGUUAGCGAGACAGUACCUGGCAAGAUUUAAGUUGCUUAAAAUACAUAAAUUAGGAUUUAAAUAAGUACUUUUAAAACAUAGUAUUUAUUUAAACACUCUACUUUUGGGUGUUUUACUUACAUUUUAAAAAAAUAAACGCUUCAUUUUAAAAUUACUUAUUUGAAUCCUGGAGCCUCCAAGUUCAUUGCGAACAACUAAUAUGGUGUCUCCAGUGUCAGCUGGUUUUUGAAGCCUGGAUUAUUAAUAUGAGGACCUGGAUAACUGCUGCUGACAUAGGUGGGAGUUGUUUAGUCAUACUCCUUUAUCAUUUUCUGUAUGUGGUUACCUUGCAAUAUCUAUCCGAGCAGACUUGCUGUAAAAACAGAAUCACAUAGCUUGUUACAAAUGAUGUAAUACUGUGUAGUCUCUAUUACACAACCCCAACAGUUGUUUCAUCAUACAUUGAGAAAGCGGCGCCAUUGUAUGGAAUUUCUUGAAUCCUAUUUUUUUUUUUUUUUUUAUCUGGGGAGAUUUGUGUUUCUGAAUGACAAUAUAAUUUGUAUUAUUCCCAGUUUGUUUGAGUGUUUUAGACAGAAGGCUGGUGGCAGGUGGUUGUAUAUCAGUAGUAGUGGGUAGUUACUCAGUUGAAGCUCUAUAUGUUGAACAUUAUCACACUGGUAUUUUUAGGAACAUUUACCAUGCAGAAGGGACACUUCAUUAAUAAUAAACUUUAAAGGAACACUUUAGGCCUUGCUGUAACAACCAUUUUCACAUAUGUUGAAUAGCUAAUGCAUUUUAAAGGAGGAAAAAUAUAUUUGCUUUAAAAUUCCUCCCUCUUCUGCUUAUGCACUGCAAGCAGAAGCAGCUAAUAGACAAACGUUUGCCUAUAUUUCAUAAAGUCCUGUCCAGCAGGAGUUUAUGGAAUGUUUAGUUCAACCCCCUGUUCCAGUUAAUAAGAUCUGAUCUCAUAAAUCGAAUUCUUCACCACUAUAACUGUAAAGCUCUACAGAAUAUGUUGGUGCUAUACAAAUACGACUCCUCGAACGGAUGUUCGUAACAAUACUGCUAGGCUCUCUUUCCCAAAACAAGGGAGGGAAGCAUAGAUAUGCUGUGCAUGCACCCCUGCACGCUCUAGUUGAACCGCAAGAUCAAAGCAAAAAAACUUCCUUUCGUGUCCGAGAGGGCAGUCUUAAAGGGCACCUAUAGUACCGAAAAUAACAGUAGUUUAUAGGAUCCCUUCUAUCAUUGAUCACUGUCUACCCCGCUUUGCUUAAAAUGAAAGAUAGAAAGAUACGACCUCUAUAAAAUACUAAUUUUGACUGUGGUGAAAUUUCACUGUAUCGGUCAGUCUGUAUAUUUUCUCCGCCUGACUUUCUUAGACUCUGGGCAGGAGCUAUAGGCUCAAUCCAGAUGGAAAUCACCUGUGACGACUGUGGGGAAUUGGCUCUGUCUAUGGAGGGUCUUGCAGGUUCAUCCAUAGAUUUGAAUGCUAUACUGUCAUUUCCAGCGGCCGCGAGCUGAGCUGACAGCUCAGCUCGCCGUCUUUUCCUGCCCCCUCUCCUCUGCUGACAGGCAGGAGAGAGAAGGCGCGCACACAGUGCCUUCUCUUUCCUGCACACAUCAGACGUAUUUUAAUACGUCUGACGUGUACAUGGCCUUUUUAGGGCCGUACAUGAUAGGAAGUCUCUCUGGUGGCAGUCUGAGUGACGGCCACUGGAGGUAUUCCUAUCAAUCAAUGUAAACACUGAAUUUUCUCUGAAAAUACAGUGUUUACAUUAGAUUGCCUGCAGGGAGCUAUAGAUCUCACCUGAACAACUACAUUAAGCUGUAGUUGUUCAGGUGACUAUAAUGUCCCUUUAAGUAUCCUAAUAAUAUGCUGACACACAACUUUCUUUAAAGGAUUUUUUUUUACCUUUUGAACUGCAUAUUGAGGGAAGAGGUUUAGUGAUUUGGAUGUAGGUUAAAUAUUCAAGCCAUAGACAGAGGUGAACUUUUCACCCGCAAGUGUUUACUUAUUUUAUUUCCAGGCUAAUGUGGAAACAUUUAAUGGACCACUAUAGGCACUCAGACCACUUCAGCUUAAUGAAGUGGUCUGGGUGCCAGGUCCAGCUAGGGUUAACCCUUUUUUAAAUAAACAUAGCAGUUUCAGAGAAACUGCUAUGUUUAUAAUAUGGUUAAUCCAGCCUCUAGUAGCUGUCUCAUUGACAGCCGCUAGAGGCGCUUGCGUGCUUCUCACUGUGAAAAUCACAGUCAGAAGACGCCAGCGUCCAUAGGAAAGCAUUGUAAAUGCUUUCCUAUGAACUGGCUGAAUGCGCGCGCGGCUCCUGGCGCGCAUGCGCAUUCAGCCGAUGACGUCGCUAUGAAGGAGAGGAGGAGGAGGAGAGCUCCCCGCCCAGCGCUGGAGAAAGGUAAGAUUUUAACCCCUUCCUCUCCCCAGAGCCCGGCGGGAGGGGGUCCCUGAGGGUGGGGGCACCCUCAGGGCACUAUAGUGCCGGGAAAACUAGUGUUUUCCUGGCACUUUAGUGGUCCUUUAAUCGGUGCUAGCUGCAAGCACAUGGUUAGACUGGUUUUUUUUUUGCCCACCUUACUUGCCACAGGCAUCGUAGGAUAGACUAAAACUACAUGCUUUGCCGAUGACUGUCCACACAAUUGCUGAAUCCCCAUGUGAUUGCAUCCCAUGACAGCAUGCACCCAUAAAAUAAGAACUGGAUGCCCUGCUGUUAUUUUGGUUGUGGGUAGUUUCACUUGGCAUGUAUGGGGAGGAGAAAGCAAUAUUCAUGUAAAUACACCUUAAUAGGCUCAGUAUAUUUAUAUUUAAUCAAUUUAACAUAGAUAAAAUCUAUACCAACAUGAACUUGUGAACCACGUAACCUGUAAGUUACAGGUUCAGCUUUAUUUACAUUGAUAAACUGGCACUAUGGAAGGAAAGGCAGAGUAUGCACAUGCUCAUACGGCAUUGCAGUGUAGGUGCCGGAGCAUCUUGGGACAUUGAUAUUCUACAGAUGUGCAACAGAAGUAUUUAAAAAAAAAUUUUUUAAAAAUAAUUGUUUUUUUCUUCUAACAUCUUUAGCUUAGUGAAGUGGUCACUGCUCAAUUCUCUGCCACUUAGGAGUUAAAUCACUUUGUUUAUACAACUUUAGCCACACCCCCCUGCAUGUGACUUAGUCUCCCUAUGCACUUCCUGUAAAGAGAGAUCUAAUUUUAAAGGCUUACUCCAGCCUCCAAGACCACUUCUUCUGCUUUUAGAAUUGUCAUGGAGCAAGUAAUUUUGCACCAUAAACAAAAGGCUGCAUAAACAAAGUGAUUUAACUCCGCACUCAGUAAUAAUGCAUAGGCAUGAUUGUAACGGCCCUUUUUGCACACAAGAGGUUAGAAACCGUUUAGGCGAUAUUCCCCUUUCAGAUGCACAGACAGCUACUGCAAGCACCAAUCUCCCGAACUGCAAACUACACGAAUCCUCCAACUCCCGAACAGGAAACACACAAACACUGGAAACAGCCGAACAGGAAAAGCAUACAAUCAGCUUACACCCAUGGCUAUCUGGGGUGAUGCUGUUCAUACGGUUAAACUACCGAAUGAACAGUCAUUCGGUUCCACUACCGAAUGCAGAGGUAAGGAGGCUGGCGGCUCAGCCGUGUUCGCGCAAAUAAGUGUCCGUUUCCAGUUCCUUAGUUUGGGCGCUGAACACCGCUGGCCGUUGGGGAGUUAAAAUGGUCGCUGCCACGUGUUCGGCAAACAAAGGCCACCCAGCGUUAGUCAAUUAAGCUGCGGUUAACUGCAGCUUCUGGGCGGUCAAUUGACGGCACACUCCAGUUCCCAGGUGGUCGAUCGUUCGGUAGAUUGAAUCUACCGAACACCCUGGCAGAAAGGCACGAAUAAACCUUUCUGCAGGGAAAAUAAAAGGUUUUAAAUGCCGGGCCAUAGUCUAAAGGGAGCAGGCGAGCAACCAGGCUCCUCCAGUGGACAGUGGCGAGGCUGGUUCUGCCACAAUGAUCUAUACCAAAACUGCUUCAUAAUGUUAAAGUAGUUUGGGUCACUAUAGUGUCCCUUUAAUUUUAAUUGUGUCCCCCAUCUCACUUCUCUACCAAUUUACACUGUGUAAAUUUUUGUCCCUUUUAAAUCUUAGCUUGAGCUUGUGAAAUGUACCUUAUUUCUAUUUUUUUGUUCUUUAAUAUAUUUACCAUGUUUUAAUAUUCACCUUUUAAAUGCACUAUAGUGGCAUACAUAGCAGUCUGACAAUGCUUGCUGCUUCACAAUCGUGCUUGCAUUAGUUAAAUGACACUUUUGCUUGCUUGAACCUGUCCAUAUGUCUUAUCAGGAAGAAUUGAUCAGGCCAAUUUCCUGUUAGUGUCUGGUUUGCCUAUUGCAACAUUGUCAAACUGUGUGCCCACCCAAGCCAUUGUAAAGCCAGUAGGAGAAAUAGGUGAAUUUUACCCUAAAGAUAUAGAGUUAUUUAAAAAAACACACACCCAUAACCAGGGGAGGGCUGGCAGCCUUAGUCCUGGGGGGCAAAACCAGUCAAGUGGCCCAUUGCACCACCAAAUCAGUUCAUCCAUGCCCACCUUUUCCUGGUUUUAUAAUGGAUAUUGAUGUUAUGCUAAUCAGUAGCUCUUUGCCAUACCCGCUCCUUCACGGCUCUGACUUUCAAUGUUGUCAGAGCGCAGGCUGAGAAUCUCUGAGCCUGUGCUCUGACUCACUAACUGAGCGCCGGAACCACGAGGGAGAGGAUAUAAUCUGACUGCACCUACUGCUGGUGCGCACCAGUGGACCACCAGCGAAUCGUUUAAAUUGAAUAUGCUGGUGUACCCAACUUGUGAGCUGUGUUGGCCGCCGGGCGCCUCUGUUGUCAUGGCACCCUGCGUGACCGCACAGCUUGCACACCCCAACGUCUGGCCCUGCUGACACAUACUGAUGUUACUACUUAGAAAUCCCUCAAUAUUAAUACAGACAUCAGAGUAAACACCAAUAAACUGUGGAAACAGAGCUGAUCCCCCAAAUUUAUAAAGAUUUGCUUACUGGAUUUGUUGUAAGAUUAAGUCAUGCCUCCUCCUCUCUCUCUCCCAUGCGCUGCUCUGUAGGCUGGGAGGAAGUGAAGAGUAAUCACAUUCUCCCAGCACAGCACCACCUGUGGCUGCAUGGGGAACAGCUGUUUAAUGUAAUGCUUGCAGGACGGCCAGCUGCCACAGAACCUCUUUGUUCCCGUCUCUGCAAAGGGCUCCAGGCACUGCUUGUUGUGAGUGUGAGCCACUGUAAAUUAGGGGCAGAGGGCACUUGCACUGUGGUAAAGACAGGUCUGGGCAGGAGGAGAGUGCAGUGCAAUUAGUGCACUCCCCUCCUGUGGGUCACCAGUAGACUGGUGCACCUGCCCAGGAUCAGAGCCGGUGCAAGGAUUUUUGCCGCCCUAGACAAAAGAAAAAUUUGCCGCCCCCCCAUGUGACAUCACAAUGCCCCACCCAUAUGAUCUGCCAUAUGAACUAACGCCAGUGCUGCACACAGUGUGUGUUUACAUUAAAAAACCUGCAGGGACCAGCUAUAGACACCAGAACCACUUCAUUAAGCUAUAGUGUCCCUUUAAUGUGAGGUAAAUUAUAGAUUAGUGUCACUAAUAAUAUACUAGAUUGCCUACUUACAACCAGAUGAGGAUGAUGAUGGGCUGCAGUUUGGCUCCACUGGUCUGGUGUAGAACAGGAUCUCUGGAGGCUGUUUGCAACUGUGGUUACAAAAUUCAAUGUUCUGGGAGAAUUGGAAGCAGCUCCAUUUUUGGGGGGCCCCUUACACAGCUCAAGGUCUGAGCCCCAGGGCCUGACGGUGAGUAUGCCCAUAAGGCCCACUCAUAAGUCCACUUAUAUGUUCCACCCACCCAUGAAUUCGCUCACAGGGAGUGGAGUGUGUAGGGGAUGUGUUAUGUGUUAUUGUAGAGGAUCUAAUAUGUGUGCUUUUGGUAUGUAGUGUAUAGGGAUACCAGUUUGUGUGAAGUGGUAGCAGUGUGUAUUUGUGUAUAAGGGAUGUAUUGUGUGUUUCUGGUUGUGUAAGGGAUGCAUUGUGUGAAUCUGUGUAUGCAUAAGGGAUGCAAGGUGUGUGUCUGUAUGUGUGUGCAUUGAGUGUAAGAGAUGCAUUGUGUUUCUGUGUGUAUGUAAGAAAAGCAGUGUGUGUGUUUGCAUGUGUAUGUAAGGGUUUGCAUUGUGUGUGUCUGUGUAUGUGUGCAAAGGAUGCAUUGUCUUUGUGUGUAAGGGUUACAUUGUGUGUUUCUCUGUGUGUGUAAGGGUUGCAUUGUGUGUGUGUGUGCGCAUAGUGUAAAAGAGCUCUGUCUUGUCCCCUGUCCUAUAGAGCUGUCCCUAAGAGCUCUCCCCUGCCCCUUAGUCUUACCCCCUUCCCUGUGUUCUUCUUCCUCCUCCCUGUGUUCUUCUUCCUCCUCCCUGUGUUCUUCUUCCUCCUCCCUGUGUUCUUCUUCCUCCUCCCUGUGUUCUUCUUCCUCCUCCCUCCGUUCUUCUUCCUCCUCCCUGUGUUCUUCUUCCUCCUCCCUGUGUUCUUCUUCCUCCUCCCUGUGUUCUUCUUCCUCCUCCCUGUGUUCUUCUUCCUCCUCCUGUGUUCUUCUUCCUCCUCCCUGUGUUCUUCUUCCUCCCCCUGUCUUCUUUCCCUCCCUCCUCCCCCCUCCUCCCCUCUUCUUCCCUCCCCCUCCCCUCUCUUCCUCUCCUCCCUCUCUUCCUCCCCUCCUCUUUCUUCUCCUCCUCCCUCCCCCUCUUCUUCUUCCUCCCUCCUGCUUCUCCUCCCCUCGGCUUCUUCCUCCCCCACCUCCCCCUCGGCUUCUUUCUCCCCCACCUCCCCUUCCCUGUAGCGUGGCCGAGCUCCUCUCCGGUCCGCUGUGCCCAGCCGGAGUGAUAGAAGGAGCAAACUCAGUGUGCAUCUUCCUAUCAUUCCGGCCGGGCACCGCGGACCAGAGAAGAGCUCGGCCACGCUACAGUGAAGGGGAGGUGAGAAGCUGUGCUGCAGCCGCCAGAGGCUCUUAACAGAGCGCUCAGGCGGCUGCAGCAUUAGGACCGGCCCUGCAUCGGCCGGUUUUAAAAGGAUUUGGGGCGGCCUUGGGGGCAAUUGCCUCCCUGCCCCCCAGCCUAGCCAGCCCCUGCCAAUAACGGCUAUUUUCCGUACUGCGUUUUCCUGGGAAAAUGAAUAGGAGCUUGUGCACUAGAGCUGGAGUUAAAUUUCACUGGCGUCACUGCUGGCAUAACUGUCAAUGCUAUGGUUGUGUGGGAAUAGAAAGGUGACACCUUUGUAUGAGAUUUACUAUGGUGGAAAGACUGUACAUGCAUGAGUGUUUGAUGUAAUGUGUGAAAUGAUUUUUGAUAAUUAGUAGUCUGACUUUUUAAUAGUCACUAUAAUGUCAAGAAUUCAGUAUGCUUGUGUCUUGAUCAGUAAAACGUACUAUUUAACAGUCCUGCAAUCUUCAGUGGAACAUUCCUUAUAUCUCGCCUUUCUGUAUUUUGUUUUCCUUAUUCUGACCGUAUUCCACCGUUAAAUGAGAACAUGGAUACAGAAGCCCCUUGUAGAGUAAGCUGACCUGCAGAAUGUUAUGUUAUUAGUUUUAUAAUGCUCGUUAUACACAUAACUAUUUGAAAUUCUUAUAUUAAAGUGUUAAAAUUCACGCCAAUUUGUUCCUUUAGCCCUACAUAAAUCAGGGGAACAUAAGUCUGAUUAGGUUUGCUUUAACUGAUUGAAAACCAGUCCCUGUUGAGGUUCUUAAACAGCAUGUUUUAAAGAAGAAUAAUCUUCUAUUUCAUACACUUUAUUUAGAGGUUGUCAUGCCUCUUACAGUGAGAAACAAGGGAUGACCAGGAGAAACAUUUUCUGAAGAGCUCUUUUCAUUUUCUGUCACAAAAUAAAGUUCUAAUGUUUUUGUUUUUUUUCUUCUUUUCAUUUCUUUUUCAGUCGAAGGACAAAAUGAUGAGAGGAUCACGGAGAGGAUGUGUCCGGCUCAGAGUAAGUACAUUAAAUAGUUGGUCGUUUUCAACUAACUUUGGUUUAGGAAUUGCCAGGUACAGUGUUUAAUUUACCUGGCUAAAUGUUAUAUUGUGCUGAUGUUUAUUAAGUGAAAAUGACUGCUUUGAUGUUUGCAGACUUAAUAUGCUGCAAGUGGAAAAUCGGCUUAAGACAGUUUUGUUAAAAAAUCAUCCUUGAAAUAUUUCCUUGGCAAAGGCAAAGACUUUUUUCAAUGAAAAAGACACUGCAAGCACUGUGCUGUAGUUGUUAUGGUGUCAAGUGUCCUUAAAAACCCCAGUGUUAUUAGUGCAACUACUGGGUGUUGCUCCUCUCCUUCACCAUAGCUUGCAGGCCACGUGCAAGCUCUACGCCUGAGCUAAGGCAGGCAAUUCUGGGCUUAGCUCACUGGCUGUGAGUAAUUGGUUGACAGUCUCAGCCACUGAGCAAGCCCUUCCAUGCAGGAAUUAGCUCACGAGAGAUAACAGAGCUCUUAUUAAGAGAGAAGUUAUUAAGCCAGAGCUUUCAGCUCCCCAAAGUUUGUGAGAAGAUGGGGAACGGCACCAGUGGACUCCAAGUAAGAAGUUAAACCAUUCUGAAAGGGUUUGACUACUUAUAUUAGCGGGCUCCAGGGCACUCUAGCGCUUAUGGUGGUUUGAGUGUUUCUUUAAUGCAUAGCAGUAUGACGAAGUUGUAUGUACAGGAGAAUAUAGCUGCAAUUGACUAGUAUGUUCCCCAUCCUUUAUAAUUUUGGCAUGCUAUGGGGAAGCCAGUGACCUUAAUAAUAGUGUUGGUUUGGUUUUCUGUGAAUGUUGACAGACUAGGAGAUCAUGAGGUGUUGUUGAUCUGUAAACGCGAUAAUUCUGAGCCAGCCACAUGUUUAGCACUGCAUCUAUCUCUGCUGUCAGAGAAUGCAAACACUGCUUGUUCCACUAGUCAUAGCUGCUGACUAUCCUACUAUAUUGUUAGCUAGGUUAUGUAUUUGCAUUUCUUUUAGGGUAUGGUAAACCCUGGGUCGGUUUGAGCAAUAUUUAGUUAAAUGACAUUUAUUUUUAUCUUCCUGUUUUUUUUGUUUUUCUAAUAUUUUGUAAAAAGCCUACGUUCUGCGAGUGUGCAGAAGCUGAAAAGGUGUGAUUGAAAGUGUUUUUGUGUGAGUCAUUUGUGUUUGCUUCCUAACUCUAUAGGUUUGAUUUCUGACUGAUAUAGGAUUAACCUUUCUGCGCAUGUUUCUAUUGCUCAGGGUGAUUAUUUUUGUUUAAACUGCGUCAACUUUAGAUAAACCAUUUAAUGAUACAUUUUUAAAACUAAACUUGCACCCAAAAACUUGUGGCAUUUGACUUGUAAGCGAGACACAGUGGCAUUCUUUCUUUAAAAACUAAAUAAAAUCAUAUGCUGUCAUCCAAUUUGUGCAUUAGUGUAGUCAAUUUUCAUCUUGAUAACUCGUACACAGGCCGUUGCAAUGGCAGUGAAAUAAACUGUUUACAGAUCAUGUUAGCGGAAUUGUCCAUAUGAUGGCUCGGCACACGGAUAUGUAAAUAUUUUUGUCCAAAAUCCAUCAGAUCCAUCAUUGUUGGGGUAUGAUAUUCUAUUCUUUGUUGCUUGAUGUAUUAGAAAGUUAGCUUAAAUGACCACUAUAGUGCCAGGAAAACAUACUCGUUUUCCUGGCACUAUAGUGCCCUGAGGGUGCCCCCACCCUCAGGGUCCCCCUCCCGUCGGGCUCUAGGGGGAGGAAGGGGUUAAACUUACCUCUUUCUCCAGCGCCGGACGGGGAGCUCUCCUCCUCCUCGGCUGAAUGUGCGUGCGCAGCAAGAGCCACGCGCGCAUUCAGCCAGUCUCAUAGGAAAGCAUUCUCAAUGCUUUCCUAUGGACACUGGCGUCUUCUCACUAUGAUUUUCACAGUGAGAAGCACGCAAGCGCCUCUAGCGGCUGUCAAUGAGACAGCCACUAGAGGCUGGAUUAACCCUAAUAUAAACAUAGCAGUUUCUCUGAGACUGCUAUGUUUAUAGAAAAAAAGGGUUAAUCCAAGAUGGACCUGGCACCCAGACCACUUCAUUAAGCUGAAGUGGUCUGGGUGCCUAUAGUGGUCAUUUAAUACAGUAAUUUAAAAAAAAAAAAAUUCCAUAUGGAAGUGUCUGUCUGGAUGAAUUUGGGGAAUUGUGACGUUUGUGUGUAUUUCUCCAUGAUUACAAGUAGGUGGCGCCACUGACAUGGAAUUAAAUUGCAAGAACUCUUCCUGCACCUCUGUUACCUUAUUGCCCUUACAGCAUAGAUGUUUGUGAAUUGUUUUAUUUUUUUUCUGUGUUGGUGCAGGAUUUGUUAUUGUUGCAUACUGUUUAUUCUUUGAAGCUAACUGUAGAGUGCAAUGAUGGGGCUUGGGCUGACCCUUUGAUACUCUACGUUAAUUAUUCCUUUGGCCCCAUCUGCGUUUAAAGAGGGUAAUGAUAAGGAUGAUUAGUGCAAGGAUGUCCAACUCAAGCUAUAACCCCCCAUAAUUAUUUGUCUUAGACUGGCAGACUAAUAAGUUACUGUUUAACCACAAUGGGAGGCCUGCACCAACUUUUUUCUUGUGCUUUAUCCUGAACCUAACAGAAUGUAUGAGCUUCCACCAAAUCAGUGGCAAAACCCAUCAUGGAGAUUUAAUUAUGUACAUCAUGUAAAGAUGGCCACCCCAGGGGAUAAAUAUGCAGAAGUGUGACAAAUUCUUAUUACUGCAAGAGUACUGUCUCUCAUUUAGAAAACUCCUACAUUUAUUGACCGUGUAUUUGUAUUUCUGGUACCAACUUAUUUUGUUCUAAUCUGUUAUAGCAACUCAUUCUAAAAAGAAACUAAGCAUCACUAAAGCCAUUUAAUUUAUUCUUUUGGCCUACUAAAAGCUGAUAAAAGUUAAUAGAAGCAGUAUUCUAAUAGAACUAAAGAACACAGGAAACCCAAGAAAUUGGGGGAAAAUAUCUUGUAUUAUAUAAACCUUAUUUUUUUGCUCUGUUUUUUUUUAAAUUUAUUUAUUUUUUUAUUAUUAUUAUAUAUGUACAUCCUUUUUUUUAAUUUAUUUUAUUUUUUUACCUUUUCCCUUGCUCAUUCAAAUUCACCAGCUAUUUCACCCAUGGUGUACUGCUUCCUGUUUAAGUUAUAUAUUAAUAAACUAAUGAAUAAAUAAGCAAUCCUCAUGUGUGGCCUGAGACCGGUCCUGGCUGCCUUACUCCACUGUUUAUAAUUUGCAAGGAUGCUUGUUGGUUAAAUGCAAAUUCCUUCCUGUGAGCUGGCUUCCCCUGGCGGAGAGCUCUACCGCAGUGCUGCUGUGAUCCGCUCUGUGUUGCUGAUGUCACUGAUGCCCAAUUCAGCAUUCUGCUCUUUGUUCCACAGGGGGCUGUAAUUGGCAUAGACGAUGAGGACGACAGCACCUUUACUAUAACGGUUGAUCAGAAAACCUUCCAUUUCCAGGGUGAGCGAAAACAACUUCUUCUUCUACUUUCUAUUGCUAUCUACACUGUGGACACAAAUCCCACCAUCAAGGCUUGCUUUAAGUAUUUAGCGAGACGCGUGAAUGCUUGGUGCUGCUAUGGGAUAGUUUGCCGUUCUGCAGUGCAUAGACAAACGUGAUAGACAUACGACCAGGAGAAAUCAGGCAUUCCCUGUCUUAAAAGCUGACUCACUGAAGCAAAAUCUGCAUUGUGUGCAGCUGCUUCGUAUGGGCUGGUCACCGCACACUAAAUGCAUUUUCCAGGCUGGGAUUCAGUGUCCGUACAAAGCAAGAAAAACUACCAGUUCAGUUUGUGAUUACUGAACCUGCUGUUGCUUUUUUUUAAAGGUGGAGUUUCCAUGCAAGACUGCAAGUUUUUCUUCCUUUCUUUCAUCUGCAUCCCCUAUUCACCAUUUGUUCCUCCGCUUUUCUAAACAUUUCAACCCAUAAUAACUCAAACCAAUGCCGUCUGUCACUGCUAUGUUUCGGCAUUGCAUGCUAUGGCUCCACCGUAGAAAGGGUAAGGCAUAGUUGCUUGUCCUGUAAUUUGCAAACAGCAUGAGCCAUGAACGUGGGAAUUGUUUUCUUUUAAUAAUCUGAUACCUAGAAACGUAUCAGUUUUAUAAAUAGUUUUGAAUUAAUUGGAUGCAUGUUUUGGGACUUGCCGUUCUAGUCAUGAUUAUGUCAAGGUUUUAAUUCAAAUUCUCAACUCCUUAUGCAGAAAUAACUGGUCGUAAGCUAGGUGAUAUUAGAAUACAAGAAGCCCAUAUGCCAUUUUAUUUAUCUGAAUAAACUUCAUGGUCUAAUUUAACUUGUAAUUGGGAAAUCGUUAUAAAAUUACUAAAUGUUGGCCAAAAUAUCAUUGAAAACAAAAUUCAACUUGCCAAGCUAGAGAAUUAUUAUUUUAAAUUCUGCUGUUUGUUUUCCUUGUAAUUUGGUUACUAAUUCACCACAAUUUGCCACAUGUGCAUGUUUAUCAUAACACGAUCACAUUUAUCAUUUUUAUUUUUGUUUUUCCUUCAAAUGUGUCUGUGAAUAUGAAUUCUGUUUUGUUGUCUCUUUACAAGAUUCUUCUGCAUAUUUUAUAUUUUGAAGUGGAGUUUUAGAAAAUGUCUUUUCGGGAUACAUAUCUAAAAUGGUUAAUUCACUGUCACUAAAAAGUCAAGAAAAGGACAUUCUUACUAGCGCAGAUUCAGCCUUGCAGUGAGGAAAUAAGUUUUGCUUGCUACAUAACCGAUUGGUGUAAAUGGUAAACAAUUAAAUGGAUAUUGUGUAAGGCAAUAUUAUUGGCUGUAGCAGCCCUGCCAAUCACAUUACCAUACAGCGAUCACAGCAGCAAGCCAACUUUCAUAAAACCAUUUGCUUUUAAUGCCACCGCUUUCCUCAGUUUUAAUGUUGAAGACUUUUUACAGCUAUUUUACUCAACUUUUUUGGGGGUAAAUUUUUUUUUAAAAUGGUAAGACAAAUAUUUUAUUUCACAGGGCAAAAUUAUUGAACACAUCCAUUUGGAUGCUUUGUUUCAGGGCCUCUAGGCAUUUCAUUCUGACUUUCUUCCCAGCAGGGCUAACCUGCUUUGCUGUCCAAAGUUAAUUGGGUUAAUGACUGAGCUGGGAGAACCACUUUUGCAAACCAGAAUUCUGUUACUCAAAGAUUCUGCAAAAUCACUUCAUCUUAAUUGAAGUAAUUUGGGGGCACAGAUGCUGCCACAUUAGCCUUCCUUAUAAAAUAGUGCCACUUCUGGUAAACACUGUUUACAAUUGGAGGUUUCCAUGACUAGUGGCUCUUAGACCACCCACCACGCAGGACUGGAAAAGAUUCAGUUCUGGAAUGAUUUUGGCGUGUGGCAUCAGCGUGCAAAGUAUGCUGCUACCAGGCGCUGUGUGCGUCCUCUGCUUCUCAAUAACAAUAAAACACUGGAUUGGUGAUCAUGGCUAAUGCAAUACAUCCUUAGUGUGUACCGAGUAGUACUGAGAUAAAGGUAAGAUUUUAAUUUAUUUAAUGAAUACAUUUAGAAAAAAAUGUGUAGAAGCAAUAAUCUGAAGAUUAGGAAUUUAAUAUAUAUUUAAAAAAAAAUCAAAGUGAACCGUCCCCCCUUUUUUUUUUUUUCUUCUUAUUGAGUGAACAAGCAGUUACAUGCGGUAAAUAAGACAUCACAUUAAGUACUAGGCACCAAUGCAGGCUUCACAACCACUCAAUUUUAUUUUAGUUUAUUUUUCUUCUGUGUAAUAGCAGGUACAAAUAGACAUGUCAUAACAGAAGGGUAACAGGUACAAUAUUAAACAUGUCCCUUCACUCACAGCCAAGGCUAAGGAUGAACAACCAUAGAUACUUAUAGGAAACUUGCCAAAUGUGAGGAGGUAUAAGAGGACCGAUAACUAAGUGAAUGAAAAAAGCACAUGGGGAAAAAUGACUUAUAAAAUGUAAUCACGUGACAUAAAGUAAAUCUGCCUUGUAAGUAACCGGUACCAAAGAGCCGGCCAAUGCCGCAGCUAGGCCACGUUGCGGAGCUUGGACUUCGCCACCUCCGCCCCAUGCUUGCAAGGGAAGAUAAAUUGGCCUGUAUAAACCGGCAUAGUGGUGCCCCAAUAUUCCCGCUCUCCAGACCCAGAACGUAGUGAGCGUCAACAGCAAAUAUCCAUGAAACCAGGCCGCGAGGACAUGGGCAGGGACUUCCACUCUGGUCAGGUAAAAACCUGGUCACUUUUGCUCCCAAUCAGGUGCAUGGCACCCCAAGAGUGGGUCUGCUCCUGUCAGAGUUCAGUGUCCAUGGUAAGUAAGGUCUAGAAUUCAUUGUAUUUGCACUAGAAUGGAGGAGCUACAGGGUUGUGCGUUGUCUAUGUUGGCAGUCAGGGCCUGCAAAAUAAAUAAAUAUAUAGUGUGUGUGUGUAUAUAAUAUAAUUUUUUAAAUUUAUUUUUUGUCUUCUGGUUUAGGUAUAAUACAAUUCUUCAUGAAUAAUCUGGCUAAAUGCUUUAUUUGAGCUUGGUUAAUGAUUUUAGUUUCUAGUGCUGUAGUUCUCCUUUUAUUUGUUAUUAAUAUAAAUAUAAUUAACUCUUUAUGUGUACCUUAGAGAGACUCUCCAGUCCUUUAUGCUGAAAUGCUUUAGUGCCUAAACGAUUUUUAAAUACUCGCUAUGCGCCCCAUUAAUUGGCUGAGAGUGUCAGCUCAUGUUCUCAGCCUAUCACUUCUUUUUGGGCAAAUGCAUCUGUGCUGAGCAGCUCUAGCAUGCCGAGAUUUCAAGAGACGUUAUCACUUUUUAUAACAUUACUUUAGUAACAUAUACCAGAUGACAAGUAAACUUCUGGAAGGACUUUUUACCUCACUCACUUUGAACUAUAGUUUAUAGUGGAAGUGAAUGCUUUUGGUAGAGAAGCAUUGGUUUCAAUGCUUACCUUUGAGAAGCAUUGCUAGCGCAUCACUUGUUUCUCAAUUCUUCUCCGUGAGAAGUAUCUGAUGGGGCACAAGUCAUCAGUACUGAUGACUUCACAGGAUACAGCUUGGCGCUUCAGUGAGAACUCUCCUGGAAUAUAGUAAAAUUAAAUAUGAAUAGCAGAUUGGAAUAAAAAUCUCCAUCUUUGUUAUAGUCUUGGUUAUUUUACUCUACAUUUUUUAAUAUUCAGAUUUCUACUCACUCCAACACGAGGUUUGGUGAAUAACCCUGUAAGUAAGAUUAGAUUAGAUUAGAGAAAUUGCUGAAUAAGCGGAUAGCAGCAGCAGUAUUGCGGUAAUCAAUUUACCACUCCUAAUGGCAGCGGGCACCAGAGAUUAAAUAUAAAUCACAAACCAUAUAGCUAGUGGUGAGUUUUCAGGCUUACAGUAUGCUAUAGUACGGUACGUGGUAAUGGAUGUGGGGCUCGGGGUGUUCCUUUAACAUAUAAUUCAGAAACUCUGAUAUAGAGCAAAAGGUACAAAUUGGUUUUGGAGCAUAUUGUGGGCAUCAUCAUAGUACACAUCAUCAGACACACCAUUACUAUGUAAAAAAAGGUACAAAUUGGUUUUGGAGCAAUGAGGGCAUCAUCAUAGUACACGUCAGACACACCAUUACUAUGUAAAAAUUUUUUCCUUUUUCAGACGUCACUGCCUCCAAUGGAGAGAGUGUAACAUUUUGCUCAGUUGAUAAUUCUGCUCACAUGGACUUGUGGAUGUAGUCCAGCAACUAGUUCCACUUCUUUAGAGCAUGCUAAAUCUGCCAUUAAUCACAAAUCUGUUUUCAUUCUUUUGGGGCACCCGCUGGCUUUGAUAAUCUGUAGUUUGUAUCGUAUUACAAUUAAUUACACUGCGAUAGUUAACUUUUUAGCAGUUAUUUUAUUUUUUUGCAUCCAUUGGUGUUCUGGGAUAAAGUGUGCAGUAGUGUUAGAAAAUUCAUUGGCUGGGGUUGACGCCUGCAGUUAAAAUGGUUUAAACAUUUUUGUCAUGGAUGCUCAUCUCAAUACAUAACUUUUUAUUUAGGGCGGUAAUUUUAGGGUAAUAUGUAAAGAUAUGUGUGGACACUUGUUCUUGUGCUGAUUAGUUUGCCUACCAUAUGCACUGGUUCUGCAGAACCACUCCUUGAUAUCCUACUGUCCUACUCCUAUACUGCAUUGUUAUGGUUAUGUCCCACUGAAGACUUCAGUUUCUCCAAUACAGCAAUUCAAGUGUCAAAACAUGUGCAAUGUGUACAGGUGCCUUUUUAGCUAUUAGUCAGUGUCCAUCAAGCACGAUGCACUUUAUGGGAUACCCCACAUAUUAGAGGAGACAUCAUUGGCAUACCCUUUGUAAUAGACUCGAUGGAAGACAUGAAAUUUUGUGGGCUCCAGUGAGGUCUACACUGGUUUGAUUUCUUUUGGGCUACUUCUGGUAGGAUUGGGAAGCAUUGCAUUUUUCACCCACUUGCUUUAAAAACCCCUUUAAUUGCAUUAAAAAGACAAUGUUUUCUUUACAUGUGAAUGCGUAAAUAUAGCACAGUAUUCCUAAUAAUAUCUGCAUCUCAAAUGAAAAGCUUAUUUUUGUCUUUAAGUUGCAUUGAAGUAAAGAUGUCCAUUAAUUGCAGGACGUUUCCGCUUUUCUUUAUACAAAGGCCUUAUGUUGAUGUUUUAGUAUUGGAAGUUAAUGCAUUUGUGAGGCGUAGCCUGUUCAGACUGGGCAUAAUUUGAGAAAUCACGCAGAUGCUGACUGGCUAACAGUGUGCUCACUGCAAUGAAGAGGAAAAAAAUAAUUACUUUUCCAAAGGGCAGACAUCUGUAUAGACACACAGCACAUCAUCAGUCCUGGGGCACUGUGCACUUAACGGUAACAUGGACAUUCUAAUUAUUUAUCCACUCAGAGCUCUGAGAAGAAAGGCAGACGUUAAAAGCACCAGUAUUAUUAUUCUGUCAUAUCUGUUAAAAUAUAUAAAUACGGACCCUCCAAAACAAACCGAAUACAAAAACAUUCAGUGCCAUUAACCAUAGUGACCAGCAAAAUGUUGUUUGAAGCACCUCACCCUAUUUUCUGUCUUUUAACCUUCUGAAAUCUGCACAGCGGACACUGGCUUAAAGGAAAUCUGUCCACUCCCACACUGCCAUUUAACUCAUUCUGGAAUAGAGGUGGCACUUCCCCUACCAAAGGUCUGUGCACAUGCUGUUGGGCAAAUCGUGGUGAUAUUUAAAAGCUUCAAACAUGACUUAAGUGGCAGCUCUUAUGGGGUUGACUUUUUUUUUUUUUUUUACCAUUUAUUUAUUUCAGAGAUACGUUAGAGAGCUGCUUCUAAUGAAGCACUGGAGUAAAUGGGCUUAAUUUAUAUAAAUUGAAAAACCAAUGUUGAUCCAGUGGUGGCUGGAUCUGAUAAAAUGUCCCUCUCUGGGAAAAACUGUGCAUCAUUAUCAGGCUUGACAGAUACCUCUUACUACUUACUCCUUGUGUACAAUGAGGUGGAAGGUUGUAAUGUAGUGGUUAUAGUACUUAGAUGCUGUCACUUGCAAUGUAAAACAUUGAUUCUGAGAAAUGUAAACAAUGUUUCCAUUGGGCCUAGAACACUCUUCCAGUGGUUGUUAGUCAUUGGGGCACUUCCUCUUUAAAGAAACACGAUAGUGUUAGAGAUACACUAUCUUCCGCUAUCCUGUCUAUUUUGCUUUUUUUCUUCCAUCCAUAAUACUGGCCUAAAGUAAUCUUUUAUAACUGCUUAUCAAAGAGCAAUCUUGUAAAUGAGUGUGUCACUGUAAAGCCACCCGGAGUCUGCUGUAGCAGUUAGUGCUUGUGAUAUGUUACUGUGGCAGUAGAGGAGAGAAUGCUGUUUAAAAUCCAGUUUGAGCAGGGUCCUCUUCAACCUAUCGUUCUUGUAAGUUUUCUUGUAUUUGUCCUAUUUAUGGUUACAUCCCCCCUCUCAUAAUACUGUAAAGCGCUACGGAAUCUGUUGGCGCUAUAUAAAUGGCAACAAUAAUAAUCCCUGUUUUCUCACCUGCAGCUCGAGAUGCUGAUGAACGCGAGAAGUGGAUUCAUGCUCUAGAAGAAACCAUCUUGCGUCACACACUGCAGAUACAGGUACGGAGUCACCAGUAUUCCAGGGUUUAUCUGUGCACUCACUGGAACAGUAUGGGAUAGACCUUAAAUCUUGGACUGUUGGUGUUGGGAGACACUGUCAUAGUGUUUUCUUUUGAUAUGUUUGGGUCCUGCCUUUCUUGGAAGAUGGUAGCUAUUUAUUUUUUUGUGAGUUAGCAGGAGUUAUAUAUUAUUUUAUUUAAAUUUUUAUUUAUAAGUUCUUAAAAUUACAAGAAACACGUCAACAAGUGCUUGGGAGAUGAUUGCAUACCUUUACUGGCAGUGAAGGGGUCAAGCACUGAUGGAGAGGGGGAUGUUUCUCUUCUGUUUUACCUGGAGCUUUAAUUAAAAAAUCCAAUGCUUGACUUAGUUUGGUUCCUUCACUGCGCAGGUUUGUUCCUUUAAUAUGGUUUGUGGUCAAAGUGUGAGUGGUGUAAUAUCAACUGUCUUUGCCACCUAAAAGAUGUAGUUUUAGUUUUCAAUUUAAAUCCGUUCUGGUAAUUACUUUUUGUCACAAAACAAAGCACGUAACUAUGUCAUCUAGCUGCUCGCCAAAUACAACUCUCCGUUAAUCUGUUUUUAGAUACCUCUGAAUGAAAGUGUCACUCGUUUUGCCCAUUUGGAUUGUCGGGGGUAUUAUAAAUUGAAAAUGACAUUGUGCUUAUAGAAUCACACCUAAAGUAAUACUUUGGGAACUAAAAAAAUGUAAUUUUGAGAGGGGCUGAGUCAACGGCCGCUGUCUGGGCUACUUUGGGUUAAACAGAUUGUAAACUGUUCAGCCCCUUUAAGUAAUAAGGUAAACUGCAGGACCUCCAUGCACAGUAGUAACUUAAUGGAAAUAACUGUAAAGGUAUACACGAGACAUAGUAAAGACUAGUUAUGGGCUGAUAUUUAGCAGUGAACCAAGCUGCCAUUUCUUGCUAUUGCAAAUCAAUCAAGGUCAUCAUUGAUGGGAACAGCCAAGAUCACAGAUGCCAUAGGGUUAUAUUAUUAUUAGUGCAAGUUUAUCUGUGUGAUGUCUUGUUAAAUCUUCAUAACUGUUCAGAGCUGAUGGCUACUCCUGGCCGGUAAAACCACCGGGAACUAAAGAAGCAUAGCGGCUCAAAGAUUGCUUUACUUUAACUACUGCAUUGUGGUGGGAAUUUGUGCAACUUUAACUUAAUUUUUUUUUUAAAGAGAAUGGAGCCCUGCAUGAGAGAAGAAAGGUUUACACAUGUUAGUGGGGUUUUAUGGACUUAUUCAGUGGUAUAACUAAUGUAAAAGUGAUUGUUGCCCUUUUAAUUUAUAAUGGUGGUUCAAUCGGAAUUAUCACUGGGAUUGUUUAAUUAUACAUGGUGGGUACAUGAUUCACCCCUCUGCUGGGCAGCACUUUUUGUUUUUGUCUACCAGAAUGCAUAAUCCAUAAGCAUCCCUAAUAAAAAUGUUAACCUGUAGCCAUAGCAAAGAUGACCAGCAGUAAUAUUCUGAAUAAGGUGACUGUUAAAGCAUUUAAAAUGUAAGGCACAUUGUCUACCACUUCCUGGCACUGUACAUGCUGGACACUACUUCCUGAGUGUUAAUCAACAUGGAACAUUAGUAGACCACUGUACUGUCUGUGUGUAGUAUUAUUUAUACUAUGAUUUACUUAUAAAGUAUAAACACUUUACAGCCCUGUGCAUUGGGAUCACAAGACAUGCAAAUACAUUCCAAAAGAUGAAUUUCUUAUAGAGACUAGAUUAGAUUGUAAACUCACUUUACAGGUCACUCACUGCCUGUUAAGGAAAUGGGGUAAAACUACACACAGAAUAAUGAUAGAGAACAUGCAUUUGACUUUUUUAAAUUUAUUUUUUGGUCUAAAUUUUCUGUGUUCAUCAUGAGGGUUCAUGGAUAAGGGAUGUUUCUGCUUGUUCCAGUGAGAUAUUGAAUAGCCGUCGAUGGACUGGUUGAGUAGCCCUUCGUAGAGUACUGGUUGUUGUUUUUCCGCCAUAUGAUUCUGGCACUGUCUGUUCCGUGGCCAGAGUCUUUAAAAAUUGAUUUUCUGCAGCUGAUCUUCUUAUCUAAGCCAAAAACUGGAAUAAACAAGCUGCAAGCUCUGUUCAUAAAUGCUAAAGGCUAUUAAUAUGGUUUAGAAUCUUAAUCUUCAAGUCAUAACAGAAGCUGUUCAGACCAGAUGGAAACAUUUUAUUAAAAGCACAAGUCCAGGUAAAAUACAGGGCUAAUGCAUUAUGUAGGAGACUGGGGUGAUGAGUGUUUUAUAAAUUGGCUUAAAGGAAAGGUGUAAUUUCCUAUGAUUUUUCGUAUUCUAUUUACUCAUUCCCUAUACUUAACAAAUAUGUGUGAGCGAUGUGUGAAUAAUAUUUCAUGAAGAAGUCACACACAUCUUUAUCUAACUGGGUGCCUCCAUUGUAGAACCCUGUCUGUCAUUGUUAGAAGAUCUGUCCUUUGCACCAGGCAGUCAGUGGUGAAGAUAGCAUAUAGAGAAGGGAAGUGAAACUGUUUUCUUUUUCUUCUCAUUUGCAUUGUGUGCCCUGGCAUUGUCUGGACUGAACUGGACUGUGAUGUAAUUUGCUAAAUCUUUAAUAUAUAAGGAAGAAUUGUAGCGGUUAUAACGGGUUACAAUCUUGGAGGGUAGUGGGGAAUAAUUGAGAAAUGGACAAACAGGAUGGGUGUUAAUGUAUAAGGGAGAAGAUGCAAAAGAAACAACAAUAGGGUAUAGUGAGUGAAGAAACCUUGAACAAGAGGAGGACAGAAGUAUAGGUGGGAAGGGAAAGUCAAUCUGCAAAAAUGCUCCUGUUCAGCUGAACGCUGCUGGAGGAAGUCUCACACCUUGCCAGACUUUCUGCAUUCUAAAUUUGUCUUGCGUUGAUACAGCACAGCCCUCAUCCUUGUUAAACGGUGUCAUUCGUUAAUGCUCCCGCAAUCCUAGGCUUCUCUUUAAAGGACCACUAUAGGCACCCAGACCACUUUAGCUCAAUGAAGUGGUCUGGGUGCCAGGUCGAUCUAGUGUUAACCCUGCAGCUGUAAACAAGAGAAACUGCUAUGUUUACACUGGGGUUAAUCUGACUCACUGACAGCCGCUAGAGGCGCUUCUGCGCUUCUCACUGUGAAAAUCACAGUGAGAAGACGCUGGACGUCCAUAGGAAAGCAUUGAGAAAUGCUUUCCUAUGGACUGUUUGAAUGCGCGCGCGGCUGGCGCUGACGUCGGCAGAGGGAGGAGAGUUCUCCAGUGCUGAGGGAGCCCGGCACUGGAGAAAGGUAGGUGUUUAACCCCUUCAACCCCCUUCAGCCCAGCGGGAGUGGGACCCUGAGGGUGGGGGGACCUAAAGACCCUAAAGUGCCAGGAAAGAGUUUGUUUUACUGGCACUAUAGUGGUCCUUUAAUACUUUUUAACUCUCUUCUUCGCCCUGCUGUGGCCAGCUCCCCCAAACGAAUCUUUCAGCUGAUGGCUUUGCUUGUUCCUUUACUGACAAGAUUAAACCGUUAAGGAAUUAAUUCUCCCUCCUUCAUUCCUCUCUGUCUCAACCACACUUGGACCGUACCAUCCCUAUCCUCCAAGCCUUCUCUCCAGCUACUGAACAGGGGGUGGAUGCACUUCUCCUUUCCUCUUGUCCCACCACAUGUCCACUUAAUCCCGUCCCGCCUCACCUCAUGAGAUCUCUAGCCCCUUGUCUUGUGCCGUUCUUUUCUUUCUUUCUUUUCUUUUUUUUUUUAAAUUCUUUAUUUUGUAAUGACAUACAAUAAAGGAGACAAUAAUUAGCAGAUAUAUUCGGUAAAAAAAAAAGUUUGAAAUCCGUUCGUAUAUUCCGCUCUUUGUCAUAUAAAGCUUAGUGUAAUGGCAUAUGUAUCAUAAUUGUCGAGUCUGAUUUGCGUGUUAUCGGUGGUUCCUUGCUUUUUUUCUUUUUUAUCAUAUGCUAAUCAUUAUUUUGCUCUGUCAUCGGGGAUCGCCUAACACCGCGAUGUGUGGAUAGGAAGGAUCGCAAACAAUUCUUACGUUCCAUGUUUGCGAUAUGUCUGUCUCUCAGGAAUGCCUCAUGGUAGUCAAUAUUUUAGAUUUUUAUAAAACAUUAAAGAAUAGAAAGAGAGAAAGGAAAAAGUAAAGAUCCGAAAGGGUGGAGAGAGGUGGUGGGGGGCUUCCCAUGAAUGGAAUGGGUAGAUUGUCAGGCGGGAUAUGUUCGUAUUAACUUCCCAGGGUUCCCAGAUCUUCUGAAAAGUUUUUAAGGAGCCCCUUAUUCUAGCUGUUGGGUUGUCCAUCAAGUGGACCUCUUUUGUCCUGUUUAUCACUCCUGUCAUGGGUGGUGUGCCCGGUUUAAGCCACUCUGAGGCUACGGCUCUCCUAGCUGCUAAUGUAAUUUUGUGGAUGAGCUUUUGUUCAUGCCUAGUCCAACCAUCUAUGGAUCUGUUUAAUAAGAAUAGCCAUGGAUCUAAGUCUGUGGCUCUAGAAAAAACCUGCGACAACAGAGUCUGUAUUCGUUUCCAGAAUUUGACCAUCUGAGGGUAUUCCCACCACAUGUGGACAUAAGUCCUACGCAAGCCGCAGCCCCUCCAGCACACAUCUGUAGGGAUUUUUCUCAUUUGAUGUAGUUUAACCGGUGUAGUAUACCAGCGAAGCAUAGUUUUGCCAGAUUGUUCCUGUAGGGUAACGCAUACGGAAGAGUUAUGGUUAGCCUCCCUAAUCUCUUGCCAUUCUAUGCCUUCCAGUAUUUCCCAUAGGUCUUUCUCCCAUUGAUCCGUAUAGGCUAGCUUACCCCGGCUUCUGAACAGAGGUGAGCAUACAUAAGCGUUAUCAUACCUUUAGGUAUGGUUUCUUGAAGGCAAAUGCGUUCAAAGAAAGUCAUCUUUUGCAGGGCUGCCGCUUUGAUGUGUGUUUGUUUUGCGUAAUCUUUAAGUUGUAUGUAUCGGAAAAGUCCCCGCUGUCUUAACGUAUCAAAAGGGAUGACCUCUGUUCCCUGAUACAAUUGGCAAAUGCGUUGUAACCCUAGUUUUUGAAGGCUCUAGCUGUCAUUCCGGGGGCAAAGGCCUUAUUGCGUAAGUAUGGCAUUAGAGGAGACGGAUCAGAUGCUAAGUGAAACUUAUGUUUAAGGGAGUCCCACAUCCUCAAGGAGUUGAUUAUAGUCGGGCAGGUGACCCUUAUCUCGGGUCUGUGUUUUUUAGGGACCCACAUGAGGAGCUGUGGAAUGUCAGUGACUGUCAUGAGAGAUUCCACGUCUGCCCAUUUUCGGUCUCCUGGGGGAGAGUGCCACAUUGCCAAUUGAGUCGCUGCGAAAUAGUAAUAUAGGUUUGGGAGACCCAGGCCCCCUCUUGUCUUUGGCCUAUGUAGAAUGUAUCUGGAAAUUCUGUGUCUUUUGUUCUGCCAUUCGAAGGACCCUAUAGCCCUCUGCAAGGGCUGCAAGGACGAUCUUGGGACGCGGAUGGGCAGCGCUUGAAACAAAAAACGAAUUCUAGGCAAGAUGUUCAUUUUAACAGCGUGAAUUCUGCCUAUUCACAAGAUGGGUCUGACCAUCCACGUCUCCAUCUCCCGUAUCAGCUGUUUCAUCAAUGGUGUAUAAUUUUGAUUGUAUAAUUUUUCUGGGUUUGCUGUCAGGCGAAUACCUAGAUAUAAGUGACUGCAGUUCCAUUCGUAUUUGGUGUGUGUCAUGUAUGAGGGUUGUUGCCGUCGCCGGUAGCCUUAUUAGGAGGGCGCUAGACUUCGCCAUGUUUGCUUUGUACCCCGAAAUAAUCCCAAAGUCCCUUAGCACCCCCUGCAAGGCUCCUAUUGAAUUCACCGGGUCGGUGAGCGCUAGGAGCACAUCAUCCGCAUAGGCUGAGACCAUAAAUUUCCUGCCUCCCACUUUGACACCCUUAACAACUGGGUGGCGCUGUAAUAGGGGUUCUAACGACAGUACAAAUAGGGGGGGAGAGGGGGGGCACCCCUGUCGAGUACCAUUAAAAAGAUGGAAAGGGUGGAGUGGGGCUCCUGAGAUUUUCACCUGCGCUCGGACGUUGGUAUACAUCACUCCUAGUAAGGUCCUGGUGCCUUGUUCCCUUUUAAAGCUGAUAUUGACCGGUCUACUUCGUCAGGGGUGAUUUCAGAUGCUAGGAUAUAAACUGCCUCCUGUGGUAGCUUGGGCAGUCCCAGGUCUUUCAGGUUGCGUCCUCGUCUCUGAUUGUCAUUGUCUCUGAGUUUGGGGAAUGAUUGUAGAGGGAUUUAUAGUAAACAGUAAAAACCUCUGCUAUGUCUUUGGGCAUAGUUUUGACAGAGUUAUCUGGGUGUUGGAUGGAUGUGAUGUGUCCUCGUCUCAUUCUUGGUUUGAGGACCUUGGCUAGUAAGGUAUCCAUCUUGUUGGCCCGUUCGUAAAACGUCCUUUUGGACCAAUUCAUGGCUCUAGCAGUAUCGUCUAGUAACAGCGUGUGUAUGGCAUGUCGUGUCGCUUCUAAGUGUCUAAAUGUUUCAUCAUCUGGACAGUCUUUGUGCUUUUGUUCUAACGUCCGUAACUCAGUUAAAUGAUCCUCCAGUUUUUGGGCUUUCAUCUUCUUUUUAGCCGUUGCUAACUUAAUAAGGGACCCUCGAAUGACUGUUUUAUGUGCUGCCCAUACUGUCUCUGGGCGCAAAUCUGGAGUGGCAUUGGUGUCAAAAAACUCCUGAAUGUCUGUGCGGAUCUGUUCCACAAUCUCUAGGUCUUGCAAUAGGGAUGAAUUAAGUUUCCACGUCCAUGGGGAAGCAGUACAGAGGUUCCCCAGGGUAAUGUGAAUGUCUGCGUGAUCGGACCAAGAGAUGGAACCUAUCUCUGAUUCUGUUACCCGGGAUAGCGACCGAAUUCUUGAAUAUGUGCCAUGCGGAGCCGAGUAGAAGGUAAAGUCCUUAGUGCUCGGAUGAUGUGCUCUCCAGACAUCCACCAACCCGGUGUCCGUGAUGAACCUAUGGAGCAUCUUAUCUUGUCCUCCCUGCCCUUGGGACCUGGGAACACCUCCCUGUGAGCUCCUAUCGACGGCAGGGUUUGAUACUGCAUUGAAGUCACCUCCCAGUACAAUGAGUCCGUGAUCCAAUGCUCGGAUUUUGGUCUGUAAAUCAUCCCAAAAAUCGCUGUCAGGUUGGUUGGGGGAAUACACAUUAAUAAGGUGUAUCCUUUGUGAAAAUAGGGUACCCGUUACCACUAUGUACCUCCCGUUCUGGUCUGCAUCUGAAGAUUCUAUGUGUAUUGGGCAACUGGUCCGUACGAGGAUUGCGACCCCAUUGCGCUUGGUGUAAGUUCUGGCUUCAUAGGAAACCCUAAACAUUUGGUCUUUCAGUUGGAAUGUAGCUUGUUUUGGUAUGUGAGUCUCCUGAAUAAAGACUGUCAGAUUUCUUUCUUUUCAGUCCUCUUGUUUGGCGUGUUAAGCCCUUUGACAUUUAGGGAUGACAAUUUCAGAGCCAUGCUCUUGAUCUAAGCGUGACACCUUUUUGCAUGCUCGCCUCUGUCCACUUCAGAACCGUUGUGUCCCUAUGUAUAAGCCCCCAACCCCUAGGUAAAAGGUGAACCGGAGAAGGAUAGAAAAGAGAGAGAAUAGAUAAAAAGUAACUGAGCACUGUGAGUGCCCAAGUGUAGUCAUCUGGUCUUAUCUGUUGCCAUACUGGUGUGAGGUUCACAUUUCCCCAUCUCGCCUGCGCACAGCGCUAGAGAGAGAUGCGGAUGUAUGCGCAUCUAACCAUUUUGCGCUGUUUUGUAACUUUUCUUAGCUAACUCUAUGUGCUACGAAAGUUACUCCUGUGUGGUGUAUAUGUCAGAAGUGAGUAUGUAAUUGCGUGCCUGCUAGUAUUGCAGAACGAAGAAAAAGAACAAAAACAAUGAUCGAAAAAACACAUUUGCAAUAUCCGAGCAGAUACAAAGCGAACGAAAAAAACUAAACACACAAAUUUAACAACAUCAAAACCUGAAGUUUGUGGGGGACCACUUCAGUACCCGUUCUGAGCUACGGGAAUAUACGAUGCCCUUGUGAAAGUAGACCUCGUACACAUUCUCUGGUAAACUGGGCCUCCCCUCCUCCGGGACCCUGAUAGCAUCACGUUCGUAUAUCCCUCCACCCCUCUCCUCCCCAAGAGCUUGAGGGCCCCACUUUGGGCAGGGCCAUUAAAAAAGCCAAACUAAAACUGGCAUCAAAAUCGUGGAAUGAACUUCCCCAGAUCUAAUCCUGCGGGUCUGAUCUUCUAUGACCCCAGUACAGGUCGCGGGAGCCCCUCCAUUACCUUUGGGUGGUUUGGUCACCAGAUUAAUGUUAGGCUGCUUGGACAACAGCGUGGGAGGAGGGGGAUGGGGGGGUGGGGUGGUAUUAGCCUACAACAGGAAUGUGGGGAAUAGGGUUCUUAUAGUGGUAGAUACGCUUGUCAAGGAGGGCAUGGUCUUAAUAAGUGUACAGGUGUCAAACCCAGGGCAGAAUGAUUGCAGAUUUUUGGCGCUUAUCUCCUUUUCCAUUUUGUGUUUGUUAAAGCGGCACUGUCAUGCCGAACUUACCUUUCCUCAAUCUCUUCCUCUUCUCCCCCUCUCUCAGGAUCUGUUCUUCUUUUAUUCCUGUCUUUAGUUUUCUUUAAAAUCAUAAGACAAAGUAGGGACUCUUUGCCUUAUGGAGGAUUCCUCCGCUUGACCAGCUAUGACCAGCGGAGGAGCAAAGUGUGCUUCAUUUCCGCUGGUCAGAGCAAUUUUCCCACAAUUCUCACCUUUCCUCUGUGUUCCCACGAUGCUUCCUGUCAUUUUACACAAAGCCUUGCCCGCCCUGCAAUUAGGCUAAGAACACUCUGAUUGGCUUAAAGCCACCAAUCAGAGUGCUCUUUGUCAUUUUACACAGUGUGGGAAAAUUCCAAAGAACUUUCCCACGCUGUGUAAAAUAACACAGAGCACUGUGAUUGGAUGGAUUUCAAGCCAUCCAAUCAGUGCUUUGUGUCAUUUUACACAGCGUGGGAAAAUUCCAAAGAACUUUCCCACGCUGUGUAAAAUGACACAGUCACCUUGGGGGGGGGGGAAUUGACUUAGGGCCACAGGUGGGGGCUAGGGGGGGACAGUAGGCCCCCAUUUCUUAUGGCCCCCACCCGCGCCCAGGGGUUGGGGCGGAGGGUGUGGACAGUAGGUCCCCUCCCCCCCCCCAUUAUCUUUAUGGCCCCCACCUGCCGCCCAGGGGUGGGGGCCGGAGGGGGGGUGGACAGUAGGUCCCUCCCCCCUCAUUAUCAAUAUGGCCCCCACCCGCUGCCCAGGGGUGGGGGCCGGGGGCAGUAGGUCCCCCUCCUCAUUAUCAUUAUGGCCCCCACCCGCCGCCCAGGGGUGGGGGUCGGGACGGCAGUAGAUCCCCCCCCCAAUUAUCAUUAUGGCCCCCACCAGCCGCGCAGGGGUGGGGGCACGACAAUAGGUCUCCCCCCUUAUUUUACUUUAGGGCCCCCACCCGUCGUUUAUAUUGGCUGCUCACUGUUUACCAGACAUGCCCCUACUCGCGGUAUAGCGAGUAGGGGCAUUGGGGAGAUUUUAUACUUACAUAUUACAAGGACAGAGCUUUGUGCCGGUAGCUCCCUCCUUGUAAUAAACUGAACGAACAAACGAACACUGAUACAGUGUUUGUUUGUUCAGCUGAUAUUUCUAUUCAUUCGUCUGGAUGAAUGAAUAGAUGAAAUUCCCGUUCGCAUGUCCAGGUGUUUCACUGGGCAUGUGCGGGAAUCUCACAGUCUGUCUAGUCUGGGCAGAUGACGUGUCCCACAGGGACUUCAUCUACCCACACAAAGAUGGCGGCGCCCUGAAUAAAGAUCGGGAGAGAAAAUAAGGAAUAAAAAAAUAGGUAAUGUGGGGGGCUUAGGGGCAUUUGGGGGUGACUAGGGUGUCAGAUGUAAUGGAGGCCUAGGGGGGUUAAAAAAACCAAACCAGGAUUCGGCAUGAUAGUGCCGCUUUAAGGUUCAACCAUAGUUAACCCCUGUUUUUCUAACGGUUCUCCUUCGUUUUGAUGGUUCGCCCUACCUUUUUAUUUUUAAUCCUCUGUGUGCUCUUUAAUCGUUUCUCUCCCCCCCCCCCUUUAUUUUUUUUGGGUGUGGCUUUUUUAUUUUUUAGCUUUUUAUUCCCCUUCUUUUUGGUAUUUUUUGUUUCCGUUUUUCUCCAUUCCUCUGACUCUGUCAACCUCCCUAAAACGUAUGUUGUUAUCUGAUAGGGCUGGGACAGUGAAGUCAAGAAUUCACACAUACGUCCUUCCCCAUGAAGCGGGUAUUUUCCGUCUCACCGGCAUCAGGGGCAUUCCCGCUCCCACCUAUAUAGCAUCCUCCUUCAUAACGCUGACACACCCUGCCGUCAAGAUAGUCAAGGGGCCCGCUAACAACCAACACUGGGCCUCCGGUCCGUCCCAUCACCUCCACCCAACAGGAAGGAAUCGGCCACAAACUUUGUGCAGAUGAUUAAAGAAAAAACGGCCUUUCAGGUAAGCACAGUGGGGCCUGCGCAGGGAGAGUCCCCUCCUGGAACGCCAUAACUUGAAGGGGAAGCCCCAGGCUUAGUGCACGCCAGCUCUUCUCUGGGCCUCUGUGAUGGGCCUCCACUCCCUUCUCUUCUGUAGGGUACUGGGAGCCAGAUCCUGGUACAAUUGAAUUAUUGAACCCUCGUAACGGAUUUCCUCCUCCCUGCUCCUCCGCAUCAAGGCCUCCUUCGUCUGGAAAUGGAAGAACCGGAUUAUGACGUCUCUUGGGGAGCUGGACGCCUGCCUCCUAGCGCGAAGGGCCCUGUGUGCUCGCUCUAUACACCACUGUUCUGCCUGAAAGAUGGCGAGGAGUGUGUCGCGAAGGGUACCCUCUCCCUCUCUCUCAGGAAGGCCCCUGAGUCGUAUGUUGUUCCUCCUGGAACGGUUUGCCAUGUCUUCCAUAGCCAGCUCCAUUUCAGCUACUCGAGCUUCCAUUUUAUGCACGUGGGACACGACUACGUUAUGUGCCCCGGUAGUAUCCUCCAUGCCGUCCUCCAAUCUUGAGGUUCUCGUGCCCAGCGCGGCAAUUUGACUGGUUUUCCUCUCUAGUCGGUCCUCCCACACCACACCCCUCUGUCAGUCCUUACAUUAGCUUCCUGUAUCCUAUAGGAGUCAAUUCAAAGUACUAAUCCAUACCUAUAAAUCACUGACCAAUUCUAGCCCCUCUUAUAUCUCUUCACAGAUCCAUAGGUAUGCCCCUUCUCUGUCUCUCCACUUUGGCCAUGACCUUCUCAUUUCCGCUGCCCGCACAAGUACGGCCAACUCACGCUUGCAGGACUUCUUGUGGGUGGCUCCCUUCCUAUGGAAUAGCCUGCCUACUGCCAUCAGACUCUCUCCUAGUCUUCAAUCGUUUAAGAAGUGCCUUAAAAUCCAUCUCUUAAGGAAAACUUAUGGCCAUCCAGAGUAACCUCUACCUCACAUACCUGUCCCUUGCUCUCUCCUAAAGGGCAGCAAUCUACUCUCUCCUCCAGCUCUGCUUCACUUCACCUUGUUUGAUUGCUACCUCCUGUCCUACGGUGUUUUAUACCCCAGCUCCUAUAGACUGUAAGCCCGUUUGAGCAGGGUCCUCUUCAACCUAUCGUUCCUGUAAGUUUUUUGGCAUUGUCUCAUUUAUUGUUAAAUCUCCCUCUCUUAUACUAUUGUAAAGUGCUGCGGAAUUUGUCUAGAAUGUCAGCUCGUGAUGCAGGGCCCUCCACCCCUCUGUUCCUAUACGUCCAGUUGUCUGGUUACAAUUACAUGUAUGUUAGUCCAUCCAUUGUACAGCGCUACGGAAUUUGAUGGCGCUAUAUAAAUAAAUAAUAAUAUAAAUGCCAGUAAUAAUAAUAGUGUAUCGCUGUAUACAGGUAGGACUACAGGCAUCUGACAGAACCAGGUAUGUGUCAAACUGGUAUAGACUCCUGCUUCAAUCCUGCUACAGCGAUGAAAUCGGAAAUUGGAAUGCUAAGUGAUAGAAUAGACUUGGAAUUUUCAGUGUUCACAGUAGACGUUGUCUCCUCAGGUCAAAUGUAGCUCCCCCCGCAUUGAGCAGUUUAACAGGAAAUACACCCAAGGACUAAUUGCAACAAAGCAGUUGUAGUUGCUAUGGCAUGUGGAGUGCCGUUAAGAUACACAGUGCUGAUACUGAGAACUCCUAUUACAUAUUCUAAAAUAGUUAUUUCAAAAUUAUUUUUUUUGAGUGUGAAAUUUAUCUACUUCAAACUCUUAACAGAACACUAUAGUGUCAGGAAUACAAACAUAUGUGUUUUAUAGUGUAAUUUUAGGUGGCCUCGCAGGUACACUCCUCGUUGGCUGAAAUCAUCAAAACUGGUUAUCUCAGCCAAUCCAAUGCUUUUCCAUAAGAAAGCAUGGUGAGGCUAAUAUGCAGGCAUGGCAAAACGCAGCAAUGCACCAGUCCGCAUCUCCUCGUAGAGAUGCAUUGAAUCAAUGCAUCUCAAUGAAAAACAUUCAGCACCUCCAUCCAGAGCGUGGAGAUGCUCAACAUAGCACUUACUCGGGAAGCGCCUCUAGUGGCCGUCUGAGUGACUGCCACUAGAGGUGUUGGACUGCAAUGAAAAGGCAGUGUUUACAUUAAAAAGCUUUUAGGGACAUGCUAUACACACCAGAAAAGCUACAUUAAACUGUAGAUGUUCUGGUGACUAUAAUGUCCCUUUAAUAAAACAUUUUAAUGACCAAAUGUAAGCUACAAUAGAUCAACCUGUUAAUUGUUAGUAGACUGAACUUGAAAGACGGGCUACGAAAAGGAGCAUUAUUUACUAGAAUGUAUGUUGUUAAAGGAUUACUCCAACCACCGUGACCACUUCUGGUUUUAGAUGUUGUGCAUGCAAUCUGUAUGUGCAGUUUUUCAUAUUGAAACGCAGCCUGUCCAGAGAUACUAGUGACUUUGAGUGUAGUUACAACUUCGGCACAUGUGACUUGGUCAACCCAGAGUGAAUCCUGUGCAAAAAAAUAAAUAAAUCUGUCAACACAUACUGAGUGCGCCUACAAAGAGAAGGCUGUUUGAACCGUGUGGGGGCAGUUCUAAGAACGACUCGCUCUAAUAUUCUACUUUCCCUCCUUGACACUAGGCUUUCCUCCUCCUCUUGUCCACCACCCUCUGUACAGCUUUCCCUCCUUCCCCUCCACAGUGAUUGGGAGGAGGGUGGGCUUGGUGAGAUGAGCUGUCAUUCUGCUCAUCUUGCUGCUUGUCUGCGUGCAUGCGCAGUGUAGCUUUUACUGUUCCAACAAUGCUUCUCUAUGAGACACAUUUGAUUGGACCGUGGACAUGGACAGGAUUAUGUCAUGUGACGAAGAAGGUAGAAACAAUCUUGGCCCAGAUGGCCCAGAUUCAAAGUAAAAUCGGAACAGUUCAAAAAAAGGUUAGAACUCUGCAGCAGGUAAUGAGCAUUCUGUGUCAUGCUGCUAACCUGUCUUGAGUCCAGAUUGCAGACUGACUGCGGGGAGUGCUAUGUUGUCAUUUGAAACCUCCCUCCUUCAAGUUGUGAAUGUGGUUUGCUUGGGCAUAGGUUAAUUAUUACUAUUGUGAUUUGUUUGUCAGUCUUCUAGGAUUCUUGUGAAAUCCUAAACAAUAACACAACCUUCAUGGAAGCUCUCCACUAUACAUUACCUAGUGAGACUACCUGCUCAUUGGUGAAGUCCCAGAAUUCCCAGGUGAUCUGUAUGAGUACAUUAACCUGUAUCUGCAGGACAUAGGCGGUCAGUAACCUAUCAAGCAGUAGGUAGAGAGUUGUCUAGGGUGUGGGAAAAAUUUGGCAUCAGUGAGGGGGGAGGAUUUGAGAAAAUGAGUUGUGUGAUGAAUUGCUUUCCUGUGGCACAGCCAAUCAGUGAACUGUAACCAGUAAUGACCUUAUGUAACUCCAUCCCUCUUUAAGGACUUUGCUGUCAUUCUAAUGUGGUAUUCCAGCAUAGUAAGCCCUUCUCAAUUGAGGGUUUGUAGGGCAAUCCACGCUGAUACAGAACUGAGAGAUUCAGCUUGUUGCGAUCACUGCAUGGAAUUCCAAGGGUGCUCGCAGUAAAGGUCAGGCUUUGAUUUCUUUUUCCCCUGUUAUCCUGUGAAUAGGAAGUCUGUAAGCCUUUAACCCUUCUUCUCUGCCCCAUGGUUUCAUUCAAUUUAAUUUUUAUUGUAUUUUUAUUUCUCCUGAUCUACAGGUUUUUUUGUUUAUUUUUUUUAAAGCGUUUGUGUGCUAAUAUCCAGACUCUUCCUUUGAAAACAAAACUGUAAAAAUGUUUUUUUUGUGAUAUCAGCUCCAGAUUAAUUGCCAAACUGAGCGUGAUGUGAAUGGGAUCUGGCAUGUUCCCCCAGUGUAUUGCUAAAUAGUACGUGGCAUCACGUGACUUGGAGCACACCAAUAUGCACACGCCUUUUAGACAUGUAAACUAUGCUCAGCCAAUCCAUUGCCAGGAGGAGGUGAGCAACUCCUGACAGUGAAGACCAGAGGAAGUAGCUGGAUAUUUUCAGCUUGUAAGUAAAAAGCAAACACUAGUCAAAAGCCAAGCAUGUGGCUCGUGAAGACUUGUUAGCACUGCAUGAGCAGGGCUCUGUAAUCAGGAUGGCUGUGGAAGGAUGCGGCAGUGUAAGUAAUAAGAACCCUUAGCACCGUUUAAUGCUGGCCUUGUUACAUUCGCAUACAGAUUGCAGUGUUGGAGGGGGGUUGAGCUGGAGAGCGAAUAAUCCAGCUCUUUCUUUAAUGUCAUUGUGAAAAGGAUGGCUGCCUGUUUUGAGAGCUCAAUUUGUGUAACCACACGCUGUGUGCCUCAUUAACUGCUUUAAAUAGAAAAGGUCAGAAUUUGCAGUUGUGAGAGAUUAAAACCUCAGAAUGCGGAAUAUCGUCGGCAUGAGCUGCUUAGUAAUCAGUGUGUUUACAAUAUCGUGAUGCCCAAUCUGUGAUUUAUUUUUUUCAUUUGUUUUUUUUAAAUGCCAAUAUACAGUUAAAAAAAUAUAUAUUUUUUUAAAUAGAUUAUAUAAAUGUGUUUUUGCUGUACUUUUUGAACUGUGUUUACAAUUAAACACUUUAGAUCUUAGCUCACAUGAGCAAGAUCCUGCUCUCCUCUUCUGUCUGCCUACUCGCCUCAACUUGGCUGUAUCCACAGUAAAGCUGUAUCGAGCAUAUUGACUCCAUUUAAAUAGUAAUAGCCGAAGGUACAGAAAAAAACAUUUGUUUUAGGUGAAAAAUCUGACAUUUCUGCUUUUUCAACUGGUUAUAACUGGACUAUUGAACUUUGAGUUUCCUGCUUUACUAAAGUUUUUAAAUUAUCCUUGGCUAGCUAAACAACACUGACCAAGGUACUCUUGAUUGUAAUGUAGCAGCAGACGGGCCAUUAUUGACUGCCUCCAGUUAAAUCCCCUGGCUGACCUUUUUAAUAGGAGCCCCUCAGCAGGUAUGCGAUACUGAAUGACGUAUAUAACAUCACCGCAAUAUUAAGCGAUCUGAUUAUGAAACAAUACGUCCUAUCUUAACAGCUGACUUCCAAGCUUUAUGCCAGAAUAGCAGAGAUUCAAACGCUCAUCACCUAUCAAACACCAAAACUGUCCAAGAUUUGGCAGGACAAUCCCAAUUCGAGACACCAGAAAAAUGUCCCCCAAAAGUGCGUAGACCUGAUUAUGUAACGUGGUUGUGCUCUAUGAAGCCAAUACAGCCCAUUUGUCUGUACAAGAGAUCUAACCCAGCUCUGUGUGCACGACGCAGCCAAUUUACUGGCAGCUCUGCCCAGGUACCAAGUGCACUUGAAUGGCGUGCUUCGCUCCAGAUGUCAGUGAUGUGUCCUAUCCCCCUCCCAUUUCUCCACCUGCCCCAAUUUCACACCACCGUCCUCAAUCUUGAGAGGUUGGAAAACGUGCCAACAAUAUUUUUACUUAAACUUUGCGCGACGGUUGUCAACUCACCACAGUUUAUGAGGCAUAUUCGCUAAAAUAUGAAUUGCUGCGAGUUUCCCAUCUCAGGCCAAAACAGUACAAAUGAAAACACAGCUGAUGUGGAAACUUUUUACCAAUAUGGCAAUUCUGGUCUGAAAUUUGAAAUUCAGUUAGAAUUUUGGAUAAUUCGGUUUAUUGGAUAAACCCUAUGGUCUCACAACCAGACAGGUUUUGAGAAUACCUGAAUAACCACUGCCUACGGGGGUUUGAGAUUUGAACUCUGCCUUAUGCCUGUGGAUAAAUGUCCAGGCUCACGUCUUUAUGAGCCAGUAUAGAAAAAAAACUCUGGAUACCUGCUCAACGACUAAUUAAAAUGUUCGUGCAUGGCUGCACAGUAGAUUGCCAUGAACCAACACUGCCUAAGGCUAGAUUUUUGCUAUUUACACUUUGACUAUUAUUAGUGGGGCUAGGCUUGCUGUGAUUGUAUAUUGAAGACAUUCAGACCAGACGUCUCUUUUGAUAUUUUAAAUCUCACGUAUGAGGAAUGUCUACUGUUGAGUGUGCUGUUCAAUGUCACGGGAUUGAGAAAUGGGAAGUGAAUAAUUAUUAGUAAUUUCCUCAUAUUUUCAUAUGAAACGUCAUUAACUGUUGCGCAAAGGGUCGUCCUUUCAUGUUCGUUUUUAAAAUUUAUUUCAUAGGGAUAUGGGCAUGAAGGCGACCAAACAGUGGGAAAGUGGGACUUGUCAAUUGAAACCGUGCCCUAUUUAUUGAUAUGAUAGGCACUAUAACCACUACCACUCAUUGUAGUGGCUAUGAUGAGCAAGAAUUUGUGGAUGCAGUCCAAGCUCUGGACUACACUACUCACAGUGGUUACGGAUUGUCAAAAUGUGGGCAGAUUUUGUAACCAGUAUAGUAAACUGGUGUAUUUAUGGUAUUUGGAGAAUCCCUUUAAACCUGUUUGGGGUUUAUAUAUAGAAACAUAGAAUGUGACGGCAGAUAAGAAGCCUGCGGCCCAACUAGUCUGCCCAAUUUUCUAAAUCUAUGGAAGUCAAGAAAGUGCCAUUUCUCUUUUCUACAUUUAAUAUUUUCUGUUUUUGUCCUGCUUUGUUUUAGGAAUAUGUUGUCUUCGCAGAGCAUCGUUCUCCAUUUGAGCAACUCUAAAACAUUUGUAUCCGAUUAUAGCAUUCCAUUUUAUAGUUUUCUCAUUUUAUCUGUAUAUUGUGCUAGCAAAUGUGCAGGUGAUUAUUUAAGAAAACAAACUUAUCUUAACGAUCAUGUUGCAUGCCUCCCAACUGUCCCAAUUUUGGCUUCACUACUUGAUUGGCAGGCUUCUUGGCUUGCAGUCACACCAGGCUCACCUGCCAGUAAUUUGGUCCUGGUGGGUCUGCCAACUUUGGGUAGAGCCAAUGAUACAACCGUGACACUGGCCUGCCACUUUUACCCCCAACCCACUGGCCAGUUUUAGGAGAAGAGCAACGGUACAAAAAGAAAUAGUGGACAUUUUGGAUGCCCCCGCUCUGCAGAUUUUAAUUAAAAAAAAAAAAAAUUUUUUUUUUUGUACCUUUCUUUCAUUUUCAUCAAAUGCAACUUUUUUCUUUUUUCUUCUAACUAAUUUACUUUUUUUUUUUCACGGGGAGCAUGAUCUAUGGCAAAUGUCUGCAAUGGGCGGGGCUUAAGCAAAGUUCCAUUUCAGUUGCGAAUCGAGUUUACCCACAAUCCAUCAGUCAAAAGAAUCCCAGAGCAGGGCAAACUGCAGCCAACAUGGAGAGAGCAGAACAAAAUGGCGGCGCCCAGGUAUUGGGAUCAGUUGCUAGGAAGGCAAAUGGCGGAGUGAGGACUAUAAUCACUGAGAUACAAAGGGCAUAUGGAAAGGGGACAAAAAAAGUGUCAGUGCUUGACCCGUCAGCUGUUUGACAAAAAUUCUCCAAAAUACACAUAUACACAGAAUUUUUCUCCGACUUGCCAAUGUUAUUUAAAGUUAGCAAUGCUCCGAGGCGGGAACCACCCCCUAGUGUGCGCUAUUAACCCCUUAGAAACAUAGAAUGUGACGGCAGAUAAGAACCAUUCGGCCCACCUAGUCUGCCCAAUUUUCUAAAUACUUUCAUUAGUCCCUAGCCUUAUCUUAUAGUUAGGAUAGCCUUAUGCCUAUCCCACGCAUGCUUAAACUCCAUUACUGUGUUAACCUCUACCACUGGGGUGGAGAUGCCGGGGAUUGAACCCGGGGCCUCAUGAACCCUUAAUGUCCAACUAAGCUGUCAUCACAACCUGAAACGUGUUUGAGAUACCGUGCUUAUUAUUUAAAGCGGUCGUUAAGUGGGUGGGACAUAGGUAUAGUUAGUAUAGUACCCAUGUUUAUCACUUGUUUUCCAUUCUCUUUGCCUCUUGCGAUUUUUAACAUUAAUGAACAUGAGCCCCGCCCCCCAUGUAAUGCCGUAAUGUUUUACAUAUAACUUUCAGUUUUCUUUUGUUUUCUGAUUUUUUUUUUUUUGUUGUUUUGUUUGUUUCUCACAUUGAUUACAAACAAGAUUACCUCCUAGAUCCUCAAAUGCUUUUAUAGUUCUGCUCGGCACAGCUAGUGUCGGGUUGAUUUCAUGUUCUACAGAUAGUCAGGUGGUGUUUCACGAAAUUCCUUUAAAUUAUGUAAACACCGCUCUUAUAUUUUUUAUUUAAUUUUACUUUUUUAUUUUUAUUUUUUUUAUUUGAUGAAUGUGAUAAAGUGCCUUUUUAUUGUAUGAGGUUUUCCUGCUUUCUGACCAGCAUGAAGCAGGGAAUACGAUGCUGUGCAAGCUUUUAUUUUAUUUUACAUUUUAAGGGUUAUUAACUAAUGUGAGAAUUGCCAGGAAUUCAAAGUGAAUUUCAGAAUUUUGUUUUGUGUGUUCCUAUUCCUUUUUUAAAACAACUGGAGUUUUUUUAAGUGUCACUCUAAUCGCCAAUUUAAACUAAAAGGCAAACCUCUCCGAGACAGACAGGGUUAUUCUUAUAAACCCCUACAAAUGUAUUGACCUUUAAUCAGGUAAACAUGGGGUCGUGACAGCGCUUAUUAGAGAUACUUGCCUUUUAGCUGAACGCUUUAAAGUGAAUUGUUAGAAGUGAUUUACCUGGACAUGGCAGGUGAGCUUACACUUAAAUGGCAAUUGGACCAAUACUAAAAAAACAAAACUUCUGUUAAUGCUGCUUACCAGGAGAACUGGCGGUUUAUGCACAGGGCUUCAUUUUCUAUAUUUUUAUAUGGAAUGUAUCUUUUGUAUUGGGUAUAUAUUUGGAGGAAGUGCUUUGCACAAUAGGAAACAUGUUGGCAUUUCCCUUCUUCGAGCCCCCCCUCGCACAUUAGGUCCAAAUAUAGAAUGGUUUUAAUCCAUUUGAUGGAGUAUGGCAUUUAAUUCCUGAUCGCAGGACCCAGCGCUAGUGAUGUUUUGGAUGUCUAAUGGGGGGAGAACCCACCUGUCUGUACUCUAACACAGUAGAACCGUUUGAAUGCUUUCUAUUCACUUACAAGGUUUGUGGGACUGUUUAUCAUCCCAGUAUCCAGUUUUGCCUAAAAGAUAUAGUUAAUUUUAAUAAUGCAUGCCAACGCAGAGAGAUUCUUUAUAAAUGUAUUUAUGCAAAUCAGCAAGCCAAAGCGAGAGGGAUAAAAUGCAUGUUUGCUUGAGUAAACCUUUUCUAAGCCUACAACAGCUUAAACCUUAAAGCAAUGUUUGUCAUAACAGGAUUUGGAGAAUGGAACCGACAUACCAGUGUCAGCUGUGCCUCACAGCACUGUGAUUACAAUACAAGUAGAAGACACUAAGUGCAUACUGCCCUUUCUAGGUGGCCUUUUGCUAAAUCUAAAUUCUUAUUGUAGAAUCAGAGACUUUCCCAGAGCAAUGCCAUCCCCUCUGCUACGGGAAGAGUCCAAAGUGUUGUGCAAAAUGUAUUUAGUUUAAUCAGAUUUAUGCUCUGUGAAAAAAAAUCAGUUUUUGUCAAAGUGGCGUUUCAGUUCUAACAAAUUUCAUUUAUGCGAUCGCUAUGAGAAGAACUAUUGUGACCAAUCAAAAAUGGCGCAAAUAUUGCCCAAUCCGUGUACUGCAUAAUAUACAUGUAUAAAUUUUUCCGGACGCUGAUAGGUACUUUUUUCUCACAGAUUAAGUGAGAAGAAAUAACCAAAGGAAGGAAAAAGAGAAGGAUCUGUAAAAAAAAAAAUCUAAAAGAAAAAUCUGUAUUUAUAUAUUUGUAUAUUAAAUGUGACAUUUUUACCGCUUUUUAUUUUAUCUCUCUACUGAUCACUUUCAUUCCUUGUCUAUUUUAUGUUUUGCGAUUUGUCCAUAUAGGGUUUAGGCGUUUGGACAAACUACGGAUCACCCAAAAUACAAAUAUUACAAAUGUAAUUUUGUUUGAAGCCUUAUUUUAAUGUCCAUUAUAGAAUGAGUAAUGGGUCACUGUGCUCACGUUGCAAAAAGUUAAGAACUUCUGACAUAAGUAAAAAUGCUUUAAAGCAAAAGAUUGAUUUCAGGAAUAGUAAUCAUGCAAAAAGGGAGGCGGGAGAUGGACUUUUUAUGAAAUAACCAUCUGCAUAUUUCUUGUAUUUUAGAGUAAAGUUGCACAUUUCAGUUGUAUUCAGGUUUCUCCUGAUAAAGACGAGGUGUAGACCAAAGUAAAGUCUUCCUGUCUUAAACAUAAAUGAUUUCCAUCUCUUUCCUGUCCUCCCUGCUGUGUCCUGUGCAGACAAAAAAGGCGAUGUUUUAAAACAGUCAUUAGAAAAGUGGGUACAGUGUAAAAGUGCAGCAAUCUCCAUAGGUACCAAUAGAAUGUGCCAUUGGUUUGUCUCCUCUUGGCUCUUAUAGAUGGCUGCAUAUUACUGCAUUGUCUUCCUCUACAACCUUUAAAUGCAGAAUAAUCCAGUGUGUGUCUACUUCCUCUACAACCUUGUCUUUCAGCCGUUGGUCUCUUCCUUUACCAUAACGGCAUUAUACAAUCUACGUCCAUUCAUCUAAUUAAAGGGUCACUAUAACCCUUUUUGUACCUUGCUCCACGUCACUCUGAGGACCAAUCAAAUGCUUCUGAGCCGGGGAAGGAUGGAAGGAGUGGGGGAAGAGUGGGCGUACAAGGGGCAAGGUAAAUAAAAUACUGAGAUUGAAGCUUCCACUGCGUGCAUGCUGCUUUCAAGAGUAGAAGCUGAUAACGUCUGUCACCAGGGUCCAAUGCACAAAUUUAACAUAGGCAGUGUGGUAACUAGCCCCUGGCAUAAAAGUGCAGAUUACUCUGUAUCUGUAUCAUGCUGAAACCCUGCACAUACAGAUAAUUUCUGCCAUGACAGCGUCUAAAAACAGAAGUGGUCAUGGAUGUUAGAUUAACCCUUUUAAUGUCCCUUUUUGUGGUCUGCAUGUUAUAAUCAGCUGUUAAAGUACCAUUAGUUGUUCCACAGCAUCUGAGUUCUAGUCCUCGGAGGACGUGGACAUUGGCGUAGCCACCACUUUGAAUACUCGCUGAUAGAGGAGAAAAUCUCUAACCUCUUCUAAAGAUUUCAUUUUGUCAGACUUUGUUUCAAUCAUUUUCUCCAAAACAUCCCAAAAAGACUAGCUAGAAGAUUUUAGGAGGCCAACUCCAACAAAGCUCUUUUCAUGUGCUCCUAUUGUCUUUCACUCUUCCCUCUAUCUCUGACUGCAAUUUUAUGUAUUCUAUAGAUAAUGCAUUACAUUAUGGUGCUAGCAAAACCUUGGAUCCUCCAUUGUAAGUAGUCAAACCGUUUUUAGAAUGGCUUCACUUCUUACCUGGGGUCUGUCAGGCGCCGUUCCCCGCCUCCUCUCAGCUGCAAGUAGAACCAGAAGUUCCUGCUUAGGCGCCUGUCUUGGCUCAUUCGCUGUGAGCAGUCUGGAGAGCUGAGCCUUUUACCCACAGGGCUUAGCUCAGAGAGCUUCCAGCAAGAGCGCAGGUUGUAGUGGAGGUAGGGAGCGGCACUCAGGAUCUCUGUUAAGAAGUCAAGCUGGUUUAAAACGUUGACUACUUACAGGGCUCCAAGGCACUCCUGGCACCAUAACUACUACAGCACACUGUAGUGGUUAUGGCGCUUGAAGUAUUCCUUUGAAAAAAAUGUGCAACAAAUAUAACAAAAGAUACUCUACCUACAGUUCAGGUUUUCAACUGGGCUACCAACGAUUUCCAGCAAGCUUUGUCCAGACCUGGAAAUGGCUCGCCCUAUAAGGCUGAUUUUAUCCUUUUGUUGGAGCCGGAACGUAUCCCAUAAACCCCCAACCAGUAACGGUUUAUUUCAUCUAUAGCUGGCAUUUCCAUUCAUCACAUAUCCAAAACUGACAUUGGAUUAUAAAAUUAGAUUCAAGGAUUGUACCUCUGCUGUGGGCUGCUUAGUGCAUCGAAUACUCAGAUACAGCGUCUGCCAUGAUGCACUUACACCUUGAUGCCAAGGGCAUUGGGUUAUAAGCAGGAUUCUUAAUGUAACAGAAUGUUGCCUGUAUACCCGCAUGACCAGCUAUAUGCACUGCUAGUAUUUUUCCUCUCCCCCUGAUUUUAUGUUGCAGCAGAGAAAUGAUCUUGCUGUGGGGCUGUUCUUAAAUGCUCAUAAAACAGAAACGUAGGGAAUGGAUUUUAUGUGUACAGUGACCUUUUUAGUAAUGCGGCGGUCAUGCUGCAGUCGCUUACAUGAAUACAUAAGAAGCCUUUUCUAUGGAAAUCCAGGAUUCCCGAUGAGUAACUACAUAUGAUUUUAUAAAUACAUGGAGGUAAACCAUGGCAUGCUCAGUCAGUAUCUAUUUAUGAUGUAUUUAUUUAUGUGGAAACCUUCCCUGUCUCUACUGGCAUCAUUUAGUCAAAGCAAGUGUGAUCCAGUAGAGCUAGUCAUUGGGUAUCUGUCUGCAGUGCUUCCCUUGGAUAAGAUCUGCAGAGCGUUUCUUAUCUAAUGAUUCAUAGACACAAGCAGACAAUUCAGCAUCAUUCCUGUCACUAUUCUUCUCACUCACCGCUAGCUCAUUCUUGGAAACCUGCACUACCGCUGUCCUCUUCCUGUUCUGGGUGAGUGCUGGCUUGUUUAUUGUCGUACAGCUAUAAGCAUUGCAGUGCAUUGUGGGAGUUGUAAUUCUGCUAAGGUUGAAUUGCUGGAAUUCAGUUUUACUGUGGCUAAUGUUCUGACAUAACUUGCUAGGUGUUAACAGAUGUCUGGAUGGUUGGCAAAGCAUUGUGGGAGUGGCAGUCCUAAAACCGCUAUUGGUUUAACUAUUAAAACCUUAUGUGGACACAGAGAAUGUUUUGGGAUAUUGAAUAAAUCGAUUAUUGAUCCAAAAGCGUGUCAAGCAGAGUGUUUAAACACCUUGAGGUCUAUUUAGUCACUAAACUGUUAAUUUUAAAAUUGAAAGCUGUGACUGUACCAGAAUUGGAGAUUUUUCACCCCCAAAUAAGCUGCGUUGGCCUCUAUAUAGAAAUUUGGGUUACUGUUCAUUCUGUGGUAUAUAAAGCCGUUUUGUUUUUCCUGCUGAUUAUUUUGCUUUCUUGGAUUUUUGGAGCAGUGUUGUGUCAUAGUGUUAAAUACCUGAGCCGUUGGGUUAAUGCUUAAUCUUUUAUUGGGAAGGUUUGUUUUUAGCUGGCUGUCUCCAGUACACCAGGAAAUAACAUAAAACUUCCCCACUGUGUAAUCUUUUCGUUGUUUUUCUUAAAUAUAGAUUUCAUGUGAGUCGGAUUCAAAGAAAUUACUAAUAUUAGUGGAAGUGAGACUGGAAUCUGUGUUUUUGUGUGUUUUUUGGUGGUUAUUCUCCCCUGCAUUAUUUAUUAAAGUGUCUCUGUCACUUCUAAGCUUUUCCUCAAGUGCUAAAGAUGCGAUCCUAGGAAAAGGUCCCUCUGGCUGUGUUGUGAUGUCUUGGAAAUUCACAUGCGAUCAAAGCAAAUUAAAGGACCACUCUAGGCACCCAGACCACUUCAGCUUAAUGAAGUGGUCUGGGUGCCUGGUCCAGCUAGGGUUAACCCAUUUUUAAAUAAACAUAGCCGUUUCAGAGAAACUGCUAUGUUUAUCAAUGGGUUAAGCCUUCCCCCUAUUCCCUCUAGUGGCUGUCUCAUUGACAGCCACUAGAGGCGCUUGCGUGCUUCUCACUGUGAUUUUCACAGUGAGAACACGCCAGCGUCCAUAGGAAAGCAUUGUAAAUGCUUUCCUAUGAGACAGGCUGAAUGCGCGCGCAGCUCUUGCCGCGCGUGCGCAUUCAGCCGGCGGGGCGUAACGGAGGAGGAGAGGAGGCAGAGAGCUCUCCGCCCAGCGCUGGAAAAAGGUAAGUUUUUACCCCUUUCCCCUUUCCGGAGCCGGGCGGGAGGGGGUCCCUGAGGGUGGGGGCACCCUCGGCACUAUAGUGCCAGGAAAACGAGUAUGUUUUCCUGGCACUAUAGUGGUCCUUUAAUGUCUAAUAAAGGGAAAAUUUAUACCAAAAAAAAGUUGUCAGGAAGAUGGAUUAUGUGCACUACAGAAAUGGUUACAAAAAGCGAAAUCCAUGUAUGAAGGACCGAGUAACUUUUUUUUUUAUAUAAGAAAAUGGUUUAUGAGCAUAAAAAAAUGACCUUUUUAUUCAUAACCACCAAUGUUCUUUGAAAGGAUUCUAUAGUGCUAGGAAUACAAAGCUGUAGUCCUGGCACUAUAGCUCUCUCUGCCUCCCCCAUCCCUCACUUGACAAGGGGGCACUAACACGCACGUGUGGCUUACGUGCAUUAGGCCUCCCCAUAGGAAAGCAUUGAAUGGGGAAAUAGCAGACGCUGGAUGUCCUAAAGAGCUGACUUAGAGCUGCAAUGUAAACAUUGGAGAUUCUCUAAAACUGCAAUAUUUUAUAUUGCUGCACUAAGUUCAAUAGGGACACUGUACCCAGACCACUUAAAUGAGCUGAAGUUGUCUGGGUGUCUAUAGUGUCUCUUUAAUAAUUUCUGUAAAUUAAAAUCAAUGCGACAAUUUAACUUGCUAUGCUGCCAUCUCUGCUAUAGCCAUCCCUAGCAUUAGUUUUUCAUCAUAGAGAAAGGCCUGCUUUCUUUGCCAUCCCUCAAUAUAUUGAGGAAGGCAUUUACAUACCAUCUCUUGCUGUUGUCGAUUAGGUGAGCGAGCACAAUGUAUAGCUAAAACGGGCGCUGACUUUUGAGUGAGCGGCAAGUUUAUGCUUCCAAAGUGAAAUCCUUCACACCCAGCAUUUGACGCAACAGCAUGUUCCACCAAAAUGGAUACAGUAAAUCUCCCCAUUCUAGAUAAAAACUUUAGUGUCAGGAAUACAUGUUUGUGUUCCUAACCCUAUAAUGUUCCUUUAAAUUUAGAAAACCACACCUGUGCAUGGCUCUAUCCUGCAAUGGGAAUGCUUCCAUAUUGGCUCCCUCUUCAUCACUUGUAUAAGCCUUUCAAUGUAAGCACUGCCUUUUUUGAUAAAAGGCUGUGUUUACAAAGCUGCCUAGUAAGACCUCUAGGGGCAGGCACUCAGUUGGCAACUAGAGGAUCCUGUCUAAGUGCUGCAUACUUUUUAUUUAUUUUUUAAAAUUUACUUUAAAGGGACACUCUAUACUCCUGUCUUCCUUUUCAUUUGAUAAAAAAAGUGCGGGUUUCAAAUAGAAAUAUGCACGUUUAUAAAUUAACCUUGUCAGUCAGACAACAGGUCCGGUUACUUCCUGGUUUGAUUAGCUCAGUCGAGCUAAACUCUAGAGGCAGCAAUUACUCAGAGCACCUGCCUUGUAAAGACUUCUCAUUCAUAUGCGUUUGGAAGUUUGUGAUUGGACAGUCACAGAAAGUCUGGGUCAGAAGCAAAGGGCUUGCAAAUUAUGCAGACAUGGGAUCGGCUGUUUUUAUAUAUCCUCCCAGUGAAGAAAUGCAUAAUUAAAUGUAUGCAUGUUUUCUUUGGGGGCACUAUAUACUAAAUCAUGAUUUUAUUUUUUAAAAUGUAUUUGGGCAGUGGGGUGUCCUUUUAGUUUUGACGUUUUGUUUGUUAUCCACAGUUGCAACUUUAGUGAAUGAACCUGAAUGUUUGUCAUAACAGGUACACUAAGCAGUAACCUCUGCUUUUGUAUUGAAUAUAUCUUUUAUCAUAGUGAUAACUUUUGUAUUUUAUUGCUUAAGGUUAAGUUUAUGUUCUCUAAAUGCUUACAUCUUCUCCUCUCCAAUCCUAUCUAUGAAUUGUGCUUCACAAGUUAAACCAGUUUAAUGUCAAUCCUUCGUUCCUGCUACUAUCCUUUACAUUGUUGGCUAUUUGAGAUGGCUUGUUUAUAUUUUACAUUUUUUCUUUUACUCUAGAAAUGAUAGUGAUAAUCUAAGAAUUGAUGGCAAAUCAAUAUCAUUUUAUUUAUUUCAUUAAAAAAAAAAAAAGUUUUCUUCUUAAACCUGAAUGUUCCUGUGACGGGAAUAAGUUAAAAUGUGAUCUGUAUCAAGAAUGGGUUGCAGUGCUGAGUGGAACUUGACAAUGUAAGGGGGAAUGUGUCCAUGACAAAAUGGAGUUAUCACUUGUUCUUUCCUUAAAGGAACAAUAUGGUGUUACGAAUGCAAAGCUGUAUUCCCAACUCUAGAGUGUCCCUCUGCCCCUGCACAAGUUAAAGGGUUAAAAUCUCUUUAAAUACUCACCUUAUUCCAGGUUCCUCAGUCUCCUCAGUCAUUGAGAGGAGAGGGAACCUAAAGCACAUUUACAGUGAGUGCUGUUUAUGCAUUAGACCUUUCCCAUAGGAAUGACUUUAAAGGAACACUAUAGGAUUAGAAAUACAAACGUGUAUUCCUGACCCUAUAUGUUGAAAACCACAAUAGGUUUAUGGAGUUUUUCAGCACGCUGCAAAGUCUUCUUUUCACUGAGUCAAACUUCUUGAAACAGCAGGAGAGUCUAUAGUGGCUGUCUGGUUGCCAGCCACUAGAGGCAGUCUUAACGCUGCAAUAAAAACACUAGUUUCUCUAAAACUGCAAUGUUUGCAGCUGCAGGGUUAAGGGGACUGCCAGGCAGACACUUUGAAUGAGAUGAUGUGGUCUGGGUGCCUAUAGUGUUCCUUUAAAAAAACAAAAACAAAUUUCAAAUGUGAAUUUGUAUUAAUGCUGUUUUGUAUGUAUGUAUUUUUUAUAUACCGGUACUUGUUUGCUAAAAGGGCAGAACUUUUAAUGUGUCUAUGCAUUAUCACAAGUCUAAAAAUACAAGCAGGUGUGUGAAGGGAGUUGCUCUUAAUACAGAAUGAUGAAAAUUGAUUUACCAACCGAAUUGCAAGUAACAUAAUGUAAUUUAGAAGUCUGGAGGUUAGAAAAUUCAUGAAUAAGGACCAGGUUCAGUACAAUGGAAUACAUUGCCCACAUAUUAUGGAUAUAUCUAGUCUGACACCAACACUUGAGAUAAAUCUAUUGCAUAUAGCAGGAUCAUAAUUCUAUAUAGCUAUGGGGGUAUAUAUGAUUCAAAUGCCACCAAGGGAUGCUACAUUGGGGAAACCACCAGGCAAUUAAAUGGCAGCACGAAGAUGCACAGACACACUAUUAAACACCAUAAAGAAUCUUAUUGCACUACCGUGGGACACCACUUUACCCAGCCUGACCACUCAAUCAAGGACCUUAAAGUCAAAGCGCUCAUAGGGAAUUUUAGAAACACCCAAGAAAGGAAAAACCGUUGAAGGCAGAAUGAUUCUAUUUUAUAACUGCAAGAAUAGAGGACAAAAUGUUGAUUUGGGUUUCCUAUCUCGCUACCAAAGUUUUACGUGACCCCCUCCCAUUAUUUAUCUUUCUCUAUUAUAUGCAUCCAUUUGUUAAAGGUACGCUAUAGCAAGCCUCGACAAAUUCCAGGUGCCAGGUCAGCAAGGCGACUAUGAAUUUGGUCCUUGCACCUGGGAUUUGUGAGCCCGUUCAGCUGAGGCAGCGAGGGAGCAUGCAGGUGCCAGCAGUGGGAGAGAGCGGAAAGGGCCGGGUGUGCCGAAUGAUGCGGGAGCUGUAAUUUUCGUGCUCUGCUCCUUCGCGCACUCUUCAGUGAUGCCAAGAGUCAGAAUAUGACAUCGCCCCAGCACCACUAAACCUCUAGGUUCUGGUGUCUAUAGUCUGUCCAUGCAGGUUUUUCAAUGUAAACACUGCCUUCUCAGGUGGCUACUAGAGGUGUUCCUGUCUUCCUAUCAGUGUGCAGCACUGGCAUUCAGCAUCUCCAUGCAGAGCGUGGAGACGCUGAACGUUCCUCAUAGAGAUGCAUUGAUUCAAUGAUCUCUGAGGAGAUGCGGAUUGUCACAGCCCAGCAUUUUGACAUCCGUGCACAAUAGUGUCCCAAUGCUUUAGUGUGUGUACGGUUUGGUUGUUUUAUGUUUUUGAUUCUCUCUCCCGAUCUCUCUCUCCCUCCCCGCCCCCACUCUGUGAUCCUUUACACAAAUUAUUCCGACCCUCUGUAAAAAUAGUACCUGUUUUCUAUCAGACCUGUGUCCUAUUUGCACUCGUUACUUUAAUCCCAAUGACUUCUCACAACUCAAUUCUGUUAUGUUUGCUCAGAAAUGCUUAAGACUUGAAGAAGGAAUGUUCUCCCGAAAGCUUGUCAUUCCAAAAUUCUGUUAGUCCAAUUAAAAAGGUAUUACAAGAUGCGAAUUUCAUCUGUUAUUUUACAUCAUAGAAAAGCAUUUGAUUGGACUGUUACACAGGCUCCGAGCGCAUUUGUCGACUCUGAACCAGUACAGUGAGGGAGGAAGUGAAAAAUAACGAACAAAGGGUAUAAGGAGACAGGGAGAGUUUAAAUGAAGAAGGGGUGGUGAUGAAUGGCUCAUUUUGCAGGUGCUGCCUGCAUUUGAGAAGCUCAUUGCAUCUUUUGCCAGCUUGGUAUGCAUUCUAAUAAAGAAAUGACAUUAGACCGUCCCAAACAGUGUUAUGGGCUGUCUAACGUGAGCUGGGGGUGCAGCUAGCAAAAUGUAUGUGUAGUAUUUCUCCUUGAAAUGCUCCACAUACAGACUUCUACUACCGUAACCACUUCUAAAAGCAGAAGUGGUCAUAGUGGUUGAAUUAAGCCUUUAAAGCCUUUGGCAUUGAAUGAGAGGUGGUGUACGUGUCAGUGUCUCAGUAACGGUGCCAGAAUGCAGAAAUAAUUAGUCCAACUCUUGGCAGUUCCUUAUAAACCUUUUCAUCAAUCCGUCUUUCACUUAUCUUAGAUUUUAAACUGCAAUGCUUUUAAAAUCCAAGUCAUAAAAAACAACAACAAAGUAUUACGCCAGAGAUUAAUCUGUUCACCCUGAAGUACCUUUUGAGCUCAUUCUGUUUUUCAUAGUAAAUGGGACUUUUCCAUCUAACAAAAAAACCAAUCCACAAUAUCCAAAACCUUUUAUCAUGAAAAGAAUAGUGAACAGUGGGACUACAGGUGCAUGAUCUUUACACCAAAAUUGCUGCAGUCGAAGUUAUUUUGGUGCCUUUACUAUCCCAUUAAGUGUUGUUUGGGAUUUUUCUAAUCUGCAUUUGAUCAUUUUGUAAACUGCCUUAGAUUACUUAGUGUAGUUGUAAAUACAUUAUUAAUAUUAAUGAAGCCUUAUGUUCACACAUAAUGUUGCACAGAGGAGGGUAUAUGGACUUUAAAGGGGUUCUCUAAGGACUACAACAUUCACAGAUCAUGGUAAAGCGUCUUUAAAGGGCCAAUCUAGGUACCCAGACCACUUCAGCUUAAUGAAGUGGUAUGGGUGCCUGGUCCAGCUAGGGUUACCCCAAUUUUAUUAUAAACAUAGUUUCAGAGAAACUGCUAUGUUUAUAAAUAGGUUAAUCAAGCCUCUAAAGCCUCUAGUGGCUGUCUCAUUGUGAAUGCUUUCCUAUGAGACUGGCUGCGCGCGCAGCUCCUGCCGCGCAUGCGCAUUCAGCCGAAGAGGAGGAGAGCUCCCCGCCUCGCACUGGAGAAAGGUGAGUGUUUAACCCCUUCCUCUCCCCAGAGCCUGGCGGGAGGGGGGCCCUGAGGGUGGGGGCACCCUCAGGGCACUAUAGUGCCAGGAAAAUGAGUGUUUUCUUGGCACUAUAGUGGUCCUUUAAGAGAUUUGUAUCUGCAUUUAUAUUAUCCUUUCUGUUAUGUCAUGAAUGGCAAACCUAUGGCAACAGUGCCACGGCCACCACUGGAACUGUGUAGCCUCCAAAGUGGUACUUGGCAUAUGUCUGUAUGGUAGCCAUUUCUGGGAUUUAAGUAAAUGAAAAAUUCAAUGUGCGACGACACCUUGGUGUUGAAGCUGGUAGCUGAUUCUUAAGGAGCAUCCCAAUUCUCAUGAAGAGAGGACAUUUUUUAAAUUAUUAUUUUGUUUUUUUUCCGCGUUGGUUACUUACUAUCAGGGGUAUAUGUAAAAACGGUUUGCAAAAGAUGCAGAUCUCUUUUCUGCAGCCUUUGCAAGCCGUUCCACUUUUCCACUGCUCAGAAUGUCAAAUUUCUGAAAUUUAAAAGUCUGAUUUUUGAGCUGCAACUUUGCAGGUAGCUAUGUAGGAUACAAUGACCAGCCAGGGAUGCACAGGUGAAUUGGCCAUCUGAAUUGGGAACAUACUCCAGUCUGUCUGAGUGCCAAGUGGUGUUUCUAUAAUUUUUAAAAGUGCCCAUUUCAAAUAGACAUUUGCACCUUUAUAAACUGCAAUUAACAUGGAAUACUUGUGAUUUAUAGAGCACUUGCCUGUGGAGUAGUUAUUUAAUUUCUGCAGAAAAUUUAGAAUUCAAAAACGUUUAUGUCUGAAGCUGACAUUUGUCAGUGUGCCUAACUGUGAUCCAUUCACUGCAGCUUAAAAUAGGUGAGGUGAUUCCGUGAUACCUUUAUUGAAUAUGUUGAACGAGGGCAUAGCCUUCAAUUAGAGGGGCAAAGUUUUAAAAAAUAUCAGUAAGUAUUACUUUACUGAGAGUGGAUGCAUGGAAUAGCCUUCCAGCUGAAGUGGUAGAGACACAGUAAAGGAGUUUAAGCAUGUGUGGGAUAGGCAUAAGGUUAUAUGUGUAAGAUAAGGCCAGAGACUAAUGAAAGUUAUUGAGAAAAUUGGGCAGACUCUGGCCGAAUAGUUCUUAUCUGCCGUCACAUUCUAUGGGGCACCUUAUCAAGUUAAUUGGUUUUAUCUCUGUUAUUUUGUUUAUUCAGUCUUAAUUUUUCUGUCAUCCUGUCACUUUCCCUAAACUCUGUGUUCUAUGCCUUGACACAUACUAGAUCGGUUUCUGGUACAGGCGUACUCUAAUUUGACCUUUUCUUCACAAUCCAUUCAUUAAUUUAAUAACCAGCCUGAUCUAUAAUCUGCUUUACAUUUUUUUUGUAGCAGAUGAAAAUAACUCUGGUAUAUCCAGCUUCGGUGUACUUGUUAAAUUACUGCUACAAUGUCACACAGAUUGCGUCGUAUAUCGGCAACAAAAUUUACAGCCUUUGCAGGUGAUAACAAAACAACUUAUUUUUUUCUUUUGGAGAGACACCUGGGAAGCUAAAUGUGUUGAAAAGCAGCAAAUGUUGUGAAAAGUGUUCACUCGUACCUGAUCCCAGCCAGUCUGGCAACAAUACAUUCCAAAUCUUAAUGCUGGAGAUAUGUUAAAAAGUUUACUUUGUCUGUCUACAAAAUAGGGUUUGAUUUUUACUUUUUUUUUUUUUUUCCUACUGAUGAAGACCUAUUUUUUGGGGGGUUUAUUUCAAUGUACACAUUGUUUGUGCUGAAUAAAUGUUUGUUUGAAAAGGAAACGUUAAUUUGUGACUUUAAUUUGGCAGGGUGUGGAUUCAGGGUUUGUUCCAAGUGUUCAAGACUUCGAUAAGAAGCUUGCAGAGUCUGACGCGUACCUACAGAUUCUCAUUGACCAGAUCAAGGUAUGUUUCUCUAUCUGAAAUACUGCGAAUCUGCUGUCAGAGCCUGACACAGGCUGCAGGUGUCGGGAAGCACUUGUUUUGCUACCUUUUUUUUGGGUGGGGGCACUUAAGACAUAUAUUCUAUUGGUAAAACUCUCAGCACUUUGUGUAUUCGUGUGCUUUAAGAUUGUAAUCCAUCCAUGUGUCACAGCAUUGAUUUCAAGGGGAAUACCGUGAAUAAUAUCACUAUUUGAACACAUUAAUUCUACAUACUGCCAGGCAGCACUUUCAAGAAUAUACAAAGUAAAAUAAUACUGUGUGCCACCAUUACUCAACACAUGUUUGACACAAGGGCAAGCUGAUCGAAUGUGAAAUUGAUUGAUCUUUAAAGUGCAUUACACAUAAAGUGGACCAUUCAUCAGCAUUACUUUAAAAAUAAAAUAAAUCCCAUAUUGUGGAAGCAAAACUUCCACCCAAUGCUUAGAUUAAAUGCUAAAGAUGAGGCUUAGCUUGAGGUGUAUGAUGUGAGCAGUGCAUGAUAUCUGCUCCCAUAAUGCUUUGCAGCAUUUCUACACUGAGGCCGUACUGUGGGAGGUUUAACCCCUAAAGGACCAAACUUCUGGAAUAAAAGGGAAUCAUGGCAUGUCAUACAUGUUAUGUGUCCUUAAGGGGUUAAGGAGAUGCACACACUGUGGCUGACAUAAUUGUAGUUUAUACCGCUAUGCCAGUAGUAUGCAAUGAGCUUGGAAAGGACAACUUAUUAUGUAUAGGUUUUUAUUUUGGCUAGCAAAAUGAAAUAGAAUUUUAUAGAAUGUCUCACUGACCGUUACAUAUGCUGAAAGGAGACGUGUGUCCAUAAAGUUCAACCUUCCUCACAUUUAUUUUUGUUGUUGAUCCAAAAGAAGGCAAAAAACCCAGUUUGAAGAUUCCCUCUUGACCCCAGAAUGGCAGUCAGGUUUAUCCUUGGACAUGUUUGCAUGAUCCUUUGAAAUCAAAUGCGUGAUCUAAGCUAUCCAUCCCUGGUGAUCUUAUCCUGCUAAACAGGGUUAGGGCUGGUAGGGGAGUACAAAGCUUUAAUGCUUAGUGGCAUUGUAGACAGGGUGUAAAUACAAUAGGUUCCUAUGCUCUGGUUUUAUAUUGAUUCUUCUAUUCCUUUUGUGAUUUAUUUAAAAAAUUUUUUAAAGUGUAGUUUUAUUUAUUACAUUGUACUGAUGCCCAUAGUAAUAAGUGUGUCCUGGCCCCCAGAAUGCUCCUUUGAGGGCUUUUAGUGUUUACUCCUGCCAUGAACAGAAUUUUGUGAUCUGAUUCCUUUUUCCGUGGCCUUUCUUUGAAUAAUAGUGAAUUAUCUUUAUUUUAUUUAUCACACUGUAUUUAUAACACUAGCUUGUAAGGUGUGUGUGGCGAGGUGGAGCUAGAUUGCAAUUUCCUUGCAGGAGUUGGUUGCUAUCAGAAUUAGCUUGUGAUUAGGGAGUUUCCUCAAGGCAAACCAAGCAUUCAGUAUUUCUGGAUCUACAGAGCACAGGUGGACGUGUUUUGUACUAUCGCUGGGACUGCAGUCUUUUCAUGGGAAGAAAUCCUUAAAAUGCCUUGAGAAAGCUCUGCUUUAUGAAUUUCUCUCCAGUAGAAGCCUGUUCAGGUGAGUUUCCAUGUGUUCUGGUGGUGUAGAUAGAUGGCCCCUUAAAUGGGAACUAGAAUUCAAAAUUCACUUUUUAUAUGUUGUAGCAUUUAUUAGUAUCUUAAGGGUUAUGGCCGUUAUCACUUUGAGAGCUGUCCAAAGUCUGGGUUUUUUUUUUGUAGAAUACUCUGGGAACACAGCAGCUCGCACAGAGGGGAGGAUAAUGAACCAGCACAAAUAAUCCAAUCCUUCUAGAUGCAUUGGCAGUUUGCUAAAUUGCAUGUAUUGCAAAUUUCAUUUUUAAUGCUAUUUACUCUUUACAGUACACCUGUAAUGACUGUGUAACAAUAUCCACUAAUACAGUGUGCAUUUUCAUCUACACAUUGUUCUUUGCUAAAUGUAUUGCUAGAAUUGCAUUUUAAGAUUUUGGAGUAAGUUACUUCGGACACUCUGUGUAUGAUGUACUGGGUGCUGACCUGUCCUUGCUCACUCAGCCUGUAUUGCCUUUCAAGGUAGGAUGACUUUAGGCAGAUAAUGUAAGAAAAGGGUGCCUGCAGAGUACCUGGGCCUUGGUCAUCAGAGAGCCUCACAUUUUUGCAAAAUUCUAAAAUGGUGUGGAUUGCACAGUGUGUGUUUGCGGUACAUGUAAUCGUGCAUUCAGAGUAGAAUGUUGUAGGGAUAUCUGCAAGUCAGUACAGGUGUAAGCGACUAUCUGCAAGACGGGGCAAGGGAUGUUAAUGCCCAAACAAUUCAUGAGCUGAGUAUAGUUUUAUUUCUAGCUGAGCGUAGUUUGUCAGGACUGUGACUGACUUUAACUGCCACUUGUGUUGUUCUCUCUGUCAAGCUAUGUUCGCUGCUUGUAAUUGAUUCAAUGAUCGUUUUAAAAAUAGCUACAUGUUUUCACUGAGCAUGCGUUCUGUUAUCUGAUUGAUGUACAAACUCGAAUAGUUACGGCUAUUUCCCCACUCUUAGUGCUUGAAUCCGCAUCUGCAGUAUAAUAGCUCUCAGUGCUUUACAGGCUUGGUCGCACACAGACUUAAACUGCAGCCGACGCUACAAUCCUUUGAAUGUUGGAUGGAUAUGUGAAAGUGCACUUUUUCUUGGCUGAACUGUCAUUAAAUUAAAUCCGUAAUGUAUUGUAGAGCAACAAAACAAACUUCCAUUAGUCAUAUUCUAGAGUAAGUUGACGUCACAAUCUAAUGAACCAAACAACCAGUCACUGAAUGUUUGUUUUUUCUCUCUAUCGUCAUCGAUUCUAACAUGUUGGUCAGACUUUCUGGGUAAACUAGCAUGCGGACAUGUAAAGAAGAGCGUACACCCUCUAUGAAUUAUUGGGUUUUACGUAUCAGGACAUUAUAAUCUGUUCCUUAGCAGGUCUUAAAAUUAGGUAAAUACAACCUCAUAUGAACAACACAUGACUUAUUACACCGUGCCAUGAUUUAUUUAUCGAGAAUAAAGCCAAAAUGGAGAAGUACACCUUAUGAUUCAAAAGCUUGUAGAACCACCUUUAGCAGCAAUAAGAGAAUAUAUUUAUAUCCUCAUAUAAAAAAAAAUGGAAAAAGAGAGUGAGACUAGCAAGUCUCAGUAACCAUAACUCUAAUUUGAGAUAAUGUAUCAGAAUUUGUCAAGGGAUGCACAGGUUCCAUAGCAAUGCAUUUCUUAAAACUUGAAUACAACAGGGAUAAAAUUAUCACCCCCUCACGCCCCACACACACCCUGCUCUCGUAUUCCUGUAGUCAGGCCUAGAUUCCCCAGCAUGACCUCCAUUCGGCAGUGAGACUGUGAGCCCCUCAAGCCCAGAUCAUAUGUCCACAAUGCUAGGAUCUACUUCAGUGAGCAGAGGGACGAAACGCGUCUUUAUUUACCACAUUUUAAGACCUGCUAAGGAACAGAUGAUUGUUAGUACUUCCUCUUUGAAUUCCAUGGUUUUACAUUACAGGACAUAUCUAUUUCCCAUGACUGUAUAUCCCCAUUGAAUUGGCCUCAGUCUGGGUUAUUCACUUAACUGAGAAUAUCUGGAGAUGAAAUCUGUAUUGAAAAACAGAGGCACAUAUUGCUGAUCAAGAAACCUUUGUUGCCUCUGGUUCUCCAUUCUGAUUUAGAAACAUUCAGAGAAUAGUGAAUAGCCCUGCAUGAUCCUGCAAAACAGGAACACGGCCAAUGUUAAUGAGGGGGUUUUGUUUUAAGGCUCUUUAAAGCAAAUAUUUCCUUCCGCUUUAGUUGUUUCCAUUGCAUUAGAUUAGUGUAAGUCUUAGUACUGUGCGAUGCCUAAAAUACAAAUUGCAAUAAAUUAUUUAUGAAACUAGUUCACAAAGCAUCUUCUUUUUUCCUUCUUUAGUUGUUUGAUGACAAAAUUCAAAACUGCAAGGAUGAUGAACAGAGGAAGGCAAGUACCACUCCAAGUGGGAAUUUAUAUAGAAGCAUUAGAAUUGUGGGCUUUUCAUUGCAUUUGCCAGUAGUAGAAUUACGUAUAGCCCUUCAUAUUGGGUUUAAAGUGCUAUGUCCUCAAAUCGUCACCCAGCCCAUGCAUCUCGCUCUAGCUCCCUCAAACUACUUAGUCUUUUUUGUUUUUUUUCCUGCUCGUCCCACUGGCUCGUCUCUUGCUCUGCUGCUUUUUUAGCAGUCACCCAGCCUAAUGGGCAUGCACAAAUUGCAGGGUUCACCAUGCCUGUGGAGGACCUCCGUUAGCUUCCCUGUGUUGACUCUAGGGAUCAUGCAAGAGUCAACAAGAGGAUCCAUGAUGUGACACUGGAGGGAGGGGAGUAGAGCGCUUGACAGCUAAUGACAAGGUUGACAAUGGACAUGGAGCUUGACUAAAGCUACACCAACUGUCAACUCUUAUAAACCACAGGUUGGCAGUAGUCCCUAGUUUUUCUUAUGUAUAGCUUUAAAUAUAAGCAUAAAUGAAAUAAAAACCGGGAGGCUUGUGGGCAUGCCAUAAAGGGUGUGGAAAGGUGAGUUUUUUUAAAUACAUCUGCUGUUAUGAUGAAGUCAAAUGAUACCCUGCACGAUAUGGGAUUCCCUUGUGAUGGAUCAGCAGAUGUACGUUAUAAACAUGGUGUUCCCUAUAGGAUUAGUCACGUGUCCGUUCUGAAACUAACAUCAGCAGAGCUUUCACAGUGCGCCCCAUUGUAUAUAUAAACCCAAUGUCUAGGGAGAGGGUGCAGCUGCUGGCAGUGUAUGUAUGCUAGCAUAAGGGUUUGGGUGGUUUUUAUGGUUUUCAUGUUUUUGUUUUUUUAAAUUUUAUUAGUCGAUCAAUUUGCCUGUGAUGUUUUUUUUUUAAAAGAAAUAAAUAAAACAUAAGUGUUAUGUGUAAACCUUUUCAGGUGUUUUGAUGUGAAGUUGUGCUGUUACAGUCACUCGCUGUAUUGCUAAUGCAGACAAAUAGGCAAAUGUAUUGGACUAAAAUGUCCAGCAGCAAUGUUUUAAGCUUCCAGAGCAACACAGAUUUAUACCCGAGUCUCCGUAAUAAUUUUAGUCUCCUUUUGCUCUGGACUAAUCAUAAACUGCAAUUUGUUGUUGACAAUCUGUUUUGCAUUUACAGAGAAUUGAAAAUCUUAAGGACACCACAAGUGUAAGUAACAUUGUUGCCUAUUUUUAACAAACAACUUCCCCCCUGUAAAUUAUAUUUAUGGGUAUCUUAUUUGAAUUUAUGGGUGGUUAGGGGGAGGUAGACAACAUUUUUAAUCAAGGUCUUCCAGUGUGAGAGCACUCUGUAAACCAUACAUAUUUUGUUUUUCCAUUUUGCUUUUGAAUGUCCCCAUAAUAUUGUCCCAAAAGAUUUAGAAUUCAUCGUUAAACUGGCGGCUUUACAUUUCAGGAGAUUAAUCUUUAUUAAGUGUUAACAUAGGGAUAUAGAGAGGUGAUGUCCAUGAUCUGUUAAUGAAGUUAAACACUGCAAUAAAUCCAUGGAUACUGCAUUGUUAAUGUACUUCGCGUUACAUGCUUUGUUGUGGUAAGGUUACAUAGUGAUUAUAAUAUUAAUAUGUCUGUUUUGUAGAGCAUGGUAGAAUCAAUCAAACACUGCAUAGUUUUGCUGCAGAUUGCAAAGGUAAGUCACCUUACCAUAUAAUGUAUGUAUUGGUACUACACACAGCAGUCCCUCCAAGCACGCAUUUCCUACGUCUUUGUCUUUUGGGGAUUUCUUUUAGAAAAUUUUUCUUUUCUUUUUCCGUGUAAGAAAUGUAAACCCUCCUUCCCGGUCAGGGAAAGUUAACCUGGAUAGGCAUAAGGCUAUCCUAACUAUAAGAUAAGACUAGGGACUAAUGAAAGUAUUUAGAAAAUUGGGCAGACUAGAUGGGCCGAAUGGUUCUUAUCUGCCGUCACAUUCUAUGUUUCUAUGUUUCUAAAACAAUGUCUUUAUCAUUUUUCAGCCCUGUUGGUCAAUUACAACGUGGCCACAAACAUUCUCCUUUUUUAUGAAAUUGAAAAGUAUAUGUGUGUGUGAGUACACCUUUUUCUUUUUUCCCCCCUCUAAAUUGUGGGAAAAUGUAGCAUGGUUAAAUAUCCCUGGUCGGUGAUAUUUAAAUUUCCAGGUUGGAUUACAUUUUCCCUCUUGUUGCAUUACUUUGUUAAUCCAUUUAUUAUCCAUAUUUAGCUUGUUUAAAUAAAUAGAAUCAACUUGUCCGUCAUGGCAAGGAUAUCUUUCUUUAACUAUAUACCGUAUUUUUCGCUCCAUAAGACGCACCUCACCAUAAGACGCACCUAGUUUUUAGAGGAGGAAACCCAGGAAAAAAAAAUAUUCUGAACAAACUGUUCCAUAGUGUUUCUUACUAUGGGACAGUUUGUUCAGAAUAUUUUUUUUUCUCCCCUGUCCCAUAAUGAUCUUUAACCCCCCUUUCCUCUGUCCCAUAGUGAUUGUUAACCCCUCCUCCCCUGUCCCAUAGUGUUCUUUAACCCCUCCUACCCUGUCCCAUAGUGUUCUUUAACCCCUCCUCCCCUUGUCCAUUAGUGUUCUGAUCCCAUAGUGUUCCCCCCUCCCAUUGUCCCAUAGUGCACUUUCCCUCCCAUAGUGUCCCCCCCUCCCCUUCUCCCAUAGUGUCCCCCUCCCCUUUUCCCAUAGUGUCUCUCCCUCCCCUUCUCCCAUAGUGUCUCUCCCUCCCCUUCUCCCAUAGUGUCUCUCCCUCCUCCCCAGUGUCUCCCCUUCUCCCAUAGUGUCCUCUCUCCCUUUCUCCCUAUAGUGUUCCCUCCUCUCUUUUCCCAGUGUCUCCCUCCCAGUGUCUCUCCUUCCCUCUCCCUCUCCCUUCUCCCCCAUAGUGUCCCCCCCUUUUCUCCAUAGUGUCCCCUCCUUUCUCCCAUAGUGUCUCCUCUCCUCCCUCCCCUAUAGUGUUCCUCCUCUCCCCUUCUCCAUAUGUGUCUCCCUCCCCCUUCCCUAUAGUGUCUCCUCUCCCUUUCUCCCUCCUCCUAUCCCAUAGUGUUCCCUGCUCCUUUCUCCUAUAGUGUCUCUCCUCUCCUAUAGUGUCUCUCCCCUUUCUCCCGCAGUGUUCCCCUCUUCCCUGGUAUUUCAGCCCGGCGUUCGGCAUCUUGUAGAUAUCACUGGAAGUACUGAGUGUGUACUUUUAGUCCCGCCGGAAACCGGAACCUGAAAUAGAAGUUCCUGGACCGCGGAGCGCGCUGUGAAGCCGGCCCACGCUCCAAGACAGGUAAGUAAAUCUUCACAUUCGCUCCAUAAGACGCACAGACAUUUCCCCUCACUUUUGAGGGGGAAAAAAGUGCGUCUUAUGGAGCGAAAAAUACGGUAUAUGAUUUUUAAGGCAUUAUGUAAAUUUUAAAUAAGAGAACCCUAAUCCUUCCUGACUUUUUAGUUGAACUAUCACAGUCUGAAGGCCAAUUUGCAGUUUGAUUGACAUCACAAAAUGAACAAAGUCAAAACUGUAGAAACCUACAAUCUAGUGUUGGAUAAACUCUUGACUUUUAGAGUUUGGGUGUCGCCAACUAUUAAUAUGCAAAUUAGACACAGUCACCCAUUUCAGUGCUAGUAAAUAUUUUCUUAGUCUGUAGACAGGGCUGAGGACUUCCCAGUAUUAGUGACUUAGUACGGUUAUGAGAGAACCUUGCUAGCAGCCACAAUUAGCACACCUUAUUAGCGAUCACUUUCUAUCCUUACUCAUAGUACAAAUUCAAUCUGGUAUAUUGCUUUAUGUGCUGCUGGUACUGUUAUGUACAUUAACAGAAAGUAUUGGGCUGCGGCCUUGUGAAUCGGAGCCCAGUAUUUAGUUACUGCUUUGAUUUGUCUUCUAUUUAAAUUUAAUACCUCUGUGAGUUGAGUUGUUCUUGUGAAUGAUUUGUUUGCCCUGUGCUUCCUGAUCUCAGUAUUUCUUAAUAGGAUUACAUUAAAGGGACAUUGAAGUGAUCUGGGUGCACUGACCCCUGUCCCCUUAACUCUGCAAUGUUAAUUAUUGCAGUUUCACGCUUAAGACUGCCUCUUGUGGUUGUAAAUCAGACCGCUUCUAAGCACCUCCUGGUGGUUAGGCGACUUUGGUCUCUCUGUAUGAGGACAUCCAGCAUUUGUAAAAUCUCCAUAGGAAAGCAUUGCUGCAGUGCUUUCCUAUGGGAGGGCCUAAUGCACUUGCGGCGUUUAGAGUGCUGACCCAGUACCGAGGGACAUUGGCGCUGGUAUCGGGUAAGUACAAUAAGCACAGCGGCGAGGGAGCUAUAGUACUAGGAAUACAGUUUUUUUUCCUUUUAAAUUAGUGGCUAGGUAAGUCACUAAAUGUUGUUUUUAUUCAUACAUCAAGUGAGAAGUGAGCAAUGAGGGGAGGGGGGUUAUUUCUAAAUAUGUAUUGUAUGUGUGUGUAUAUAUAUAUAUAUUUUUUUUUUUUAUUUUUUUUUUUUUUACUUUAUUAUAAUUAAAUUUUUACUGCUAAUCCUGUUACUUUCUUUUUAUCGCUUGAUUUGUGAACCAGAUCGCAUGUAAUGCUCUUAUCAGUGCACUACAUAAUAUAUUAUGUAUAUAUUUUGCAGAAGACUGGCCCAUUUUCGCAUCCUUUAUUUUGUUCUGUUCUUAUUUGGCACACUAAUCCAAAUCUUGGGUAAUAAAUUCUGCUGAGGCAAACAUUCUUUUGUCCUGAAAAACUUUAUAUUUUGGGGGGUGUUCGGCUGAGCCAUUUUUUCUUGCAGUGCUCUAGUGUCCAUGCACCUGAAAUAUUGUAUCUGAGUUUUUGGCUUAGAAAAGACACAGGCAUGGUCUAGCUUUACACAGUGGGGUAAAGAGAACCAACCUUAUCUACAAGGGCCAGUGAACCUCGAGAGCCACAAAGAAUUCAGUUAAUCGGUUAUUAAAGACAAUCCGUUAUCAAAGACUAUUCACCAAGCAGAAGUGCAGGGUAAACCAUGUAACAUGUUACGUGCUAGUGGUGAAAUUGGUUUGUUUCUGGCAGAUUCAAUACAUUUUCUGCAGUCCGUAAGUAACAGAUUUAUGGUGAAAGUUAUUUCUUAUCAUUUUAGUUAUUGGCUCUUAUUUUGAUGUCAUUGUUCAGUACUAUUCUAAGCAGUGGCGGUUUGUGAGUAAUUAAAAAAUACCUCAUUUAUAAGAUGUGCAAAUCAGCCAACAAAAGGAUAAAUAUUUUAAGAGAACACCUGCAUAUUAAUUAGGCGAUGGCUUGCUAAUUACAUCUCCCUUUUAAACGUAAUCCAGCUAUUGCAUUUAUGGUAAACUAGUCUUUGUAAAAUGUUCCAUUAAAUCAAGGCAAUUCUAUAAGCCAUAUUCUAAUCCUCCGCACGGCUGGGAAAUGCAGUCGUGUACAUAGAGAACCGUCAAUACUGUAUUUAUUUACUUCCUGAAAUUCACUUUAUUGCAAAACCUCAAUCAAUAAUCUAUCUUGCCACUCACCGCUGACUGUGCUGCAAAGCUUGCCUUGAUAUUCUUUCUGUAGACUUAACCAUAGGUUAGGUAUGAGAUUCAUAUCUCCUAACCCUUGACGUAAAUCUUUACUGGAUUCUGUAAUUCUCUCACAUACUUUAUAAAGCAACAUGGACACAUUUUAAGGGGUGUUUAGUGCAUGCCACAUGGCCACAUUACAACCAGCAAGGAAAGUAGAUAUUGCUAAACUUGUUUUUUUAUUCUGUUAUAAAUGUUGUGGAAGACAUGUGACUUCCUUUUAACCAUGGCACCUUGAGGAAGAUAAUUCAAUGUUUUCACACUACAAAUAUCACAUUCACGGACAUGUUCACUAAAGUGUUAACGGUCAGUGAUUCAGAGUAAAUAGCCACACUUUGUCCAGUUUUCAUAUUUUGGCCUAAAAUCUGAUGUUAAAGUUGAUUUCCUGACAGAUCAGAUUUUGGCAAGUAAUCCUAUUAGUUGGAAAGUAAUUUAUUUAUUUAUUAAAAAUUUUCAUUCAGCCUUUGAGUGGCAUAUGUAGAGUGUUUGACAUUAAUCUGUCUGUCUUUUUUUUUGUGUCCAUACAUAAGUAAAUUUUUCUUGUUUGCGGUAUGUCAUUAUAAAACUUCUGUGGGACCCAAUUGGUUGGAACAGUCACAUAGCAUCCAUCUCAUUCCAGGCAACUUCCCACAAUAAAUUGUUUAAUGUAGUACACUACCUUCCCCAGAGCAAAGCAGACCCAUUUAACACUGAGAGUAGUCUAAUAAAUCUGUUUCUCACAAUUGAUUUCAGUAUAUAUUAUAUUACAAUUGAAGAAUUGGUGCCUGAGUUAUUUAGUCGUACAAUUGAUGAAUGUGUUGCCAAGCCAAUUCAAUGUACUGAAUAUGGAUCCCUUCCAGAAAAGGUUAGGAACGUUGCAGUAAAUCACAUAUGAACUGCUUUUUUAAGGAGGGGGCCAUAGUUGGUGGGUUAUUAAUUUUCAGUAGGUGAUUGAUCCGGGCAAAUUUUUAAUUUUAUAAAACAAACUUAGAUUUGUGUGUGCUUUAAUCAAGAGGAAUAUGCUUAUCAAUUCUAUCAGUAUACCAAUUUGAUUUUUUUUUUUUUUCAAUAAAACAAAGCUGCUACAACACUAAAUGUGUAAUUCUCCCCAAACCACACACACUUAUUGCAUAUACAGAAAAUAAUGGCACGCUAUCUUGGUGUAACACAUAUGUACUAAAAGACACUUAGCUUAAUUCGUUAUUGAGGAACUAUAAUUCUGUGUGUUCCUUUAAAUUGAGAAAUACACUGCAAUAUUUUAAAAAUAGUAAAAACAACUGCAUGAUAUAUGAAAAAGCCAAUUGCACACUCACAAUUUCCAGAGCUAUGUAACCUAGCUCUGGUAUGUAUCGCUUAUUGGUCCGUUCUGGGUUACCACCCCCCUUCUGGAUCUUGUAGUGAAUUUUUAAUUUAAUUUUUUCUUUGGCUUAUGUCUGCCGCUGUCAUAAGGUACAGUGACUGGGGUAACUUUCUGUAAUAUUACGAUUUAUAAAGUGCAAUCAAAUAGCGCUAAACAAUAGGCGGACUAACAGACCUGUAAUUGCAACAAGACGAGCUGGACGCACAGGAACAGAGGGUGUUGAGGGCCCUACUCUGAGCUUACGUUCUAUAGUGAGUGGGGUAAUUGGCACAAGAGGUAAGGGAAGGAUGUAUUUCAUGUAUGGGGGAAAAGUAAGUUGCUAGAACAGUGACGGGCUAGUUUUGGAUGACACGAUUGCAGAAUAAGAAGCAGGGUGGGAGCCCUAUAUCUUACAUGAAGCCAAUGUAAGGACUGACAUAGGAGGGAGGUGGGGGAGGUUCUGGCGGAUAGGAAGAUUAGCCUCGCAGUCGCAUUCAUUAUUGAUUGUAACGGGGCAAGUUGGGAACACUUAAGACCAUUGAGAAACGGAUUGCAGUAGUCAAGGCGAGCGAUGAUAGCAGCAUGGAACAGCACCCUGACCGCAUCUAGCGUUGGAUAAGGACGCAUUCUAGCUAUGUUUUUGAAAUGGAAGCAGCAGCAUUUGGCAAGGGACUGUACUUGAGCGAUGGAGAGGUCAGAGAACACCUAGUUAGCAAGCCUGCGAGGUAGAAGUGAUGGUAGCGCAGUUGACCUGGAGGGAGACAGACACUGGAGUGUCUUGAGGGACGAAAGACAAGAAGCGAUGUUUUGGACAAGUUUAAGGAAAUGAGCUGUCAUUCAGUUGGAAAUAGCAGAAAGGCAAUCAGAGAAACGAGUCAAGAAAGACAGCGAGAGAGCAGGAGAGGACAGAUACAUUGGUGUGUCAUCCACAUAGAAUUGAUAAUGAAGCCAAAACUGCUGAUGGGUUUAUCGAGGGAGGUAGUAUAGAUUGAGAACAGUAGGGGAGCAAGGACAGAUCCUUUGAGAACUCUCACAGGGAGGGGUUUCAGAGGAGAGGAAGAGCCAGAAAAAGAAACUCUGAAUGUGUGGUGGGAGAGGUAGGAGGAGAACCAUGGGAUAGGCAUAAGGCUAUCCUACUAUAAGAUAAGGCUAGGGACUAAUGAAAGUAUUUAGAAAAUUGGGCAGACUAGAUGGGCCGAAUGGUUCUUAUUUGCCGUCACAUUCUAUGUUUCUAUGUAACCAGGAAAGUGUAGAGUCUCAUAGACAGAUUACUGAGGAUGAGAAGUUGUUGAGUUUUCUUCUGAUCUGAAGCAUGGUACGUUUUAACUAAAACUGUGGGAGAGAGCGAUAUAAUAGGGUCAAAUAUACCUGCAAUACAUUUAUGGAAUGGGGAGAUGCACAAAUAAGGUGAUAGUCAAGCAAAAGCAAACAUUUGGGUAGGUAUCCAUAAAAGAAGAGGAGGAUGCAGAAAUCAGAGAAACGUCUCUAGAGAGAUGUACAGUUGUGGUGCUUAGAGAAUCCAUUUAAAGGGACCAAUCUAAGCAGCACAACCACUACACUACACUAUGCCAGAAGUCUCUUGGCUCAAUGCCGCUUCUUUAUUUUAUUUUACAUUUUUUUUGUUCUGUCAUAUUGUUUGAGAGUGGUUGAAUCCCAGGAAAAAGCCCCAGGUUUUGUCAAGAGAAAACUUCCCCACUGCCCCUUUGAUAACACGGAAUGUACUCUUUACAGUAUCUGUUUUGUAGAACUUAGUUGGUAGUGAUAGGCUGUAACUGCUAGGGGUGGGAUUCAUACAUUUCACCGGUCAAGCAGGUAAAGAUUCCAAAGACCAGAAUCUAACAACCAUAUUGAAGUUAUUUAUCCCUUUUAACGAUGCCUGUUCCUGGCUCUUCUUGUGUUUGUCUCAUCACUUAUUUAGUCUCUGAGUGCGUCUCAUAGAAUACAUGGUCUGAUUGAGUUUCUCUGUGAUGUUACUUCAUUUAAUGAAUGCACCUGCUACAUAUAUACACAAACUAUUAUUGGCCAUUACAUUUUAGUGCGUUCAUCCAUAAGUGGAUGCGUACUUUAGGAAUUCUCCAUAAAACACCUUUCUUCUAAUGGAUCUAGACUUGGGUAAAGUGCUUCUCUUGGAAGGGAUUGCUGUGUUAAUGUCUUUCCGUGUUACACUAUUGCUGCUUACGUUGACCAUAAAAUUUUAUCUGUAGAAGAUGAUGCAGUCUUUGUUCACUUCCUGGUUCAGAAGCUGUUGUACCUGCCCUAACCUUUACUGCAUGUUCACCUUCUUAACAUUUCUUUUCUUAAGGAUCAAACUAAUGAGGACAAGCACGCAGAUGGACUUAUAGUAAGUUUACACCUAAUGUUUUACUUCCCUUUCUAUCUACAGAACUCACCUGAACCCAACGAAAUGAUCUUCCUCCCCCUCCUUUAAUUUAGCAUUCUUCACCUCCCCUGCAAAAUCAGCACUCGCAGUAAAGCAGGGAUGGUGGUCUCCAGUUUAAUUUUGGGGAUGCGAUGAAUCCAAGUUCCUAGUGUUUGAAUUUGGAACAAAGCAAAUCAAAGUUCUUGCAGAUUUAAUCCACACAUAUAGCAAUAAAAUGGAUCAAGUGACCAUAACAUGUAAACAACUACAGGAUCCCAUGGGACCUGGGGCCAAGCUUAUAUCAGUGUCAGUUGCAUUAAUGGACCUCCAAAGUGACCCCUAACCUAUUAUUUUAAGGUGGCAUUUGCAAAUGUAUGUGUAUGACAAGAUUCCACUUGGAAAGAAAUAUAAUUUAAUCUAACUGUUGAAAUUGAGUAAAAGAUGUUUGGAAAAUAUAACUCAAACUCAGCUUGCCUAUAUCAUAUGUCAUAUAACUCACUUAAGAUGCUGGCUAAGCUUCUUUGGAACGGAUAAAUUAGAUUACCAUUUACUGACCGUGUUAAAUGACUUCCAAAGUAAUCACAAAAGUAAAUGUCACCUUUGAAUCAUACCACCUAAAAAGCAGUUUGAAGUGUUUAUAGUGAAAGGUAUUCUCUGGAGUAAGUAACACCCUUUCACCAAUCUAUGCACAUGGAAUCGUGGGAAGGAGCUGAUUUACAUAGAAUGCCAGACUGUGCCUUCAAAUCAGAGAAAAAAAGGCAUGUUCUUUCCAACAACUUAAGUAACAAACAAAAAACUACUAAUGGCUUAUGUUCUGUGAGACAUGUGCUGCUGCACCUAAACUGGCAGUUCAUCUUAAAAAAUGUAUUGAAAUUGGAGUUUGUGGAAAGAAGAGCAAGCUUAACUCAAACUUCAAAUGUGCAGGACAGAAAAUGGAGGCACAGCUGUAAACUUUUGCAGUUUAAUGAUCUGAGCCCUGUACUGCUGGGGAGGCACCCGUCAGACUCCAGGUAAGAAGUCGAACCAUUCUAAAACGGUUUGACUACUUACAAAAGGGGGGUUGCCAAGCAUACUGUAUGGCGAUAUGGUAAUUGUAGUGAUCACUUUUAACCCCUUAAGGACACAUGAUGUGUGACAUGUCAUGAUUCCCUUUUAUUCCAGAAGUUUGGUCCUUAACGGGUUAAGGUGUACAUUUUAGCUUUUAUCCAGCUACAAUAUACAAAGUUACUAUAUUCUCUUUACUGUCCUAGUUUAGUAUUUUGCUUUCACUCUAUUUGGUCAGUAUUGGAAAUGUACCCUUGUGUAAUUGGUUUUGGCUAUGGGUGACAUUCUCUCUGUCUUCCCCAAGGGCAAUGUAAAUUAUACUUCCGAUCAAAUUCUUGUAUGAGUUGAUUUAGUGGUAAAGGGAAUGAUUGAUGCAUUUUCACAAAUUAUGCUAAAAUAGGACUGAUUUUGUGUUUAAUUUACACAUUUCAUUCUUUUAUAAAAAAAAAAAUAAUUGAAUAGAACGAGAGUCUUCUAGGUAAGCAGGAAAUCCAUCCUGCAGCACCCCUAAUAUUUUGGAAUUACCCAGUUUGUGUAUUGUUAAAGGGGAACACAUGUUGCAUAAUGAUUGUUAUUCUAUGGAAACGCAAUAACCGUUUAGAUUCCUCUGUGUCGCCUUAUAUGUAAUGUAUAUAACACACCUAGGAAUCUGCUUGUGGAUUUGCCACACAAUCAGGGUUUGUUAAAAUAAAUUGGUUUAUGUGACCUGUAUGAACAGAUUCAAAUUGGAUAACUAACUGUAUACUGAAUAUAGGGUUAUCAUUUAUAGACCCAAAACAUCAAUAGGAGCAGACCGUGAUGCUGACCAAGCACUACAAGACCAAGUCACAUGGUUUCAUACGAUGCAUCUCUGUCUGACAGCCAUUCACUACAGUGAGAACUCAGUGAACUUCAAAUUUAAGGUCAAAAUAGCCAAACUGGAAACAUUCUCUAAAUCAGCUACGCUUUCAGUUCAGCUAAUCUGGCCUUACGUUUGAGUUCAGUUAGUAAUAACCGUGUGAGUGGUUCUUGGGGAAUAGUUGUGAACACAUAACUCCAUUCUUUAGUGCCAGGAAAACCCCAUCAGUCACUUACCACACUUCUCCCUGCCAAUGUCAGUCUGUGGUUGAGACCUAAUGAGCAUGCGCGGCAAUGGCCGCACUCACAUUCGUAUCUCCUCAUAGGAAAGCAUUAUUAAAUGCUUUCCUGUGGGGAAAAAACUGACGCUGGAAGUACUCAUGCAGGGCGUGAGGACGUCCAGCGUCCGAUAACGAACCAAAGGUCCAUUUGGAUUCCGAAAGUCCCUCUAUUGGCUGUCUGGUAGAUCAACUGCAAUAAUUACCACUAUAGGGUUAAGGGACAUGGGACAUUGCACCAGACCACUUCAAUGAGCUGAAGUGCUCUGGGUGCCUACAUUGUCCCUUUAGCAAAGUUCUACAUGUGGGAAAAAUCACGCAGAAUCUAUUGGUUUCCUUGGUGAUUGCUCCAGGUUUAGAACCAAUGUUUAUGGUUUUUCUUUUUCUAUAAUACGUUUCUGUGAUCUCAGACUUCCCAAACCAUUCACCUGAUGCUCUUAUUUAUCCCAAUUUGCUCUAAUUUCCACCACAAGGUUUAUUUGCUAAAUGUUAAUCAACAAUUUUUGAUGUGAAUCUCACUUAUGUUUAGUUCCCUUUCAAUUCUCCAUCCAGCAAUCCUGCUGGACCAACACUGUAUUUAUUCUGGGGGAGUGAGGGUUGUUUAACUCUUUUUAGAUCAGUGGAUUUGUUAAAUCCUGUUAUAAUGUGCACUAGAGCCCUUUCUGUGAAUCAUUGUUUUCCCGAUGGCUUAGAAGUUCCACUUUAAAUGUUAACCCUUUAAUGUCCAUGACAGAAUGAUUCCAGUCUAUAUACAGUCCGCUUAUUUACAAUAAAGCGGCAUGUCAAGUAUGGACAGCUGUGACAGCUAUUUGCUCAUAGAGUAGCUUCAUUCAUAUUUUCAUGAAUGAAUAAUGAGAUGAUGGUGGGAAUGUAACGGGAUUGCAUGUAAUAGAGCAGUUCCAUUACACAGUAUCUCUGCGUUAACAGAAACCUUUUAUAUUUGAAUAUGUUUAUUUUUUUUUUCUAUUUUGUGUUAGAUAUAUAGAUAUAUAUAUAAAAUGUGUGUAUAUUUGGAUUGUGUGUGGCUGCCUAUCUGUGUAAGUUGCCUUUUAUUACCCUUUCUGAUAUGUACAUGAGAUAUUGGUAGGCCACAAAUGGGAAAUGUAAGCCGCAUCUCUUGCACAUUAAUAGACUGCGCACACAUUGCUGAUCCGGGCCGUACAGUGCAGAAUGCGUGUUCUGCUUCCACAUAGAAACAUGUCAUUACUCCCUAUUACUGGCAAAGGAAGCAAAAAAAACCCUAAAUUAGUCCAUAAAUGUUACCAGUUAUUUAACUUCAUUGCAAAGUGUUUUUUAGUUACACAAAUUAAUAUAUCCGUUUAUAGCAGCCCUGUGGAGCACUGUAAUGCACACACCUGCCAAACUGUUCUAAGGAAAAAAGUAAGAUUUUGGUCUCUUGAAGUGAUUGUACUACCAAGACAAGAGACCCUUAGUAGGUUUAAUGUAACGUAAAUUAAUCUUCAUUGUAAUAAGUAGGUUACUUUCUGCAGCUUCAGUUAAAUUGCUGUACUUUAUUUAAAAAAUAUAAUCUAAUUAUAUAUCACUUGCUUUCUCUGACACAACCAGUCUACAACAAGCAGGAACACAAUUUUUUAUCUUCAUCUUAAAACAUGUUUGCCUUCUUAUGCAUUUUUAUAAUGUUACUUUCUCUUGUGUUGUGAAAACUGCUACUGAGGCUGUGUCAUCCUACCUCUGACUGUUCCUGAAUUUGUUUAGUAGUUCAAGUCUUUUGAAUGUGUAGGUGGAUCCAGCAGUGCCUUUACUUGUCCUCUUGAUCUCCUCCCAGUAAGAUCAAGUGGUGCCUCUAGUUGUGGGUGUGCAGUGUUCCUCUCUUUUCUCCUUGCAGUACAGUCGAAAAAUCCCUUUAGUUGUGACGUACAGCUGCUCUGUCUGAUCAUGUACAUAUCUUUUAUUGUCUCUCUCAGAGCACCAUAAAUCCAGUGGACUCCAUUUACCAGCCUACACCCUUGGAUCCACCAGUGAGCUGCACGAUGCCAUCACAAACUGUCCCAAUGCCAGGUAAAUAUUAAACAUUUUUCCAGUACUUCCAUUACAACGUGCCAUGGGUUACAGAAACAUGGGAGAUUGGCUAUAACAUUUUCGUAGAUGUGUCUGGCUUUUACUCUGCAGUAAGAAUGUUCAAUGCAAUUAGGUCAAUUACAGCUGAUGCCCUCCAGGAAUAAUAAUUUACAUAUCCUUUUUCUUCUUAUUAGUCAUGUGGUGCAGAUUUAAAUGAUGGAUAAUGGCAGUAUUUAUUUUACAUUUUGUUAUUAUGAAUAACAUUUUUAAAACUAGAAAAGCUACAAUUUCUGGGGAAAUUGUGUGAAGUGUUCUUGCCUCCACCAGUAGUCUACAACUGGAGUGGGCGGAGUAACUGUUAUCAUUUAUAUAGCACAUUUAAUUGCAACGUUGUUGCACAGUUACAUUAAACCAUACAUUUAUAAAAACAUUAGCAGGUGUUCAAAAGGCCCUGUCUAUGACAUCACUUGCUGCUGCAGCUUGACACAGGUCAGAGUAUUUUGGUGGUUGCCAUCUUCAAACGGUCGUAUCUUAAAAACUAUAACUCCUACAGUGAAGAGCUUUAUAUUGUGAGAAUCACAAGACCCAGACCUACAUUUUGAUGCAUAGUAUGUCUCUGAAGUAUUAAAAUUGAAGGCACAGUCGCAGUUUAGAAAUUGCACUUCAAAUUUGAGCUUUGCAGAGUGAAGUUUCAAUGAAUGUCAAUGGUCGGCAUUGGUUGCAAACAAAUGGUCAUAUUGUGAAAACUAUCAGGACUACGGCUUAGCCGUUGACAUGUUUAGUGGCAGCAGGGAUAGCUGAACGUUUUGAUAUAAGAUUUGUGUAGGUGGGCCUGAAAAUAAGGGAGUGGUGGCAGUUUAGAAAUCAUGUCCUGAUUUUUCAGCUUUUGCCAGCUCCCACUCUAGCUUUGCCAUUCAUUCCUAUGGGACAAAUUUCGCCACAAGAACGACGAUAUUCCGUGAACCAUUCGGCGAAACGUUCCACAAAGUAAUAGCAAUCCGAUCGGGAACAAUCUGCACGUUUUGGUAAAUUUUUGUCUAUGUAGUGUAAAAACUGUGGGAGGAGUUAGGGUGGCAAAUUUUGCUAUAAUAAUAAUAAUAAUAAUAUAUAUGUGAGAUAACAUUAAGUGGUCUUGCUAUGCAAGAACACUUAAUAACUAGAAAAGUUACAAUUUCUGGGGAAAUUGUGUGAAGUGUUCUUGCCUCCACCUGUAGUCUACAACUGGAGUGGGCGGAGUAACUGUUAUCAUUUACAUAGCACAUUUAAUUGCAACGUUGUUGCACAGUUACAUUAAACCAUACAUUUAUAAAAACAUUAGCAGGUGUUCAAAAGGCCCUGUCUAUGACAUCACUUGCUGCUGCAGCUUGACACAGGUCAGAGUAUUUUGGCGGUUGCCAUCUUCAAACGGUCGUAUCUUAAAAACUAUAACUCCUACAGUGAAGAGCUUUAUAUUGUGAGAAUCACAAGACCCAGACCUACAUUUUGAUAUAUAGUAUGUCUCUGAAGUAUUAAAAAUGAAGGCACAGUCGCAGUUUAGAAAUUGCACUUCAAAUUUGAGCUUUGCAGAGUGAAGUUUCAAUGAAUGUCAAUGGACGGCGUUAGUUGCAAACAAAUGAUUAUAUUGUGAAAACUAUCAGGACUACGGCUUAGCCGUUGACAUGUUUAGUGGCAGCAGGGAUAGCUGAACGUUUUGAUAUAAGAUUUGUGUAGGUGGGCCUGAAAAUAAGGGAGUGGUGGCAGUUUAGAAAUCAUGUCCUGAUUUUUCAGCUUUUGCCAGCUCCCACUCUAGCUUUGCCAUUCAUUCCUAUGGGACAAAUUUCGCCACAAGAACGACGAUAUUCCGUGAACCAUUCGGCGAAACGUUCCACAAAGUAAUAGCAAUCCGAUCGGGAACAAUCUGCACGUUUUGGUAAAUUUUGGUCUAUGUAGUGUAAAAACUGUGGGAGGAGUUAGGGUGGCAAAUUUUGCUAUAAUAAUAAUAAUAAUAAUAUAUAUGUGAGAUAACAUUAAGUGGUCUUGCUAUGCAAGAACACUUAAUUACAAAACGUUUCAAAUAUCGGGAUAUCGUCCCUAUAUCACAUCUAAAUCAUUCCCUUUUGACUAGAGCAGUGGCAAGCAAACAUCAUGACUCCAGAUGUUGUGAACUACAUCUACCUUGAUUCUUUGACAGCAUGAGGGCUGCAAGAGUAUUAAGUCUACAACAUCUGGCGUGUUGAAGGUUGCCUAUCCCUGGAGUAGCGUAUUGCCCUAGUGCAAGGGAUGACAAAUACUGGUCCUGUUGCAACUCUUGACGCCCUUAAAUCUAACAAGUAGCUGGCAGAAGAUUUUGGGAGUUGCCGUCUAACACCUAGAUAUUUUAGUUUUUGACUUCUAUUCCCACUGCAAGCAGUUGUGUGCUUGGGUAAGAUCUUGUAUUGUUGUUUUGUCUUCCUUUUUAUAAAGAUGUUAUAUUUGUGCAUUGUUUUGUUUUGCUAACAGCCUUUGAUUGUGUUUAGAAUCAGAACUGGCAGGUAAAGGGGAGCCACGGCCAUCCUCCUUAGCAGUUGGACCAGCAGUGACGACCAUUGGAAGCCACCAGACUCCAACUCCCAACAGUACAGGUGCGGUCACUGACUCCUCCUUGUGAAAAAUUCAUGUUUUAUAUAUAUUUCAAAUACAAAUACCAGCACUCCAUUGCUUCCAGAAUUUUUCCCUUUUAUUGUUCAAUCAUAUUCAAAUAGGUAGACGUUUCAGUUCCUAACAGGAACUUUUAUCAUGACCGCAUACCAUAAAUUUUUUAACGCAAUAUUAAAUUAAACACAACUAAAGAAAACAAAUUUAAAAUAGAACCACUGAUUAGUCCGGAUUGUUAAAUCUAUAUUGCUUAAUACUCAGACGUUCUAAAACAAAUAUUGCAGGGAGUAAACUGCAGUUUUAAAAGCGAAAACUUUGCAAAAUUUGGUAUGCUAAGAUUGCUUUUAUAGUAGUCACAGAAUCCAAAACCGUUACACAAAGUACACGUUUGUAGAAAGUAUACCCCCCGGGCUAUUUAACAAAAAGCAUUUUGACACUUUUGAUUUACCAUUUAACACGAACCUUGGUCAAAAUAUUAAUUUUUUGUGUGUGAUUUUUCACACAUUUUGUUUUGAGGAAAUUCACAGACUCAUUCUUCAUGAAACUGUUAUCAGUGCUGGGCAGCUGGCAAAGCCUAGCACUGAUCCUUGGGUAAAGGGGCAUGCAAGGAGACCUCACCAAGGUCUUUUCAGUAGACUCAAAAUCACUGCAGCUGAGCAUGAUCGCUUUGCCGCUGGGAUUUAGUUCACGCGCCUUGCUCAUUUUCAGUGUGUAGCUCAUCUAUCAGUCUGGGGCUACUAAGAUACCGGGGACUCAUUCGUACUGCUGGUACUUUAAAUUAAUUAAAGAUUCAAUAGAACCUUCAACCUCCGAGGCACCAAACCUCUGUGCCUAGCUGAAACCUCAGCAUUGUUAUUUUUAAUUUUUUCCAUGGUUCAUUAUGUUGUAUAUAUGUUCAUUUGUUUUUUUACUGUAGUUUUUUCGACCGCCUGGUUGUACGGUCAUGCACUGUAACCAGUGAAGGAGCCUAGUGGGAGGCAAAAUCUAUUCUGAACUUUGCAAAUACCCCUUCCAGCAGCAUACUUAAAAGCAAUAAAAAAGGUAUUCCUCAACUUUGUCUGGAACGGACGUAGGAGCAGAGUUAAUGCAAAGCUUCUUUCCAGACCGCAGAUAGAGGGUGGCUUGGACAGGCUGCUAUUAUUGGCAACCAUAGUGAUGACACCCACAAAGAUACCCCCCCUCUACCUCCCCCCCCACAGUGGGUUGUAAUAGAAUCCCAGUGGGUGAACCAAAAAGCAAUGUCACCUUUUCUGGAUACCCAAAACACUGCACCCCACAUGUCCAAACAUGUUGCAGACUACAAAGUUGCUGCUACAAAUAUGGGAUUUAGAGAGGAUCAGGUUAUGUUUAACGGGGACCUGGUCAUUUGCCUCCCUGAUACCAAGCCUGCACAUAACAAACACAUCCUUUGACCAUAGACCCUGGGUGACGGGGGCCUGUGCCAAUCUCUACCAGCUUUAAGAGGCUGGCAUGUUCAUACAACACCCAGAGCUGCAAACUAGAUACAGCUUGCUGUCCAACACGGUGUUCUCCUACCUACAGGUAAAAUCUGUCCUACAGAGUCACCAGCGGUCACUGGACUGAAUUGAAUAGGUACCCUCAUUAAAUUUGAAGGUGCCUGUCUGGUUUCCAUCACACCCAAGAAAACAUGGUCUAUUAGCUAUGCCCUCCUGAACACCACACCCAAUAACAUUCAUGCCCCACAUUAACAAGCAUGGCAAACUGAUCUCAGCGUAAUCUUCACACCACACCAAUGGGGAAAAAAGCAUAUAUGGCUCACAAGGGUAGAUCCUGUGCCUCCCAUUUCGAAUUGCUGCACAAAUUACAAUAUAGGUGGUACAUGGUUCCCACACGCCUGGCGUGCCUAUUCCUGAAUACAUCCAAAACCUACUGGAGAUGUGGAGCUGAGGAGGGGACGAUGUGCCAUAUAUGAGAGAACCACCUGGGAUGGGGGGUUAGAAGUCAAGUUAGAGUGGAGAAAUCGGAACAGGCCCAAGAGGUGUUUAGUAGCGAAGGUGAAGCCUUUCCAUGCCACCUUGGCUGCCGACAGUAGAAAUUUACGUACUUUUAUUCUCAGGUUGGAAACAGUGGACAGACUUAACAGCACAACACGAUACCUCACCCAUCUCCCACUUGUAAAUGUGUUUCUAUGUAUAUAGGUUUAUAUGUUUCCUUGCAAUUCUCACUCGAAACGUGUUCGUAUUCCAGACAGCUUUAGCAAUGAGGCCACGAACAUAACCCUAACAAACACACCGGCAUAAGGUGUACAUGAGGGUACCAGCUGACGGUGCUGGCAAUGGAGAGGGCAGGGGUGCCGUCGGUUUGGUCUAAUUCCAUACUGUUAAUUCUUGGUUGCAAUAUUCGUCGAGGAGUUUGGCUGCUCUGCAUUUUACUAUGUAAUUCUUGUAAUGGAAAUGUCACAAUAAAAAUUUGUCCAAAAAAAAAACAUUCAAUAGAACCAUCUAGAUCAGGGCACACCUGGUGAUUUCUACAGUAGGCAAAUUUAUUGUAAAUGCAGAACAAAAACAAUGUUUUGGUUCCCUGGAGCUUUUUCAAGUCUAACCAAGGAGCAAAAACUUUGUUUUUGUUCUGUGCUUUAUAUUAAAGCUGCCUACUGAAGAAACCUCUGGAUGUGCCUUGUUCUAUUGAAUCUUUCCUGCGUUUGUUGCCCUUCUUGUCUGGAGCACCCUCAUGGGAGUACUUCCCGGAUAGUGUGUGCAUAUCCUCUCUACCUUUUUGGUACUUUAAAUCAUGACGUCAUACGCCGUCAACAGGCAUUAAAGCCCUGCUCUACAUGACGACAUAGACCAUAAUGCUGUCGUUAAGGGGUUAAACAACAUACAGUUGCCUUUUGUUACAUUACAGCCUUAAGUUCAAUGUUUUAUUAAUCUACAUUUUAUGUGAAGUCACAUAAUUAGUGAAAUGAUGUCCACUUGUGGGCAAUCUACAGUUGCAAGAAAAAGUAUGUGAACCCUUUGGAAUGAUAUGGAUUUCUGCACAAAUUGGUCAUAAAAUGUGAUCUGAUCAUCAUCUGAGUCACAGCAAUAGACAAUCACAGUCUGCUUAAACUAAUAACACACAAAGAAUGAAAUGUUGCCAUGUUUUUAUUGAACACACCAUGUAGACAUUCAUAGUGCAGGUGGAAAAAGUAUGUGAACCCCUAGACUAAUGACAUCUCCAAUAGCUAAUUGGAAUGAGAUGUCAGCCAACUGGAGUACAAUCAAUGAGAUGAGAUUGGAGCUGUUGAUUACAGCUGCCCUGCCCUAUAAAAAAACACACCAGUUCUGGGCUUGCUUUUCACAAGAAGCAUUGCCUGAUGUGAAUGAUGCCUCGCACAAAAGAGCUCUCAGAAGACCUACGAUUAAGAAUUGUUGACUUGCAUAAAGCUGGAAAGGGUUAUAAAAGUAUCUGCAAAAGCCUUGCUGUUCAUUAGUCCACGGUUAGACAAAUUGUCUAUAAAUGGAGAAAGUUCAGCACUGCUGCUACUCUCCCUAGGAGUGGCCGUCCUGUAAAGAUGACUGCAAGAGCACAGCGCAGACUGCUCAACGAGGUGAAGAAAAAUCCUAGAGUGUCAGCUAAAGACUUAAAAAAGUCACUGGCAAAUGCUAACAUCCCUGUUAGCGAAUUUACAAUACGUAAAACACUAAACAAGAAUGGAUUUCAUGGGAGGAUACCACAGAGGAAGCCACUGCUGUCCAAACAAAACAUUGCUGCACGUUUACAGUUUGCACUUGAGCAAAAUAUUCUGUGGACAUAUGAAACCAAAGUUGAGUUGUUUGGAAGAAACACACAACACUAUGUGUGGCACAAAAAAGGCACAGCACACCAACAUCAAAACCUCACCCCAACUCUGAAGUAUGGUGGUGGGGGCAUCAUGGUUUGGGGCUGCUUUGCUGCGUCAGGGCCUGGACGGAUUGCUAUCAUCAAAGGAAAAAUGAAUUCCCAAAUUUAUCAAGACAUUUUGCAGGAGAACUUAAGGCCAUCUGUCUACCAGCUGAAGCUCAACAGAAUAUGGGUGUUGCAACAGGACAAUGACCCAAAGCAUAGAAGUAAAUCAACAACAGAAUGGCUUAAACAGAAGAAAAUACGCCUUCUGAAGUGGCCCAGUCAGAGUCCUGACCUCAACCCGAUUGAGAUGCUGUGGCAUGACCUCAAGAAAGCGAUUCACACCAGACAUCCCAAGAAUAUUGCUGAACUGAAACAGUUCUGUAAAGAGGAAUGGUCAAGAAUUACUCCUGACCGUUGUGCACGUCUGAUCUGCAACUACAGGAAACGUUUGGUUGAAGUUAUUGCUGCCAAAGGAGGUUCAACCAGUUAUUAAAUCCAAGGGUUCACAUACUUUUUCCACCUGCACUGUGAAUGUUUACAUGGUGUGUUCAAUAAAAACAUGGCAACAUUUCAUUCUUUGUGUGUUAUUAGUUUAAGCAGACUGUGAUUGUCUAUUGUUGUGACUUAGAUGAUGAUCAGAUCACAUUUUAUGACCAAUUUGUGCAGAAAUCCAUAUCAUUCCAAAGGGUUCACAUACUUUUUUCUUGCAACUGUUAGUGUCACAUGGUCUGUCAUUACAUAUACACACCUUUUUUGAAAGGCCCCAGAGGCUGCAACAGCUAAGCAAGAGGCACUGCUAACCAAACACUGCAAUGAAGACCAAGGAACUCUCCAAACAAGUAAGGGAGAGAAGUACAAGUCAGGGUUAGGUUAUAAAAAAAAUAUCCAGAUCUUUGAUGAUCCCCAGGAGCACCAUCAAAUCUAUCAUAACCAUAUGGAAAGAACAUGGCACAACAGCAAACCUGCCAAGAGACGGACGCCCACCAAAACUCACGGACUGGGCUAGGAGUGCAUUAAGCAGAGAGGCAGCACUGAGACCUUAGGUAACCCUGGAGGAGCUACAGAGUUCCACAGCAGAGACUGGAGUAUCUGUACAUAGAAUGACAAUAAGCCGUACGCUCCAUAGCGUUGGGCUUUAUGGCAGAGUGGCCAGAAGAAAGCCAUUACUUUCAGCAAAAAUAAAAUGGCACGUUUUGAGUUUGCAAAAAGGCAUGUUGGAGACUCCCAUAUUGUAUGGAGGAAGGUGCUCUGGUCUGAUGAGACUAAAAUUGAACUUUUCGGCUACUAAAUGAAAACGCUAUGUCUGGUGCAGACCAAACACAUCACAUCACCCAAAGAACACCAUCCCCACAGUGAAACAUGGUGGCAGCAUCAUGCUGUGGGGAUGUUUUUCAGCAGCCGGGACUGGGAAACUGGUCAUGGUUGAAGGAAAGAUGGAUGGUGCUAAAUACAGGGAUAUUCUUGAGCAAGACCUGUACCAAUCUGUGCGUGAUUUGAGGCUAGGAUGGAGGUUCACCUUCCAGCAGGACAAUGACCCCAAACACACUGCUAAAACAACACUUAAGUGGUUUAAGGGGAAACAUGUUAAUGUGUUGGAAUGGCCUAGUCAAAGCCCAGACCUCAAUCCAAUAGAAAUUCUGUGGUCAGACUUAGAUUGCUGUUCACAAGCUCAAACCAUCCAACUUAAGGAGCUGGAGCAGUUUUGCAAGGAGGAAUGGGCACAAAUCCCAGUGGUAAGAUGUGGCAAGCUAAUAGAGACUUAUCCAAAGCAACUUGGAGCUGUGAUUGCUGUAAAAGGUGGCUCUACAAAGUAUUGACUUUAGGGGCUUGAAUAGUUAUGCACAUGGACCUUUUCUGUUAUUUUGUCCUAUUUGUUGUUUGCUUCACAAUAAAAAAAAUCUUCAAAGUUGUGGGCAUGUCCUGUAAAUUAAAUGAUGCAAAUCCUCAAACAAUCUAUGUUAAUUCCAGGUUGUGAGGCGCAACAAAACACGAAAAAUGCCAAGGGGAGUGAAUACUUUUGCAAGGCACUGUAUUUCUUUGAAAUUUCACAUUUUUGCAUAAAGAUUAUUCACAUUAUUAAUUUUCAAAAAUUCACAAGUGAGUUACAAAUUUUAGACCAAAAUACUGUUUUAGCUAAUAACCCUUUAGGAUUGGCUAAAGUGCAAAUCACCAAGCUGGGGAUUUUUCUCAAGUCGAUUUCUGGGGUUACUCCAAGCACCAUGAUCACUUCACUCAUUUUAACUGGCGAUGGUGUAACUUUUAAGUGUUUUAUGAAGAUACAAUUUUUUUAAAUACUGAUCCUGAUGGCGUUGGAAUUUCACUGAAAUUCCAACAAGAUUCAAAUCUACCACAAGACUAAGUAGGGACAACUUUGUCUUAUGGUAAAUCUGAGGUCAACUUUUGUCCAAUCCCAGCUGCUGUUCCAGUUGAUGGCUUUGGAAUUUAUACCUAGAUCUAUGGGAUGGUCUUACCUAAAGGGAUCCUCCAAAGACCGCAUGUGCGAGUUCUGCUCUGAAACUGGUCUUGGCAGAUGAAGACAGGAGCUGAAUAGGAUGCGCUGAGUGAAGAUGGUGGUGGCCGCGAGGGACCGCUUUAGCUAAGAACUACCACCUUCUCCUGCAACCAGUGUCCACCAGAACAUCACCGUUGAAAAAUAUGCGAUAUGCAAAAAUAAAAUAUGCCAAAGUGCCAGAUCUGCUUUAAAGAAUAAAAAAUGUAAUGAACUACUAAUCUCCAUGAAGGUAUUGGCUCCCACUACAUUCUUAAAAUUUUAAAACUACAUUUACUGAGAUUGUGAUUUGUAGUGUGAAUGCUUUGUCAGUGUCUGAUCAAUACAUCCGUUUCUCAUUCUAGGAAGCGGUCAAUCUGUCCCCAGCAGCAGCCUGACCUCCCCCAGCCAUGUUAAUCUGUCUCCGAACACCGUCCCAGACUUCUCCUACUCCAGCAGUGAGGACGAGUUCUAUGAUGCCGACGAAUAUUAUCAGACCGGUUCCUCCCCAAAACGCGGCAUGGAGUAAGUAACCUCUUAAUCCUAUUUCACAAGGGACCUGAUGUAAUAGGUGAGGCAAUGCAUUAAUGAUUCCAGUUAUAACUGUGCCAUUGAAAUGCCCUACAUACCACCCAGGGAGAGAAUGAGUUCCAAUAGAUUUCCUAUGUCCUUGCAUGGUGCUGCAUACUCAAAUUGCAAUUAGCUCAUAAAUGUAUUUCAGUAGUCUUUAAAAUAGCUUCUAUAUUUUAGCAUUUAUAUAUGUUAGUAUUCCUAAUGAUUCCACUUCUUUCUGAACUUCUUAUAAGGAAUUGCAAAAUAUAUAUAAUUUUGCUAGAUCAAAGUACAUACUUUAUUGAAACAAAGUCAAACCAUAAAAUGUAGCAAUUUACCUUUAUCAUAAUAUGGAGUGAAGCGGCUAUAGCAGUAUAAACAAAUACAUAACUUCUUCCAGGGAGCAUAACGUGAAACAGUGCAAAAGCAACUCGUAAAGCAUUUUAUAAAAUAACCACAGUAUUAUUAUUAUUGGUAUUUAUAUAGCGCCAACUAAUUACGCAGAGCUUUACAACAUUAUGAAGGGGGGUUGGGAAUUUACAACAAAAUUAGACAAUUACACAGUGACACAGGAACAAUAGGUAGAUGAGGAACCUGCUCAAACGAGCUUACAGUCUAGUGUAGUGAGUCUUACAGUAGUGAGUCCUAUAAAAGGCUGUAUCAUUGGAAGAAGGCAGGUCCGAGCCAUUGCAUGUUAGAUCAUGAAUAGAGUUUGACUGGAUAGACUAACAUCUAAAAUCUUCUCUCCAAAAUAAUAAUCUACCCUUUUCUUUCUAAAGAUUUAAGAAUAAAUCAAGCAUUUUUAUGUUUUCACUAAUGUGUUUUAUUUACAAGGUUAGCCACAAAACAUCGAAUUCUAACAAAUUCUUGAGGCGGGUAGGGGGGGACCAAAGGCUACAUUUGCCAAACUGUGACUGUAGUAAAGUUAGAUUGUCUUCACAUCCGCUAUUUUGCCAUUCUUGUUUUAAAUGGUUACUCCAACCACCAUGACCACUUUUGCUUUUUGAAGUGGCCAUGGUGGUUGGAGUCUGGAUGUGCAGUGGUUCAGCCUGAAAUUUGCACCUAUGUGCACCCCAAACAACUCUGUUCCAGGCUGCCUAAUGUCAAUUCUGUGCACAAAAUAAGUCCGUCAACGCACACUGCACGCUGGUAAAAGAUGUAACAUUUUCUUCCUCUCACCCACACUGAAGGCAGCCCUCCUAUCCCACUCCCCCUUACCUUCGCUGGCUCAGACCGCAUUAACUUUGCACUAGUUCAUUUGGGGCCAUUUAGAAGCUUCCUUGUUUUCGAAAGAAAGGCUGAUUUUAUUUAUUUUUUUCUUUUCUUUUUCUUUUGUCCAUUAAAAUAAAAUUCAAAUCAAUCAGAAGUACAGUGUAGACAUUAUUGUUUAAAUGACUACUGUAGCUGGAAACAGCUGGUUUUAAUGGAAUAUCUACAUAAUUCAUGCAGAGGCCCAUUAUCCCCAACCAGCUGACCUGUGGCACAUUGUGUUUGCUGAUCCACGUUUAUAAUUUAAAAGGGCUGACUUAUCAUUAGAAAACCUUUUUGCAAUUAUGUUGGCACAACUGAAAACUGUAGUGCUGAUUAAAGGACCACUAUAGUGCCAGGAAAACAUACUCGUUUUCAUGGCACUAUAGUGCCCUCAGGGAGGAAGGGGUUAAUCCCUUGCCUUUUUUCCAGUGCCCUUGGCGCUGGGACUCUCCUCCCUCUUCUGACGUCCCUGGCUUAAUGCGCAUGCACGGCAAGAGCCGCACGCGCAUUCAGCCAGUCCAUAGGAAAGAAUUCUCUAUGCUUUCGUAUGGACGCUGGCGUCUUCUCACUGUGAAAAUCAGUGAGAAGCACGGAAGUGCCUCUAGAGGCUGGAUUAACCCAUAGGUAAACAUAGUAGUUUCUCUGAAACUGCUAUGUUUACAGCAAAAAGGGUUAAACCUAGCUGGACCUGGCACCCAGACCACUUCAUUAAGCUGAAGUGGUCUGGGUGCAUAUAGUGGUCCUUUAAAGAAGUAGAAAACUGAGCUUUAUUAAACUUGUUGAGUAUCUGAAGCAUCAGCAAUUGUGGGUUUGAUUACAGGCUUGAGAUAACCAGAAACAAACAUCUUUGUUCUGAAACUUGUCAGUCUACUCUUAUUCUGAGAGAUGAAGGCUAUUCCAUGCGAGAAAUUGCAAAGAAACUAAAAAUAUCAAACAAUACUACUACGAACACUAACCAGAAUAGAUAGGAGUGGAGGGGCCUGGUCCACAACUGAGCAGGAGGACUAAUACAUUGUGUCCAAUGAGACCGUGGUAGUAAACAGAGCAGUCACAUGACUAGGCUUCUACAUAAUACAAUACAGUGACCGUACAAGAUGAACAAAAGAUGUAUUACCUUUUUUUACAGAUUAAAAGGGUCCUGUGGUUUUAAAAAAAAAAAAAAAGUUUAUUUUUAUUUUUAUUUUUUUAAUGGUGGGUGAUGGUGCAUCUAAAACUGUGUUGAGUUACUUUAAGUUUAUUUAAUGUUUCAGAAUAAACUAGGAGCUUGUUGCUGGAUUUAUUUAUUUUGUCUAUAAAUGGGAAUGUCCCUUUUUGAUGGUAAUUGUAGUGUUAUCAGUAAUGCAGACAGGCCUGCAUAAAUUUCCUUUUCCUGUACAUGCCAGGAACCACUUGUACUUAACUGGCGGUGAUCUUAUUCAGUCUGCAUAGUCAGCUUCCUAUGGUUUAAACUUGACGUCUUUAUUUUUAUUGCUAAAUUUUCACAGCCCAUCUAUUUAUUAUGUACACUGCUUGUGCCUUCUUCUAUGCAGUGCAGCAUUUUUUUUGGGAUAUUGUGUGAAUGACCCUGUUCAUGGCUUGUAAGAGAACAGUUUUGCAUCAGCUGGAGUGCGUGGGUUUUUUUUCUUCUUGAUUUCAGGUACAAUCCUGGCGUGAUUGACUAAGUCAGGGGUAGGCAACCUUCGAUCCGCCCAAUGUUGUGGACUUCAUCUCCCAUGAUGCUCUUAUAGCCAUAAUGCUGGCAAAGUAUUGAGGAGAUCUAGUCCACAACAUCUGGAGUGCCUCCAGGAUACCUACCCCUGGACUCAGCCAUACACUGUUUUGAGGUUGACAAAAGUUGAGUUCACUUGUGUUUCCCUUGGGUAUAUUUUAAAACUGGAGAAAUGUAAAUCCUUAAAAAGGGUUCUGGUGGUCGCCACUAUUCAUGAAUGCAUCUGAUUUUGUGUUUUAGUUCAUCAGAGUCUGCGGCAGCCUUGACGCACAGUAGCACGGGAACCAGUUUGAAGAGACCAGAUACUGCAGAAUCCCUGAACUCCUCAAUGUCCAAUGGGACAAAUGAUGCAGGUAGUUCUCUCCAUUACCUGUAGCAGCGAAGGCAAUAUUUAAAGAUUUUGGAAAUUUACCAAGAUAUUGCAUAGAUCAAUAAAGCAUGAAAUGUGCUUUACAUUCAUUAUUCUAGGUUAUUCAUGAAAGCAUCCAAAACAUCUAUUUUUUAUUUUUUUAUUGUUCUUUGAGCAUUGUGUUGGCUGGCCUGGCAGUGGCAUUUCUAAAGAACUUGGUGUAUGUCUUCUUCACUUUGGCCUCUAAAAAGACAAUGGUCUUCCCAGCAUAGUUUAACUACGGCAUCCCAGAAUACAACAAACAGAGCCAGUCAAACACUUAAACCCUUUCUUUUUCCAUCACCCAGUGAAUGUUACAGCAAUUAAUGGAUUGAACAAAGCAGCAGAGGAAAGUAUCAUAGCAUACAUAUAUCACUGCAGGGGUUAAACUAUUUCCAUGUCAUGAACCAUAUAUGUGCCAGGACAUAUAAAUUAAGAAGGCAAAAUUGGUGAGAGGUUUAUUUCUGGAGGGGAUAAUUUCUUCCCCCUAAGCCCAGAUUCAGCCUGUGACUUGAUUAUGUCUUGAAAUGUUUCUGUUCUGUUUUAGAUCAGUUUGACACCCAUGAUGACCAUGAUGAUGGAGAAGGAGAGUCAGUAGAGGAACAUAAAAGUGUUAUAAUGCACCUCCUGUCUCAGGUCCGGCUGGGAAUGGACCUCACUAAGGUAAAAGCAGGACAGUGCAGGGAAUAUUGCUCUGUAUUAUUGAAUAUCAAGUAAAGCAUCUCCUAUAGAAGCACAUUAGUAAUGGUUUAGUGGAAGACACACAGCAGCUGUGAUGUUAGUGAAGGUUUAAUCUUUACAGAAUUUGUUAGAUCGUGGAUUUUCAUUUGUGGUUUGUUUGUUUUUAAAUCUACAUUCAGGUUGUGCUUCCCACUUUUAUUCUUGAAAGAAGAUCGCUUCUUGAAAUGUAUGCGGAUUUCUUUGCACAUCCAGACCUGUUUGUAAGGUAUGGCAGAGCUACAAAUUAGGCUUAUUCACUGAACUCAGAAUUGUAGCAAAUUUAAAUCUGAAUUUUAAAGUUGUGGCUAAAAUAUUUUCUCUGAAAUAAUCUACAACUAAGCAAAUUAAACCCAAAUAGCAAAACUAAGGCUAAAAUACGCUGUUUAAUUUGAAAUUAGAUUUGGUUCGUUAAAAUUUGCAGUUUCAUAAACCAACAUGUAAGGCAUUAAAUUCUCGCACAGCCCUUUGUGUUAUUACAAUAAACCGUUUGCUUAUAUUCAUUAAAAUUUGCAGUGCUCUGCUAAUGGAACAGAUAUGCAAAAACAUUUAGAUUUUUGUCAAUCAAUGUAUUAACACUAUUAUUUGUCUACAUCUCUACUCUACCACAUUGUGUUUGCUAAGAGAAACUCCCUAAAUCCAUUCUGUAGAUUUGUGGUUGAUGGCCUCUGCCAGUGUGUGAUGGGCAAGAUCUGACCCGCUUCAUUGGGAUCCAUAAAAGUAUAUGAAUAACUCUGCCAACAGAACACAAUAGUUCUCCCAUUUGACAGACUUGUUUAGCAUAAUUUACACAAGAUACAGUGUAUCCAGGCAGGUUUUAGAGAUGAUAUUGAGUGUAAUAUGGCUAUUUUUCUACAGAUGCUGUUAAAAUUCUGUUGCUUGCCUAAACCUGGUAACGUUUUAGAUCGUGAUGGGGAAUUUGUUUUGUCCUUUCCCAGCAUUGGUGACCACAAGGAUCCCAAAGACAGGAUGGUACAGGUGGUUAGAUGGUACCUAUCGGCAUUCCACGCUGGCAGGAAAGGAUCAGUGGCAAAGAAGCCUUAUAACCCCAUCCUGGGAGAGGUUUUCCAGUGUCAUUGGGAUUUGCCAGGUCUUGAAAAUGAAGAAAACGCUGUGAGUGUUAACACUUUACUCUGGGGACAGAAAAAAACUUGUGUUUUGAUUGCAGGAGUGUCAAACUUAAAUCGUCGAUUACGGUUUGUACAUCAGAGUAAAUUGGUCAGUUCUAAAGCUUGAACUAUAUCAACACCUGCUUUACUGUAGUAUUCUUAAGAUCCAUAAAAAAAAUCCAUCAAGAAGAAAGUUUAGGAAACUGCGCAAUUUAGAGAACUGCACUUGAUUUUGUUUUGGAUAGCGUAGCGUAGAAGCAAUGCUGAGACUGAAAAUCUCCGCUGUAAUCCUCUGGAGCUAGAAGAGAAGUGCUGGUCAGCGAAUAUAGCCCAUUCCUUCAGUAUCUGGAUGACACAGUUCUGGGAGUCAACUGAUUUUUAUUAGCCUACACAUGGCUUUUUAUGCACAGCCCCAUAGCAUGGAGUCUUCGGGACAAGUUUACAGGGAAUUUUCCCAAGAUGUACUGGGUCUGAGAGAUAAUGGAGUUAUCUAAAAUUCCCAGCUCAAUUAUCUCUGUUACAUGAAAUACAUAACAUUUUAUUAAAAAAUCCCCAAAAUAUAAUAAAACUGUACAGAACCCCACAAUUUUUAUAUACCCGAAUAGCCUGAAUCUGAGCACACAACAUAUAUCCGAAAAGUGCUCAGAUCGCUAUUCGGGAGAAGAUUUCACCGGCCGACCACUAGGUGAUGCCCCAAAAGAGUUCCAGAGAAUCCAGGGCUGUAGCCGAUCUUGGUUCGGGAGUUCCUUCACAAACACCGACCAAUGCUCCCCCCAGUCGGUAGAUCAUAUCUCCUGAACGUGGUUAGUGUAGUUGUUCAGGAAAGUAUACAGGCAGCAGUACCAUCUUGAUCAGGGUUCACAAGAACGUGUAGCCAAAACUAGUUCCACACACUUGACGACCAAGUAACGCUGCCUGCGUUCAGGAGACGAAAUGGAAUGGCGGCCACCUAGGGGAAGCACUCAAGUACUCCUUAAUUGCGUUUAACAGCCAGGGGUGGUCGGUGUUCCAAGUCAAUAACGGGACACACACACAAGGGGGUUACAGAUCUGUUUGCAAGAACUCAACAUGGGUUCAGGCAACCCAAGGGACUGAUGCCAGGUCCGCCACAGAUAGUAUUAAAUGUAUUUCCUUAGCCAUUGUAUAUAAAGGUUCACAGCCCUUUAUAAUAAUAAUCUAUGAUGUUGCUUAAAUACUAAAUUACUAUGCUACUUGCCAGUGGCUGAGGAAAAUGCUAAUUUUGAGCCUUGGUUUACAGACCGUAAGAAAUGGUAACUGGCAUGCACUUGCUUUUUGGCUUCUUCUAAACUCAUGCAGUCCAUGAUUGUUUUGUAGGUUCAUUUUGCUGUGAUUUUGUGUUUGGCAGACAAAAAUUUUUUAUGGUGUUAAACAAAAUUGUUAUUAAUGAACAGAAAGUGUUUUUUUUUAAUAGAAAAAACACCCCCUCACCCCUCCACCCGCUAAAAAUAUGGUUACAUGUGAAUGAAAGCUACCAUCUGCUUCAUUUAUUUUCAAACCUUUGAUAAUACAGGGCAUGCUCAUUUAAAAAUCAUCCUCAUUAAUUCACCCCUGUAAAACUAAUGAAAGAUUCGGGAUUGGUUGUGAAAUAUCAGCAAGUCACCGCUUUACAAUGGAAAUCACUGGAGGAGUAACAGGACCCGUGUAAAACUCCAUCUUACGUAAUUACUUUAACAGUAUGUAUUUGUGUCAACCAGUUGUGAGGAAAAGCCAAAUUUAAAUGUGUGCAAAAACCACGUACUUGAAGAACGAGAGACUGAGAAUGUACUUUGUGUACUUCCUGAGCAACUGUUAAUCAGAUCCCGUGAUCAUGGACGAGUAUACUUUCUUAAAAAGUGAUAUCAAAAUGAAAUUGUGCUUCCAUUAUGCGUUUAUUACCCAAAGAAAGCAGAUUUCUAUGUACUCUCCAACAUAAGAUUUUAUCCUAAAAUAUACUACAACACUAGUAUAUCCUAAUUUAUAAAUCAACAAAUAAAAUCUGUUAGAUGUUGAUCUCUAUCUCAUCCACUUUAAUUCUUUAAACCCUCUUUUUUGUGUUUUAUCAAAGCUUUAUCGUUCAAUAUCUCUUUCCAGGAGACAGUUUCUGAAGGGCCAGUACCGUGGGCUUCCAAAAACAAUGUAACGUUUGUGUCCGAGCAGGUCUCGCACCACCCACCAAGUAAAUUUUUUUAUUUUUUUUUGUAAUUGGUUUGAAAAUAUGAUAAUUGUGUGUGUGUGUGGGGUUCUGUUUCAUUUUUGUGUGAAUUUAAUUUCCAUUUUUGUUUAUCAAACCUAAAGAAAUAACUAAAAAUAAAUAAAACUAUUUACCUGUGUAAAAAGGUUUAAAAUUAAAUUUAAAAAAAAAAAAGCAAUUGACCAUAAUAAAUUCUUAAGAAAAGUAUACUACGUGUUUCGACCCACCCCAUUCCGAAUUCAGCACUUUGGAUCCAACAUACCUAGUUACAGCUUUUCAUUUGUGGUAGCAUUCAUCACAACACAUGGGAUCUAAAACAGAGAAUAUGAGAACUCUGGCAAAAGCUUAAAGAUACUCCGUAGCUUGCCUUUCGUUCAGUCUCCUCUCAGGUCUCAAAUGUUUUUGCUUACUUGUGUCAUUACAAAGAGAACUUGUACCUUUUGCAUAUCCGGCUGAUCCCACCCAUGAACACUCCCUAUAGAAAUGCAUUGAUUCAAUGCACCUCUGUGAGGAGAUGCUGAUUUGCGCAGUGCAGUGUUUUGCCAUGCAGAUGCAAUAGCCUCCCAAUACUUUACUAUUGCAAAGCAUUAGAUUGGCUGAGAUCAUAAAGAUCGGUGAUUUCAGACGUGAAGGCAGGGCCAGCAGUGGCGAGACCAGCGCAGUGAUGGAGAAAAGGUAGGUUUUUAAAACGUUUUAACUCCACUAUGGAGGGAGGUAAGAGGGUGGUGACCUAAAUAGCUAGUCCAACAUUAUAGUGUUAGGAAAACAAACAUGCAUUUCUACUACUAUAGUGUUCAUUUAAAGGAAGAAGCAGCGCUAUCCCUGCCUCAUUCCUGUAAAUAAAAUGUUGUAUUGUUCCACCCAUCAUAAAGCAUUAUAUGAAUAAAUUGAUUUGCAGAUAUUCUUUUUAAAAGAACACUAUAGUGUCAGGAAUACAAAUGUGCAUUCCUAACACUAUCGUGUUAAACUAACUGUUCACCUCUGUGGAGAUAAAAUGUGAUUUUACUUACUUUAUCUCCCUCGCCGCUCUGGUCUUGCUGCCGGAUGCCUCACCUUCAUUGCCAAGGUCAUCAGCCAAUCCGCAUCCCCUCAUAGAUAUGCAUUGAAUCAGUGCAUCUCUAUGGGGAGCUUUUCGCAUAUCCCUGCAGAGUGUGGAAAUGCAAAAUGUAGGUGCUGCACACUGCAGUACUGACUCAGGAAGCACCUGUAGUGACAGUCUGAGUGACUGCAGCUAGAGGUGUUUGUUUACAUUGAAAAGCCUGAAAUGGUAGGUUGUAGACGGACAUUAAGCUGUAGAGGUUCUGGUGACUAUAGUGUCCCUUUAACCUCUGGUGCUGCACCAUGUGUAUAGAACAUCAUGUUUCUGCUGAUUUAUCCAUUAACUGAUUUAUUGUGCAAUUUGCUAACUCUCUGCUGACUUCAUGUGUCUCCGUCAGCUUGAAAUAUUAUUGCCGUGCUCUUCAGAUGCAGCUCUGAGUACAUCUGCUUAAAACAUAUUUUGAUGACUGGAUGCAUCAUUUUCCCACUUAUACCUCAGAAUUUUUUGUCCAGAAAAUAUUAUUUCUUUAUUUUUAACAUGGUCAACUUUUUUUAUUUUUUUAAAUUUUUUUAGCAGAUGUAGAUUUCUGCUCCCCUCCUUUCUGUAAGAUAUUAAAAAAAAAUUUAAGCCAUAAAAUUUACAUGUAAUAAAGGACUAAAGCUGUCACCUGUCAGUCAUGGUGAUCUCUGGUCCAAUUGAAAUGCCUAUAGUGAAGCAUUGCAGACACCUGGUGCAAAAUGCCACCGCACAUGAAGACAUUCAAUCAAUGAAAGACCGCAAGGUGGAAGUAGCUCAGUCUGACCACCACUUCUAGAGGCAUUAUUUCUUAGAAAUUGCAAUGUUUUACAUUAUCCAACUUUUUUACAACUUUUUGCACCAAAACCAUUACAUUGAGAUGUAGUGGUCUUGGUGCUUAAUGUUCCUUUAAUCAAUAUUUGUACUGACUAUUACUUUAUGUAUCAUGCUUUGAACUGCACAGACUAUUAGAUGAAGAUAAUUUGACGAAUGAGUAUGUAUUCAUUUUUUGUUAAUUCACAAAUAAGAAAAUUAAAGGGAUACUAUAAACACCAAAACAACUUUAGCUUUAUUAAGCAGUUUUGGUGUAUAGAUCAUGUCCCUGCAGUUGCAAUACUCCAUUCUUUGCCAUUUAGGAGUUAAAUCACUUUUUUUUUAUUUUUUAUGCAGCCCUAGUCCCACCUACCUGCAUGUGACCUACACAGCCUUCCUAAACACUUCCUGUAAAGUCAUCUAAUGUUUACACUUUACCUUUAUUGCAUUGUUUGUUUUCUUAAUGCCUUUUCUCACAGAUUAAUGCAUUUUGUCUGCUCUCUCCUUUCUUUCUUCAUCAAGUUUCAGCCUUUUAUGCCGAAUGUUAUAACAAGAGAAUACAGUUUAACGCUCACAUAUGGACCAAGUCUAAAUUUUUAGGAAUGUCCAUUGGGGUCCACAAUAUUGGACAAGGUAAGGGAUUUAGUUUCAUUGGUACAAUCUGUUGGCAUGCUGUGGGUGGAUAUAGAACAAAGUGGGGGGUGUAUUAAGUGAAAUUGUUAUUUGUGAGUUAGAAGGUAAAGCUUACAGUGUUUAGAAUAGAAUAUCUGCUGUAAAAAAUCUGCUCAUUUUAAUACAUUUCCGACUUCAACCUCCUAUUGGAAAUCUUGUGUAUAGACGGAUGCAUUACAAAUUGAGAAAUUGAAAGGGUUACUCCAGCCACCAUGACCACUCCAGCUUGAAACCCUGUACAUACAGGGAUAUUGUUAAUUGUGUGCUGGGGGCAGACCUUGCACUUUGGGAUUUGUUACAAAGCUAAUUUUUUUUUUUUUUAUUAAGUCUAUUUAAAAUGUUUCUACAUUGUCUCUCACAGGCUGUGUCACUUGUUUGGACUAUGAUGAGCAUUACAUCCUAACAUUCCCCAAUGGAUAUGGGAGGUGAGUUGGAGUAUUUUCUUAAUAUCAUCAUCAUUAUUAUUGGGAAGCAAAAACCCCACAAGUUUAUGGUGGGAAAAAAUUGUGAUUGAAAACCCCUUCCACCUGAAGUCUGUGGAUAGUUAAUACAAUGUUAAACAAAAAUCUGCACACCAGUCAAGAAUUGCUUUUCCCAAAGAAAUCACAAAUCUGCAGUGAUGUUACUACUGCAAAGGAUUCUGGGUGGGCAUAUGCAAAUUAGUUUAACAAAGAAUCUCAUCUUUGCCUCAUUCCAUUUUAAACAUGGAUUCCUUUGAGUCUGUUUGCUGCAUACAACAGCUUUGAAACACAACUUAGGAUGGCUUUGCAUCCUUUCUGAAGUUGUGUUUCAAAGAUGUUGUAUACAGCAAACAGACUCAAAGGAAUCCAUGCUUAAAAUGGAAUGAGGCAAAAAUGUGAUUUUUUUGUUCAACUAAUUUGUGUAUGCCCACCCAGAAUCCUUUGCAGUAGUAACAUCACUGCAAAUUUGUGAUUUCUGUGGGAAAAGCAAGUCAUAUGGCUUGACUGGUGUGCAGAUCUUUGUUUAACGUUGUAUUAAUUAUUAUUAUUGGUAUUUAUACAGUGCCAACUUAUACUGCAGCGCUUUACAAUAUUAUAAAAGGAGGGAAUUUAGCAAUAAAUAAUACAAUUACAAAAUGUUACAGGGGCAAUAGGUAGAUUAGGACCCUGCUCAAACGAGCCAACUGCCUAGAGGAGUGGAGUAUAAAGACACAAUAGGAAGGGCAGCAAAAAAAGGGGGACAGCAAAAAAAAUGAGGUGGAAAAGUAGCAGAACUGGAGCUGAACGUGGAGUGUGACUCUUUAGGAAAGAGCAAGAGAACGAUUUGUGACAUAGAAGUUACUCUAGGAGUCCAUAAGAAUUUCUGAAUAGAUGGGCUUUGAGGGACGAGGGGAGAGUUUGGUGGGGUAGGUAGGCUGUUCCAAAAGAAUGGAGCUGCCCUCGAGUAUUCUUGCAAGUGUGAGUUAGCUGUAAGGGUGCGAGUAGCAAACAGGAGGUCACCAGCAGAGCGGAGAGACCGAGAAGGAAUCAAUGAAGAAAUGUAACAGGGGCCAGAGCUUUAUAGGUAAGGGUUAAUAUUUUGAAUUGACAUCUAUAGGAUACAGGAAGCCAGUGUAAGGAUAGACCGUGGCGGGAUGUGAGAGGAGCAAUUAUAGAUCGAUCCCUUUUGGAAUAGAGCGAUAGUAGGGAAUGAGGCAAAGGGUAGCAGGGAUUAGUCAAGGUAUUUUUCAUCAGCCCAACAUCACUAAUAAAAAUAUAUAUAUAUAAAAAUUUUAAUAAGUCCCAUCACAAUCUUCUAUAUUCUGAUGUGGUGUAUCACCAUUCCCAUUAGUUGAUAAACCACAUGUUUUUUUUUUUUCUCUUAGAUCCAUCCUGACUGUGCCGUGGGUGGAACUCGGAGGAGAGUGCAGUAUUAAUUGUUCCAAAACCGGUUACAGUGCCACAGUCACCUUCCACACCAAACCUUUCUAUGGUGGGAAAAAACACAGAGUCACAGCGGAAAUCUAGUAAGUAUUGUAUUAACCUACAUAUGCAUAGAACAUGGGGUCAGCCGCAGUUAGGAUUGAUAUUGAUAUAGAUUAGAGAAUAUUGAUCCUUCUUGGUUACGUGCGUGCAUGCAGCAGUGUGAUGGGAGAAGGAAUUAGAUAGUCUCUGAUAGCCAGCCCCUUAGAGUAGAAAGUAAAUUGCCAAGCACUCGCCAAAUAGAAGUAAUGAAUGGAGCAAUUGGUUGGAAUCUUUGUAUUAAUGUUAUAAUGUAUUUCUGUUUCCCACAGUCCUCCAAAUGAGAAGAAAUCAUUCUGUUCUGUCGAAGGAGAAUGGAAUGGGGUCAUGUAUGCAAAAUAUUCAAAUGGGGUAAUUAGAGAAUAAUUCCUUUCUGUGCUAUCAAACACUGCAAUGGUGGCGUCUAAUGCUGUAAGCCGUGUCUUGUAGAUCAAAUGACAGUUUGUGAAACAAAAACGAAGAUUUCAGAGUAUAUAUACUUUAAUAACACCAUCUUAAAACCUUUACAAACUGUCUGUGUCUUUCACAGAUCAUUUGUGUAGCUUUGUUUUCCUAUGAAAAUCUAUUGGUUUUCAAAUCAACCUGAUCUUCCUAUGUGCAUUAUUCCUUCUCGGGUAGAUCAAACAUUACACCCCAGCAGAGAUCACUACUAGAAGAUAAUCUGCCUAACUUUCUAAAUUUCACUUUCUUAUUUGCUACUUGGAGAUAUUUGACCCAUUUGAUGAAAAUUCAAGCUCUGAUUUGCUGCUUGGACAUAAUCAGAACGUGUAUUUCUUAACCUGCCUGAGAGGUUGAACAUUAUGAUACAAUCCCAAAAUGACAUCUAUUGUAGGAAAAAAAGUCUUAAAUUCAAGGCAAAAUCCAUUAAAAUUCUCAUCUGUCUAUUAGAUGACAGAGAAACUUAAAUACGGGUCAUGGUGUAUUAUAUGAUGUUUGAUAAAGAUCAUAUGAUUUAUCAUUUGAUGCAAUUAACAUUUUGACAGACUGCAGUAGAUAAGUACAAUUUGUUACGAGAGGUUUAAUCGGACACUUCAAGCUAUAAUCCCUUAUUGUAGUGGUAUGGGUGCAAGAAAUCAACAAGGGUAGUUCCUCAUUUUUAUUUAUUUUGUCAAUCUAUUUUCACACUGUUUGAAAAUGCAAAAUGAAUCUCUAAAUCUAUAUCCACAAGAAGAAAUAUAUGUUGUGGUGCACCAAAUGUUAGUUAUGUCUCUUUAAGUGGACCAUCUGUUUAUAAUAUAUAAGCGCAGUGGAUGUACAAUCCUUUUUAAAGAAAUAUAAAAAAAGCCAAACAUUUUCUUAUUUACUACAGUGUCACACAAAGAAUGAGAGAAAAUCAUGAAUAUUUAUACAGUUCUUAAUGGAUGAACUUAUCUUAGACCCAAAGCCUUUCUUUACCCAAUCCGAUUUUGAGGGUACCUCUCCCCAACUGUCCGAGGUCAGGGGAGGACUUGAGUGGCAUGAAGGGGGGGGUCGUACCGCCAUUAGUCAUCUGUCGCCAGUAUACUAUGCAUGCCAACAGACGGCAAAUAUGCAAGAACUAACAUUCGCCAGCCAAGAACUUUUGUUCCAGGUGUGCUAAUGAAUCUGCUAAAGAGGCGUUGCACCUUUGGCAGCAAAGUUCUUUAACACCGUGUGUGCAGAAUUAUGUGUGCGUACUGUAGCAUUAUAGACGUUUCUGGAACAUUACCAUGUAAUGCAGAACACCUAUACCAAGAAUCUCUGUUGGUUUUUUGUUAUGGGCAUAUCAUGCUGCACUUACUGGGUAUAUUUGUAAUGGCUUUUUUAUUCAAUUAUUACUUUCUGUUCAUGCGGACUUAUCUAUUUUACAGGAAAAUGUAGUUUUUAUAGAUACCAAGAAGAUGCCUCCAGUGAAGAAAAAGGUUCGGAAAUUGGAAGAUCAACUUGACUAUGAAUCUCGAAGGUAAUUUUUGUUUUAAAGACCUUUUUAAAAGAAUUGUGACCAGGCCACGUGGAAGAUUUUGUUAGAGUGAUGUUUUGGAAUUCAGUAUUGGCCAAUCUUUGGAACUCCAGGUGUUUUGUAGCAAGUCGCCAUGAUGCUCUUGGAAUGUAUUCGCUUUACAAAUGUUGACUUCUUGUGUUUGUUUUCCUGUAUCUGUUCUUGAAAAAGGCUGUGGAGAGAUGUAACGUAUAACUUGAAAAUCAGAGAUAUUGAUUCAGCAACAGAAGCAAAGCACAGUUUGGAAGAGAGACAGCGAGCGGAGGCGAGAGACCGCAAAGAGAAGGAAUCUCAGUGGGAGACCCGGGUAAGCCAUGUUACUGCUUUUGUUUCAUGGUUGUUUUGUUGGGUUUUAUUUUUUGCGCAUUUUGGUGAAAAAACCUUUUACAUUUUGCGGAAGUUUCUCCAGGAAUCGUGAACGUGUAGAAUAGGUUUAUUAACUUUUUGUUUGUUUUUACUAUUUAUAUUCUAUGACAGUAGAGAAAUGAAGGAACUCUUGUUACUGCUUAUUGUAGGUUGAUAUCUUGUAAAUAUGCAUUUUAAAUCCUUUUUGUUCUUUAUUUUCAACUUAAAGGGUAACUGUUAAAUCUCUAGAAAUUACGCAAUAAGACAUUGAAACAAAAUUAUAAGAUGUUAAACAUUUUUUUUCAUGUAUGCUUUUUUUUUUUUUUAUAUAGGUUUUUCUUCCAGUCUAUGUAUUUGAAAUCUGGUAUCAUAAUAUGGAUAUAUUAUUAAAUGUAUACAUAGAAUGCAUUGAUCUUCAAAAAGAGCACAUGUGAUAAACUGCAAUAACAUAAACCCUUUAAAUACACUAUAGACACCCAGACCACUUCAUCUCAUUGAUUGUCCCUGUUCCCUUAACCCUGCAGUGUGAGAAAUUGCUAUGUUUAUAUUGCAGGGUUAAGCCUGUAUCUAGUAGUUUCAAAAAAAAAAGAGAGAUCCAGGCACUCAAGUGUUGAAGCCGCAGACAAAUUUUAAUGGAACAAAAGGAGCAGCAACGUUUCGACCUUCACAAAUGUCUUUUUCAAGCUUUUUUUAGCUUGAAAAAGACCUUUUGUGACGGUCGAAACAUUGCUGCUCCUUUUGUUCCAUUAAAAUCUGCCUGCGGCUUCAACACUUGAGUGCCUGGAUAUCUCUUUUUUGAUUGUACGUGUUGGGAUUGAUGGUCCUGCUCCAGAGCACCGGUGAUUGCCGGGAUUGAGUGCAGUUCUUAUAACUAUUUUUGCAACACUGUAUCUAGUAGCAGUCGUCCAACCUGGCUGGCUAAUAACCUAAUGAAAGCUAUUAAAUGUUCCUACUUAAAGGAACACUCCACACCCAUAAAACACUCCAGCAUGCUGAAGUUCUUUAUGGGUGAGGAAUUUCUUAUUUUAACCCCAGUUUAUAAAAGUGCCAAUUUUCUAUUACAAAUUGUCACUUUUAUAAUAACCUUAUGGAAUACCCCAUGGCUGUCAGACAGCCAGAGAGGUUUGCUUCCUCCCUUCACUAGCUCUCCUGGGCUAACUGAAGUGGAAGGUGCCCUCUACUUGAAUUGCUUGCCUCUUUCUGGCCUCAAGCCAGUGUCUUCAGGAACUCUAGCGCUUCCCCAGACAUCAGAAGCAUUCCUGACCACAGUUUGUGCAAGUUCUUUUAAUGUAUACCUCCAAUGAAUAUUUAUGAAAAAUACAUGCAUGUAUUCCUUGGGGGUAUACCUACUUAGCAGUGUGUAUAUAUAUAUAUAUAUAUAUCUGUAUGUAUAUAUAUAUAUAUGUAUAUAUAUAUGUAUAUAUAUAUGUGUAUAUAUAUAUAUAUAUAUAUAUAUAUACAGGGAGUGCAGAAUUAUUAGGCAAGUUGUAUUUUUGAGGAUUAAUUUUAUUAUUGAACAACAACCAUGUUCUCAAUGAACCCAAAAAACUCAUUAAUAUCAAAGCUGAAUAUUUUUGGAAGUAGUUUUUAGUUUGUUUUUAGUUAUAGCUAUGUUAGGGGAUAUCUGUGUGUGCAGGUGACUAUUACUGUGCAUAAUUAUUAGGCAACUUAACAAAAAACAAAUAUAUACCCAUUUCAAUUAUUUAUUAUUACCAGUGAAACCAAUAUAACAUCUCAACAUUCACAAAUAUACAUUUCUGACAUUCAAAAACAAAACAAAAACAAAUCAGUGACCAAUAUAGCCACCUUUCUUUGCAAGGACACUCAAAAGCCUGCCAUCCAUGGAUUCUGUCAGUGUUUUGAUCUGUUCACCAUCAACAUUGCGUGCAGCAGCAACCACAGCCUCCCAGACACUGUUCAGAGAGGUGUACUGUUUUCCCUCCUUGUAAAUCUCACAUUUGAUGAUGGACCACAGGUUCUCAAUGGGGUUCAGAUCAGGUGAACAAGGAGGCCAUGUCAUUAGAUUUUCUUCUUUUAUACCCUUUCUUGCCAGCCACGCUGUGGAGUACUUGGACGCGUGUGAUGGAGCAUUGUCCUGCAUGAAAAUCAUGUUUUCUUGAAGGAUGCAGACUUCUUCCUGUACCACUGCUUGAAGAAGGUGUCUUCCAGGAACUGGCAGUAGGACUGGGAGUUGAGCUUGACUCCAUCCUCAACCGAAAAGGCCCCACAAGCUCAUCUUUGAUGAUACCAGCCCAAACCAGUACUCCACCUCCACCUUGCUGGCGUCUGAGUCGGACUGGAGCUCUCUGCCCUUUACCAAUCCAGCCACGGGCCCAUCCAUCUGGCCCAUCAAGACUCACUCUCGUUUCAUCAGUCCAUAAAACCUUAGAAAAAUCAGUCUUGAGAUAUUUCUUGGCCCAGUCUUGACGUUUCAGCUUGUGUGUCUUGUUCAGUGGUGGUCGUCUUUCAGCCUUUCUUACCUUGGCCAUGUCUCUGAGUAUUGCACACCUUGUGCUUUUGGGCACUCCAGUGAUGUUGCAGCUCUGAAAUAUGGCCAAACUGGUGGCAAGUGGCAUUGUGGCAGCUGCACGCUUGACUUUUCUCAGUUCAUGGGCAGUUAUUUUGCGCCUUGGUUUUUCCACACGCUUCUUGCGACCCUGUUGACUAUUUUGAAUGAAACGCUUGAUUGUUCGAUGAUCACGCUUCAGAAGCUUUGCAAUUUUAAGAGUGCUGCAUCCCUCUGCAAGAUAUCUCACUAUUUUUGACUUUUCUGAGCCUGUCAAGUCCUUCUUUUGACCCAUUUUGCCAAAGGAAAGGAAGUUGCCUAAUAAUUAUGCACACCUGAUAUAGGGUGUUGAUGUCAUUAGACCACACCCCUUCUCAUUACAGAGAUGCACAUCACCUAAUAUGCUUAAUUGGUAGUAGGCUUUCGAGCCUAUACAGCUUGGAGUAAGACAACAUGCAUAAAGAGGAUGAUGUGGUCAAAAUAUCAUUUGCCUAAUAAUUCUGCACUCCUGUGUGUGUGUGUGUGUGUGUAUGUAUAUAUAUAUAUAUAUAUAUAUAUAUAUAUAUAUAUAUAUAUAUAUAUAUAUAUAUAUAUAUUCCAAAUGAAAGGCUAGCACUCGAGGACUUCAAUAUCAAAAGUAAAAACUUUUAAUCUGGUUUGUCAAAUAGUCGCCGUUUCAGUCCACCAUGGUGAACUUUCUUCAGGAUGUCCUGAAGAAAGUUCACCAUGGUGGACUGAAACGGCGACUAUUUGACAAACCGGAUUAAAGGUUUUUACUUUUGAUAUUGAAGUCCUCGAGUGCUAGCCGUUCACCUGGAUUCUAUGUUUAUGUGCAGCUGAGCACCGGGCAGACACUGGAAGGAGAGCUGGAGUGCAAAACUCCCAACGUAUUGUGUGUGUGUGUGUGUGUAUAUAUGUAUGUGUAUAUAUGUAUGUGUGUGUAUAUAUAUAUAUAUAUAUAUAUAUAUAUAUAUAUAUAUAUAUAUAUAUAUAUAUAUAUAUAUAUAUAUAUAUUUAAAAAAAAAUUUUUUUUUUUUAAAUAAUCCGUCUGUGCUCCACCAUUUACAUGUUGCUCUUGACCAUAACAACCACCACCAUGUUUCUUUGCAUUAUCAAAUAUUUUCCCCCAUGACAUUUUAGGGAUCGUUUUGCAUGGAUCUGACUUUGUUGUUUCCUCCCUAGUUGUUCCAUGAAGACGGAGAAUGCUGGGUGUAUGAUGAUCCGUUACUGAAAAGACAGCCUUCCUUGAAACAUUAAAAACUUUAAGUGACUUACAGAAUAAUUUGUGGCAGAACAUUUUCUGAAACCUGUAUCGUUCUUUCAAUGCCAAGAAAUGAAGGUAUCCGUAAAAGGCCAGAUGAGCAGAUACUCCCUGUAGUGCUGAGACCGCCACUUACACUGCAGUGGUUCCUAACUCAGGGAAACUGGACUUUACAAACAGAUGGACAAUUCAAACAGGGUUCCAUCCCUGAACAACAUAAUGCUCAUAUCUUAUACCAUAUGCUUUAAUGGCCCUUUUCAUUCCCUUUAACACAAUGAAUUAGACUGACAAUUGUGUAUGCCGGUCUCUCUGUUCCCAUUAUAAAGCUGUGUAAUACAGGAACACAGAACCUUGCUCAUAAUUUCAUAUUCUUAUACUCUUUCUUGAUUGCAGGACUCAAAAUUGCAAUUGUAUAUCCAAACCUUUCAAUUAUUGUAUAUAUAGCAUAAAUCUGGAAUUUUAAUACAGCAUACAGAACUAUUUCAUUCUAGAAACUGGUUUCAUUCAUUUCUGUUGGACAUUCAGUCCCUAUACCUGUAGAAACUGAUUUUCAAUCAAUUAUCAACAUGCAUUCUCAAUACUUCUCAUAUAGCUUCAUCCAUGUUAUAUUUUCCUGCAUUUGUAUUUAUUUCCUAAUAAAGGUAGAACAAAUUAUUUUAUUAGAUUUGCAUUUAUGAUUUGCAAUUAAAUUCUAUCUUAAGAAAAA
Pelobates cultripes (western spadefoot toad) is the source of this 96244-nucleotide messenger RNA. The record is from the annotation of a GenBank genome assembly. Lineage: Eukaryota; Metazoa; Chordata; Amphibia; Anura; Pelobatidae.